This is a messenger RNA of Xyrichtys novacula (pearly razorfish), 98733 nucleotides long. The record is from the annotation of a GenBank genome assembly. NCBI's taxonomy places the organism in Eukaryota, Metazoa, Chordata, Actinopteri, Labriformes, Labridae.
AUGAAGACCGCCAGCCGUGCUCAGCCCCGCAGCAGCCCCCCGCUGGUCCAGAUGAGGCGUUACGCUCCCGGGGUGUAUCCUUUCCUGUUCCCCUCGAUCAUCAGCUCCCUGCCACAGCUCCCGCCGCCACCAUCACCACAGAGGCUGCAGAUCCAGCAGCCGUCCAGCAGUGGCAGCACACCUUCGCCUGUUGGUGAGUACUGACUCAUACUGGCUGGUUAGACAUUUGAUUCCUUGAACUGAUCUGAAAGCAGUACACUCACAAUGAUGUCCUCCAGUCUAAAACAUCCAGACCGGUCAUUUCUGGUCUUAAAGAUAACGUCGGUCUAUUUAGUAUCAAAGCAAGAAGCAAUGCAGUGCAACACUUUUGCAAGUUUAAGAGGAAUAAGAUGAGUAAAACCCAAAUCUGAGCCCAUGCAAAGUUGAGGUCCACCUCGCCCAACCUUGGUUCAUCAGCUUAGAGUUGGUUUCAGAGGUACAGAGCAUGCUCAGUCAAGCUUGAAUGGCAGAUUGGAGUGAACAAAAAUACAAGUAAUUAAAUGACUUUUUCCAAAUCCUUAGCAAGGACUUGCAAAACUGUUAUUUAAAAAAAAAAAUCCAGUUGCGUGGACCAAGUUUGCCUCCAGAAACUGCAAACAAAUCUGGUUCUGUGUUGUUGUAUGGUUCCAGUCGAUCACAUCUCCUCACCCCUCUCAUGGAAAUGGAAUAGAUAGUAGCGCUUCUGGGAAACCAGCAUUAUCCUGUGGUAUAAUGUCCACUUAGAAAAAAAUGCUGCAGAACAAAAGGAGAUUUUUCUGCUCCUUGAUUUGCUGUACUCUAACCAAGGUACUUUGAUCCUGAAGAGCCAUUGCCUCUGUUUCUGAAAACAGGGCUAGGGUUAAUUAAUACUUCAAUUUCUUGUUCAUUUUAAUGCCUGAUACCACUUAAGUUAUAUUACCUAAAGAAAAUGCUAAAUAUUACUAAAAAUGAAGCUGGUUCCAUAAUAUUUCAUGGAAAGCUUAAGCUUAAUUGUAUUCCCAAGGUAUAUAAGAGGCCAUUUCAUGUCAUUAGCAGCAAUGCACAUGCAAAGGCCUAGAGUGGCCUUUGCAUUCAAGCCAUAACAAAGAGCUAGCUAAUUGAGGUAUAGGAAACAUCUUUCUACCCAGCAAAAGGACUGUGCACUCAUCUGUUCCUGUGUCAGGAACCAUCACUGUAGUUAAAGUAGCUGGAAAACAGGCAGGUCCACAGCAGCAGUGAUCCAGAUGAACCUACAGCAUGAUGAAGCUCAGAGACUCCCAGAAAAGACUGUGUUAGUGACUCUAGGGGGACAUGAUGGUUUAAAGUUCAUGACAGUGCUGUACAGUCUUAAAGAGAAUCUAUUUCAUAAAUUUCAGUCAUGCAGGGGAAAGCCUACUUUGUGUUACUGGAGGUACAUGUUUUUCUAGGUCAUCCCCUUUGAGUUCUGAAACAAUUAUUGGUGUAAAACCUGCAGAAGAGGUUGGCUUUCAUAUCAUAUCCUGGUGUCUAAAAUUGAGCUGUUUUCAAUUGUCUCUACUCAAAAUCCCUCUUGAGGAUUUUGAUGUUUAUCAGUCGGAGCAUGUUGAUGAAAAUCUCCAUCAACAGUGAGUAAUCCAGACAGCAGUGUUGCUCCUGGAUUAUUUCCUCACUGUAACCGUCCCCCUGGUGUCUCCUGCAACUGUAGAAAUAUUCUGACACACUCUUGUUUGUGUUGCCUAAGCUUGAGCUCUGCUGUUUUCCACUUUCCUCUCUCUCACGUUUCUCUCCUCCCUCUCUAAACCCUCCACCACCAUCCCUCCAAAAUCUGUUUUGACAUGAAAACCAGCAGGCAGCCUCACCCAGGGGGGGACUCUUCUCUGGGUGAGCAGCUCAGGUGUGCAUCUUUGUGUGCUGCUCAGCUCUGAAGUGCAAAUACACAAAACACAGAGCCAGACAAGCAUCUCAGUGCUGUAUUUUGGAGCCGAUGUUUUCACAUGGAGGAGGUUUCUUUUCCUGUUUUUAAUGAAAAUGUAAAAUGUAGAGUCCAAAUACUGAUCGAAAAAUCAAAGAGUCUUCACUUAAAAUCUGCGGCAGCUUUAUUGUAAAACUUUUCCUACCUUCAAAUGUUAUGACCUCAGUAAAAGGCAGUGUCUGCUUUGAGAAACUCUUUGGUUUAAGUUUUUGUUUGGUUCAAUUUUUGCAGCUGCUUCAGUGAAACCUCAAAGUCCUACUGCCUACGGUUUCUGUUUGUGUUUGCUUUAAGGUCUAUAUAGGACCCCAAAAAUGAUCUGUUAUACGUAAAGGAUUCCUUGUGGUUGUGAAAGUCCACAAAUUUAGGGGGAAUUUCUACUUCUCACUUGUCAUGUUUUGUGCCAGCUGCCAUGACAGGAAAAGUAUAUCCCGAGUGUGGCCCACCUCGAUCUUCAGACCAUGUGUGGGAACUCACUCACUUGCUUUAGCAGGACAUAAACAUACAUUAUGAUGAGUUUACAUCUGUUUAAUAACCGGUUUAUAAUUCCUCACAGGAGUUUUGACUGAGAACAAGCCUCAUAUACAAAUAUAGGGCCGCCAUCUUGCACCGCCGUGUUUCUGCUGCAACGCAGAAUGAACAAACUCAUAACAUUUGGAGCUUUGUGUUUGUGGGUUAGUGAAGUGUAUCAGUCAGAAUAAGAAGUGAGGGUUUUGCGGUUAAAAAGUUGACAAAUUAAAAAUUGUACUUGUCAUGCUUUACAGAGACUUCUUGUCCUUAAACAGCCACUAUCACUUCACUCAUGGCAGGGAUGAGCGGGGGGGCACUUCAGUCUCGAAGCUUGAUAUUGUAAAACAUUCCCAUUUCUAUGCAGUGUACCUUUCCGCUUUAUUGAGUCGUUUUGCUGAUAUUUGGACCUAAAACUUGUGAAUUGUGUGUUACAAACAUUAUGGUUUUAAGUUUGUGUUUAUCCUCCUUAACUUUUAAAUACUUUUCUUCCUCAGUGUGCAUCUAGUUUGUUCUGAAUUUUCAAGUCAUUUGCCCCCAAAGACCGAGGUUCAUCCCACUCACAGAGAUGAAAGCCAGUGUCUUUGUGUUGCAUGUAUACCUGAAGUAAAAACUAUACUGUCAGUGUUUCAAAAAGCAUGAAAAGCGUUGACUCCUGCAGCUAAGAGCGAGAUGAAGAGAACAUCAAUACGUUUCUAUGAUCCUCUGGUUUGAGAGGAGCAGGAUGAAGUGUGGACAUGAAAUAUGCAGCGCUCUCAUAAAGAGGAAAACAACAAAAACAAAAAGGAGAUAAAAAGAGUACAGAUGCCGUCUUCCUCCUCAUCAUUCUUUACUGUGUGGAAGAUAAAACAGAGGCUGAAUUAUUCGCUGCAUUAAAGACAAAGGAAUAAGCUCCCUGAAACAGGAAGCUGUGUCUGAUGGCGUCUGAACUUUAGACGUCAGGAUGAAACAAACAGAAAGGUAAUGAGCCCUGCUGUUGAGUCUGAUUUCUGGAUUUAAAUGCAUGAUCAGGGCCGUCGCGGCAUCCCCAGAGACUCAGUCAAACACUCGCUUGUUGUUGGGUCAGCGGUCCAGUCUGCCCCGCCUGCCGUCUCCCGUCUCCACCGGGGGGAAUCUCAAAGGAAGCUGAACUCUACUGGAAACAUCAGGAAACCUCUCGGGAACACUGGUGUCCCAGUCAACAACAUGUGUGUAUGAGUGUGUGAUUAAAAAGACGAGGAAGAAACAAAGGGAGGAUUGUAAUCAGGCGCACAAACCAGCACAUUAAUUCAGAGUUUUCAAUUCACUCUGCAGACACUUCCCUUAAAGCACAUGAGGAUUUCAUCACAUAUGAUAAUUAGAGGGCUGAUGCCUGUGUUUGUUGAUUCUUACGCUUAGUUUUUAAUAUUUUAUUCAGCUGAACUUGUAUCAAUGAACCGCAUUGUUUCAGAGCAGUGAAGUUUAUAAAUAUAAGCUUUAUCCUCGGAGGAUGCUGAUACUCUAAUUACUGAUACAAACUUUUUAUUUAUUAUACAUCUAAAUAAUUUGAAAAGAGUUAGAUAAUCCACAUGUGGUAGGAUUUAAAAAAUAAUGAAAAAAGGCUAGAGGGAGAUGCAGAAAGACAUGGAUGGAUAAUCAAUCAGUUUUUAUCAUUUAUUGAGUGACAUCGACUGUUGUAUAACAGCUGCUGCAGUCACAAAGUGAACAAAGCUUCAGUUAAAACUUUUAUUUGCAUCUCUGAAAGAGUUGCAAGGACAGAACAUUGGUGGCUAAUAUUUCUUAUUUAAAUGCACAGUUGUUUUUGCUCAUGCAGGUUGAAACAACAUGUAUGCACAGCAACCAGUCCUGAAGCAGUCUCUGCAGUCAGUCCCCUCUCAAAGUUGCCUGUCUGUCUAAUAUACUCAAACCACAGUCUUUGGACUAAUAUCAAACAGUAGAUACUGAUUCUCAUUUAGAUGCCUUAUCUACAAAUGGAGGCCUCCAAAGACAACACCAUGACCCUAAGACCUUAGAAAAGUAUGGACAAUGCAGCAACUCCUUUUUAGUGAAACCAAAAUUGUGAAAAUUUCUCAAAAUGCUUCAAAAAUGAAAAAAAAAAAGACCCAAAAACUUUGUCAAGUUCAGUUGCCGUCUGCUGAGAGGGUGUGUUGAGUUUCAAAAGACAGAUAAAGGGAGAUGAACAAAGAAACAGACAAAAAAUGGAUCAGGUUUUCUCAGAUAUUGUUUGAUCUUGACCGUUAUGACGGCCAGUGUCGUCACUAGGAAAAAAAAGCUAAUGUUUUUGCCAGAUGACUGACCUCUACUGCAUGUUAAAAUGGACAUAUUUUUAUAGAUCUACUGGAAUAUAGAGCAAAUGUUUUUUUUUUUUUUUUUUUUUUGCAGAGGCAGAUUUCUUUCUGCUGCCUAAAUUUCAGGCAGAUGCAGCAUGUCUGCAUAGCAACCAAUCCUAAAACAGUCCCUGCAGUCUGUUCCCUCUCAAAUUUAGGAAAUGCACACUCACACACCUACACAUUCAUCAUUUUUUCCUGCAGAUUUAUCCCCCUCCUCCUUCUCUUCCUGUCUCCCUGCCCCGUCUUUGUCUGCGUUGCUUAUUUCUCGUCUGCAGACUGUCUGUCAGUGUUUCCCUGUUGUUAUUUUAGAAUCCAUCGCAGGGUAUUUAGGUCACACGCGGUUUCUCGUCCUGGCAAAGUAUGAAUAAUGCAGACUUCUCUCAUUACACCAUGUGCUAACCCUCUGGAUUGAAAAUCAAUGUGCACUCAAGUGGCUGCUGAAUGAAUGGAGCAAACUCUGCGGCCGCUCUGCUGAGAGCGUCUCAUCACGCACCCUGAAGGUUUCUAUUUGAGCAGGUUCGUAGCUUUAACCAAAUACAGUAUGGGUUUGAUGAGCUGUCUGCGAGAGAAAGAGACGCUGUGUCUUCAUUCGCUAAGGGCUGAAUGUGAUGAGAACAAAAAAAGAUUAUUGGUCAUUGACAAUGUGCGGAGGAAUGUCUGCAAACUGGAGCAUUGUGGGCCUGUAUGACUGAUUGAAGAAGGGGCUGGGAGUUUCUUUUACCCCCACUGUUUCCAACCUCUCCGUGCACUCCCUCCUACAGUUCAACCAUAGUUCACACUGCCAGGAGUCUCCCCCACUCCCUCCCCCACAUCCCCCUAUGUAGCGCUGGGAGAAUCCUAUACAUACAUGCUGCUGCACAUUCCACGCAUACACUGAAAGCGUGUUUACGAGCUGAUCUACAGUUUGUCUCGGCUUUGGAAAGGUGCCCGAGCCGCUGCGAGCUACACCGCUAACCCACUGCGAUCACACCAGCCAUGGGGGGGUCUAAUGGUGAGGGUUUUUUUUUUUUUUUUUUUUAUGGCAGAGACCCCCAAACAUCUGGCACACAUCUGGAGUUGUUUAAUGAGCAGCUCAGUCUGCCUGACUCUUAACUCGGAGCCCACCAUCAAUCCCCUUCAUUUCUCAAGAUGUCAGGAGAUUUCAGCCUCGUCUCCUCCCUGACAGGAGCCAAACGAUGUCGAUACAUGACUGAUAACAGCCUGUGAGGGGAAACAUUUGGAAAGCUCCGCUCUGGAAAUGCUUCUUAUGGUUUUAACUCGCUCAGAGCAAUAAACAAACUGAGAUCUGAGCUGCGUUGAUUGCAGAGCUUACUGGAGUUUAUUGAUAUGGUUUCUCUGUCUUUCACCUCUGGGCUGACUCGGGGCUCUUUUACUCCUUGUCUGUGUUUGUGUCACAAAAAUCUUCCUCAUAACAAGGAUAAGGUUAUUACUGGGACUGAAUCCAAGCUCAUUUGAGAUUCCUCCUCUGGAAAAUAAAUCAACUUUUUUACUUUUUUAGAACAACCGUCAAAGGCGUAUGAGAAAUCCCAAAUUGGCUGCAGACUUUUACAUAAACUAUAUAUUGUUCAUUCAUACAAGCAUGCAGCACAGAGAGUUUGGCAAAGAACACACAGACAGAAAAUAACAGCAAAGAGCUCAAAAGAUAAAGGAAUAAAACAAAUGGUGAUAGUUACAGUGAACCCCAAAAGACUAUGAGGAAGCAGAAAAAAGUGAAACCAAUAAAAGGUGUAAAAGAUAGAGAUGAAUGAAAAUAGAGAGAUGGACCGCGGUGAGACUGAUGCAGCAGUGAUCCAGCGGAACCUACGACAUGAUGGAGCUCAGGGACUCUGCUCUCUCCUCCCACCGGAAGGACUCAAACAUGACGGGGAACAUCAGCUCUCUAACUAACAGCAGGGGGAGACUCCUCUGGUUGCAACACGAGGUCAGAUGUGAAGUCUGUGAGAAAAUCUGCCUAAUUUCACUUGAUCUAUUAGCCCUGUGAGUAUUUAACGAAUGAGUUUAUGGUCCCUAUCAGGAGCUGUAAGUGGCCUUAAUGCAGCACAUUGUGUAUUUUGUGUAUUAUGGUUCCAUUUGGAGUUAAAUCGACACCACAGCAGGGUGUGAUUGAGGCUGUGGCUACUUUGUGAUUUACAAGACAUCAUAAGUGGGUCUACCAAAGAGGAGGAAGAUGGUCUCAUGUGUUUAGAGCAAAGCUGUUCGUCGGUUCAUGAUUCAGUAUGUGUGAGUGUUUUUUUUUGUUUUUUUUUUGGUAUUUCUAGACGUUUUCUUAAUGUAUUUAAUUUCAUGCUCUCAAACUCUUUCCAGUCAAAUCUGCAGACGUUUUGAAGCAACACUUUUUUUUUCAUCCAAUGCACGUCUCAAUGUAUGGUUUCCCCUGCCUGUGGUCACAGCGCAUUCUCCAUGGUAGCCGCUCAUAAAUCAGGAAAAUGGCUCCUUUUGUAUGUUCAUUAAUAGGCACAACAUGCGUCUAUACAAAAGCUCAACUAUUCUUUGAAUGGACUUUGAUUGAAAGCCGGCCUUUCUAACAGCAGCAUUCUUAUUCCUGCCCUGUAGCAGCUUGUCUAGCUGUCCGGCCUCUUAUUUAUUACCCCUUGAAGAUGAGACAAUGAAAAAGCAGUUCUCAGAGCCGUGUUUGCAUUGAGAGGCCCGCAGCACAAAGCAGCCGGAGAGCAUCUCAUUGUUCCGCAGGGCCGGCCGAGAUGCGGCUCGCUUCAAAGAUGGUGGAGGUGGGUGGUACGGAGAUGGAGGAGGGGAUCCUAAACUAUCCAUGAGGGGUAGAUUUCAUCACAGGAAGGGAUGUGGGGGCAGGGAAAGCGGGGUGGAGCUGGAGAUCCAGGAGUCAAACACAGGCCAACAUGAACUUUCAGGAGCUAAAUUUGGUUCCCAUCUAUAGGAAGCUUUACUGCGCUCAGGUUUGUGCCAUGCAGAGGAUGCAAACACUUUGAAAUACGGUCGAGGUUUAGAUCACAGCACACAUAUCGUGCUCUUGCAACUCAGGUUUUUAUAAGAGUCUUAAGUGGUGAUGCAAAUAAAACCCGGUAGUCGCAGUAAAACCAGCGAGCAACGUCCAGCUUCCACUCUGUGUUUGCCUUCAUUUGAUCUGGAAAUGGGACGAAGGCCGAGGAGAAAUGAGCAGUAUUUCUGAGCUACACACAAAGAAGCCAUUUACUGUGUUACUGUGAGUUGUGUGUAUGAACCUGCAAUUGUAAGGCAGAGAGCCCAAGUCUGCAGUCAGAGAUAAGUUGGACGGAUGUUUGCUCUCAUUCAUAGAGAGCCAAUGAGCUGCACUCAGCUCAAUGUGCUGCUGAUACUCCACAACAUGCAGCCCGACUCUGAAAUACACCCUGAUGUUAAAAAAAGGGAAAAAACCUGGAGGUUUCAAUGAGAGGAAACAUGCACACAGUCAGGAGACAGUAUGUUUUUAAAAUGCCGGCAGCAGUGUCAGACCUUUGUCGCACACUAAUGAGAGCAGUACAUCGUUUACAGUAGGUCUUUGUCGUCUGCAAAUUUGGCAGGUAACUUCCGAGAGUUUCGUCAUUUUAGAGUCAAACAUACGCACACCACAACCUACAUUUGCCAGCAAUGCAGCAAAAUGUCUGUAAUGUGUUUGGUAAAGCUGGUGCAACCCUCCUGCACCUGCUACAGGGAUUAGAAAAUGUACCAAGAUCUGCAGACCCUCAGUGUGGACUAUCAUGCACAUCUGGGCCAGUGCCUUUAAUGUCUCAGUGCCUCUGCAUUCAUUUAGCUUCGAUGAUAAUAAAGAGAAUAUGGAGCAAUCCAACCAAACCAGUCCAGACCAGACGGAUGAACAUUUGCCUCACCUUUACAUCAGCCCCCUAAUAAAUUGUCAGCCUAAAGGAUGCACACACCUGUGUGUCACAGACCGGAAUGACUGUGGAUGCUGUAAACAAAUGUCUCAGGUCACAUUAGGUUCCCACAGACACUCAGAGGCUGCUGUCUGUGCUGAGAUCUGUCACGCUGCAGUGUGCACACGGUGGAGCCCUUUGUAUAGAUACAGAGCUAUAUUUAGCCUCUGGUCACAACUUAGCUUCUAGCUUAUCAAUGACUGUAGCCUGAGUGCGCUCAGUCUGUGGAUGGGUGGACAGAUGGAUGGAUGCUGGUCAGAUGCUGCAGAGAUAGUCCAGUUCUAUUAGAGCAGCAGUAGCACCACCACACUGAAGCUGCUUUCCUCCACGUCUCUGUUCGGUUCUUGGCUUCAGGUUUCCGGCCUCCACCAGCUCACACAGCCCAUGAACAGAUCCCUCUAAUCGAGUGAGUUUGUCUUGGGAGAAGGCCAGCAGACUGUGGAGCCUUUCUGUUUCUGGUGGAGAGCCUGAACAAAAGGUUGUUUAUGUGUGAAGGCUGUUCUCUCAUACAGGGAGCCCGGUUGGCUGUGUGUGUUUGUGCCGAUGUAGGCAGGCUGGCUUUGAAAGGCGCUAAGCCACAUACUCCUGGGUUCUGCAAAGCGGCGGCGGCAGUGGCGGCAGAAACUCUGUAGAGCUCUGAUGACUGAUUGGGAGCUGCUGGAUGUACGUAUGGAGCUGUAAACAGACAAAAGACAGACAGAACAAACAGAGCAGAGACAGAUGGAUGCUUUCACUCCCAAAAACUCUGUUCUGCUCUGGUUCAGCUUCAUUUAGAAAAGGCAUAAAAUCGCUUCAAUGAGUAAUGACAGGAAGGGAACAGGACAUGGAGGGAUGAUGUGGCGUUGUUUGAAGCUGAUUUUGCAUGCAGUUUAUAUCAGUCAGGAGGGUCUUUUAAAAGAGGAACCUGUGCAGGACAGUGGAGCUAUUUUCUGUCUGCAGAGAUAAUAAGUCUCUUUAUCCUAGCUCUUAUUCUCCCUCUGAAGGACUCCUGAUGCCUCAGGCAGAAGACUUGACCUGAUGCCCUGAGCCAGCUCAUGAACGGCCAACAGAGAAUCUAUAAUGCUGCCAGUUUACUUCACGGUAGCUUGAAAUGAACUGUAAUAAUUGGCUUUUAUCGUUUCGCAGCAUGGUGAAAAAAGUUUGGGUUUAAAUGGUCAGAUAGAUAUCAGGACUCUUUUUCUUUAGGAUGGGGUUGCAGGAGAAAAAAAAGCAGCUUGUAAUCUAAGUAUUUAAUCAUUACGUGCAUACGUGUGCCUAUCUUUGUGUGCAACUUAAGUGCAAAUACAAACAGAUCUGUAUAUCCUAUCCCUGUGCGGUAGUGUAAGCAUAAGCGUGUCUUUUUAAGCCAAUUUUGUGCACCUGGACUUUAUUUAUACAAUCACACAAGCACUUCAAAUUAACAGACCAGCAAUUUACAGGGCUGUUACCAUCUUGUGGAACACACCAGGACUUUAGCACUUACUCUUUGCAUUUAAAUUUAUGUGAUCUGUCCCUUGUAAUCAAUAAAAAUAAAAAAAGGGCUAUUGCUUUUUUUAUGGUGAGGUUGCAUGAAUCUUAUGUCAGCUGCAGUGGAGAAACUGCCGAGGGAACUGGCAUGCAAGCUAGGCUACAGUUUGAGAGACCUUGAUCCAUAUGUGUGCAGAAUCCACAGAUAGAGCAUAACAAGAACUCAUGAGGGCAAAAUAAACUGUGUGUGUUUGUUUGUUAAUGAUGCAUAUUUGUGCAAUGCCAGUCAUAUGAAGUGUUCCUGCAUGUGCUCUUAGUGCUGUGUCCCAGUGAAUUAAGCACCCUCGUGUUUCUAUUCUGCUCAUGUUAGUACCUUUACAUUUUUUUAUCCAUAAAUGUCUGCCUGAUGUGUUUGGAAAUAAAUCUGCAGGGGUUGCGUUGCUGCUGCUGGUAGUGGUUGCAAGAAAGGUAAACCACUAUUCUUAAGUUAUUAUUCAGCACAUUUAAUGAACAUUAAAGUCGAUGAUUCUGCCUCCUGUCACUCAGAGCAUGGAGGGGCAAGGCUAACACACAGUCGCCUUUCUUGUACUUGUGUCGAUUUGUAUGGAGGACGAAAAGAGAGUUAAAGUGAGUGAAAUAUAUAAAAACACCUUUAAAUAAAUACGUCAUAUAUGUCAUUAAUUAAAAUGGGAAUUAAAUAAAUAAAUGUGUCCUUAAAUGUGUCAUUAAUUUAUUAAAAUACCAGUUCAGUCAAUGUAAAAACAUAAUAAUUAUUUUACCAUUUACUUAAUUAUUUCAUGGAUCUGUGUUGCAGUGCUUCAUGAAUUUAUUUUAGCUGUCAAACUCACCCAUCAAAGUCAGUGGGCGGAUCCUAACACCUGAUUGGUUACCCGGCACAUCAAGUCAGGACAGAUAAACUCCAGAUAUUGGAUUGAUGCAGCCACUCCACGCUCAAUAUCUUGGUCGGAGAGUGCGGGAAUAACUCCAAAAAUUUCACUUAAUUCCUCUGCUUUACACACUACAUGCUCUAGGCCAACGUUUCUCAAUCAGUUAUUUAAGUCACGGCACCUUUCAACAGUGCAUAAAAUCUCACGCCACCCCAGUUUAAAGUACAAUUAAAAACAACACCGCAGAGCCUCACUCUUAAUGCGACUGUCCUGUUUAUUAAGAUGGGACAAUAUCAGUGAACAGAGCAUAAUACAAACUGAAAAUGCAUCAGAGAUAUGCAGGAAUGUUUCUUUACAUCCGAAGUGUUAGUUUACAUCCGUGCGUCACUGCCCGGCACACACACACACACACACACACACACACACACACACACACACACACACACACACACACACACACACACACACACACAAUAAUACUCAAUGAGAGAGGAAGAGAGAUAGUCCCACAUAUGCACAGCGAGUAGGCACGUGCUCACACUCACUAGCAUUUACCUUUGUGACCUCUGGUAUAGACUCAGAGCUGGUGGACGAAGGUUUCCACACACUCUGCAAGGUCUAAAAUAUCGAUAACCAACACUAACUGAGAAAGUUGGAGCAUAUCCUCUCUGGACACCAGGUUUUAAAAGACCAGUUUCAGACCAAAGUAAUGGAUCACACUAGAUCAGCUUUAGCCCCGCCUACUGACUUUGAUGGGUGAGUUUUAAAGAUAAGAAAAAUUCAUGAAGCACUGCAACACAGGUCCGUGAAAUAGUUAAUUAAAUUGUCAAAUAAUUAUAAAUGUUUCUACAUUGAAUGAACUGGUAUUUAAAUAAAUUAAUGAUGCAUUUAAUGACACAUUUAUUUAAUUCCCAUUUUAAUUCAUUUAUGACAUAUUUAAGAAUUUAUUUUAAGAUGUAUUUAUAUAUUUCAUUUGGUCUCUUUUCGUCCUUCAUAAUUUGAAGCAGAGGCAUGUCCCAUCCAACUGUGAUACUGAACCGCUGUACUACAUCUUUUGUUGGCAGCUCUUUUCUCUGAGCUUUUUAAAAAUUCUUUCCCUCUUAUGAUUUGGCCUAGGCACAAGAGGUCUGUACACUCAAAAACCGAGGCCAAAGGAUGCUGUUUAAAGCUUUUGAUAGAGCUAAUAAGUAGGCCUUAAGUGUUUUAUUUAGUUAAACUGCUGUUCCAAAAAAUAAAAAAAUAACUUGGAGACCAAAAUGAUGCUUUCUAUCAUGAUUAAAUACUUUUAUUUCCUUCCCUUGAACGAUCUUGUGUCUCACUUGUUAUACCUUGGAGUCUUUUUGGCUGUCUGAGUCACUGUGUAGGUUUAACUGAUCUAAUGUACAUUACCUGCUCGGAGCUUAAAAGGACAUUUUACAUUUAAUUGUUUCUGAACAGUAAAGCCUGAACUAAGAAGAGCCAAAAAAGAGCCCCUGUAGGAAGACAGAGGAAAAUCAGAUCCAGAGAGGAGAGGAAGAAGAAGAAGAGGAGGAGGCUGGGAGCAGAGGUGGGGGUGAGGGGAUGUUAACCAUCCGUCGGGCAGGCUCUAGUCCGGGUCACUCUUGGCCCUCAGGAAGGCCCUUCUGCAUUCCUGUCCUCUGGGUGACCCCUCCUCUGGGGCCGCGAGACGUAUUGGAGUAAUCAGCUCCUGUCAGCACCUUGGUUAUGCUGCAUGGACUCAAUCCAGGGGAUGUGAAGGGGACGUGUAAUAGCACCUGAUGAAAAGUAAGUUUGUUUGCACUGAGAGGAGCCUGUGCCACUUUUUCCCCUUUUUGUCCAGGUUUUUUUUUAUUCACUGUGUGUUUUGCUUUCUCCACAUAUCCGUCUGUUUCCAACACAAAUGGGAAACCACAGCCUGUUUCAGUGCAAACCAGUAAAACACUGUAAUUGGAUUCAGACAGAUGUGCAGCCUCAAACAGAAGGAUGUUAGAAAAGUGAAAUGUUUUCUGUGCGGGGAAUGCUGAUGAAGAUGUGAAAGUGAGUCAGAUGAGCUGAUAUUUUAUCAUUAUGUCGGGAAAGAUUUCAAAGAAACCAGUUUCUGGAAGAAAAGAAGCACUACUGUUUUUAAACAACUACAAAUGUUCAGAUGUCACAAAGUCAAAUUAUUAUUAUUAUUAUAAAGUCACUGGUAGUGUUGAUAUGAAGCAGAAGAAAGUUAACAAAAGUCAAAAACAUUAGGAGGUAAAUUUGAGGUAAAGUCCAAAUUAUGCAAUAAUUUGCCAAAACUACAGAGAAUUAGUCAAAAAUCUGAGACAAAUUGAUAUCAUUUGGUCAAAACUAUGAAAUAAAACCCGAUAAAAAGGUCAAAAUGGGACAUAAAUGAGCCAGUGUUUGAUAGCAUGACUUAAUUAAGUCAGCAAAAGCUAAAAUGUCCAAAUAACUGGAUAAAAGUUCAUUUAAAGAUAGGAGCUUGAACAACAUUCAGGAAAGUAAUGACAGACAGAAGGUAGAGGUAUUCGAUGGCAAUGUUGCCAUGCAACUGACGAUUGCUGUUUUCAAACAAAACAGAGCAACAAACUGGCUAACUUUAAAAUCCACUCGUUCCGUGAGACUGGCAGCUACUGACAGCUUCUGUGACUUUAAGGAGGUUUUCUAUCUCACAGUGGAGAUUUUUGUAUUUAUCGAGUUUAUGGAGCAAGUCUCUGUUGUUAGCUCAACUCUGCUUAUGGAGGGCUGCCAUCUUUGUUAUGGUCUGUCUACUGUAUCUACGAUCAGCUGACCUUUAAAGGCCCAAUCAUGAGACAGCCUUUAUUGUCCCAGCAGAUCAGUAAAGGUCACUCAUGGCACAAUUUGUGAUGUUGAAGGAAUUAAAAAAAAAAACACAAUUAGACCCAUACUAGCAUUGAUACCAACACAAUCCUCUCAAUUCCUCAAUGGAGUGGCCAUGGGUCCCCUCAAGUUUGUGCCCUCUGACCCCCUUCAAUUAAACUAAUGACUAAUGACCUAAUUUGAUCACACCAGCCAAAUGUGUCAUCUUGGUCUAUUAAAGUACAUCUAUUUUAUUAAGGCAUCUGCUGUAAAAACAUAAUGAGUGAGUGAAAUGUUGGGAGGUUCUAACAACAGUUUUUUUUUUUUUUUUUUUUUUGUGGUGACUCUUUGGAAGAUCCUGAUUUGCUGUCUUUUCUCCUAUAGUCAGCCCGUUAAUCAGCUCUAAAUAAGACUGCUCGUUGUUAUUGUGAUGUUUGGUGUCUUUUACUUCAAACUCACGGGGAGGAAACAGCAGAAAGACGGGCACACAGCUGAAAUGUAUUGAUUUUCUGGCACCGCCCUGCUUAGAUUAAGAAAUGCCAAUACGAGGAUUCCACCCGGACUCUCUGGUUCAUGUCGAGUUCACUUGUCAUUUUCUAUAAUUCUGAUAAAAUCAAGAUGCUUAGUGGUGAUGUAGUUAGCCAUGCUGGGCCGCCCUGGGGCUCUCUGAUUGAAUUAGACGUCUGUGCUCGGCCAUUUGGUACCAGUCUGAAGUAUUCCCAACACUUAAUGGGAGCAGAAGUUAUUUACUGUUUUCAGAGACAGGAUUCAUAAAAGAGAACAAUGCUGCUCUUCAUAAAUUAAACAAUUAGGACUCCUUUAGCUUUCUUACAUCUAAUGUUACUGUUUACAUUUUCCCAACAGGCCCCACUCUGACUGCCCGAGCAGCAGAUUUCAGAUAGGAUUUAUCCUCUUGGGCAACCAAAGGCCUGUUUACAUACAUCAUAAUUGAGCUACUUACUGAGAAUUUUUCCAUACAGCUGAGAUUUUUUAAAGAUUUUUCUGUUUGCUUAGUGACAGACAGUCUGAUUUAUCUAUGUGGGAAUCUGCCAUUGUUCAGUCUGUUUCAGAUUUACUUGAACUUUACACUGAAGCUUUAAAAAAAAUCUCAAAAACUUCAGAAAUGUAGAAAAGAGAUGACUUUUCAUAAUGAAUGGGAGAAAAGAAAAUCUCUGCUUAGAUAGUAGAAGAUAUUUCUGUUUAAUUAAGAAAUCUAUCAGAAUGAAAGACUCAAGUGUUUCUGUAAAACUACUAAUGGCUCUGUUAUGUUCAGGUUUCUCCGUUUGCCAUAAAAGUCUGACAGAGAGACUGAUACCAGGAGCUCAAACCUAAUUAGUUUAAUAGAAUCAGCCAGGUUCAUUCUUUUCAUUUACUCCUGGGAUUUUUUGACUCAAUCAGAAAUGUCCUCUAAAAUACCAAUGGUCAGCCAACGUCAGUGGAACAAGUGUCAUGACUUUGAGUCCUUAAAGCAACAGAGAAACAAAAGUUUUACAUCAGACUUAUAUCUGGAAUAUAAAUCACACAAGUAUAUAGAGCAGUGGUUCCCAAACUUUUUUUCAUCAAGGCACACUAAAGGAAAAGUAAAAAUCUCAAGGCACACUGAUUGUGCAAAAUAGCCUUUACAACACCUGUUAUCACUGAUAUCAUGUAAAAUAUCUGUAAAUGUGCAUAAUGAUUUACUGAUGCCAAAUUAAAUGUGACAGACAACUAUAUUACUCAUGAAAUAGUAUUAAUUAACAAAAUAUUUCAAAAAUUAAUUUUAAACUUUAUCAAAUUAGGCUCAAUCAAAGCAAAAACACACCAAAUUAAACAAGACAGGUCACAAAAUUAAAAAUGAGGCAAAGCAAACUCAGCAGAAAAAAAUGUUUUCAUUCCUGCCCUGAAGCUUGGCAUUUAACUCGUUGAGAUGCCCAAAUAUAGAUAUAAAUGAGAUGCACCACUUCUUAUUCGCCAGCUUGUCCUUAUAUGGGACAUCGUGUUCAUGUGAAAAUUCUAAAAGCUCCUCCCAAAGCUCAUAAAGAUGGGAUAGGACUUUUCCUCAUAACAGCCAAUGUAUCUCUGUGUGGAGGAUUCGUGGUGGGUUGUCUCAGCGCUGGUGGUUGGUGGUUUGCGCCACACAAGAGAUGUUAAUGUUGUUUAAAAUUAAAAUUCCCACUUGCGCAAACAGCGAAAUAUGUGGUUCUCUUUGAGAAUUAAAAAAAAAAAAAAUGUUUUUUGUCUCUAAUUGGGAGGUGAUUUCUAUUGGGUUCAGCAAAAUCAGCAAUGUGCAGUUUUUUUGCAACUGUGUAGCUCUUUCUAGUAAAAUCUGUUUUCACCAUGAGGAGUGUGAAAUAUUCCAAAUCUUGUAGUUGAGCUCUGACUUUGGCAACUUUGAUUGCUCUGAGGCAACCAAUUCACCAAGACUUACAAUUCUUCCAAUUAAACUCACACUCCACAAGGUUUAUUUACUUUAUACUGUCAGUUCCACCAAUGCAUGAGACACUUAACUUUUCUGAUGGCAUUAAAAAGAUGUCAAAGGUGUGUUUUUGCACUAAAUUUGACAGUAGUUCAUUUCACACAUGCACAAAUGUACCUUCUUUUACCCAGCAUUAUAUCAAUGCAGUAUCUGUGGCCACUGUAAGGGUUACCACAUACCAAAGUAUGCUAAGACUUCAAGAUCCUAUAUGCAUCUUAUGGUAUUAAAGCAUCUCAUGGUAAUAAAAAGGGAGUGUGAGAGUGCAAGAAAGGCUGCAGUUCCUUGGGUGUCCACUUAAGGCUGACUCGAACCCCCAUGAGAGCCCAAAUUAAAAUCCCUAUUUUUACUGUUGAACAGAUUUACAGCCUGGUAGGAAAACCUGGUUCUGGUCCCUGUAGCUUGUUCACAACAACUUUAUGGGGGCUUAAUCUAAACCAACUUGACACCAAUUGACUUGGCAAUCUUGGCAACAGUGCUAUCAGAAUUUCUAAAUAUGAGGAACCAAAACAUAACAUAGGUCACACAAUGUUGGAUUUUUACUCAUGAGCCUAGGCAUUUAGGUCCAUGAGAAAAUCAAAACUUUACUCAUUGUUGUCACAGCAUUUCAACCAAAGAUCUGGGUUUGUUCUUGCGAAAAUGUAGCCAAAAUAGUCAUGAAAUAUUGAGCAAGAAUUGCAUGUGUGUUUGCAACAGACAGAAAGGUUUGAGACAAAGAAUUGGUAUUUGGCAUUACAUGGUGAUGGGUAGGUGUUUUUCUGACAAAGCCAUGUAAUAUACUUUCCUCUCAUCAGUCUAUAUGUGGUGAAGCAAAACAUGUACUAACUACAGCCUUGUCCCUGAGAUUUAAAAUAACUUACAUUUCACAGCAGGAUUGACGGUGAAUGGAUUACCUUUUUUCUUUUUAAUUUCCAUUGUGUUUCUCUGACCGUGAGCGUGUUGGUGUGGAUGUGUGUGCGCCCAUGUUUGCGAUGGCCAUCAAUAGAAAGAGAGUGGAGGGAGAGAUUAGGUAACUUUGUGUGCUAAUCCCUGUGAAAUCACCGGCCCCGGGGUGAGGUGGGGAGAUAGGCGAGUGCUCCUCUGAUCAGACGGGCUGUGGCUCACCAUGUGAAGCCGCCUGAAUGCCUGGUAAUCCCCCCCAGAGCCGAAGAGAAGCCUGGCUGACUGAUGGGCAGCAAACACCGGGCUGCUGCCUCUAAAACUCUUCAUCACGACUACGACUGUGAAGACUGCGGGCGGGUUAAGGAGGUGAGGGCUGAGGUGAUGUUUGGUGAGGAGAGCUGAGGAGAAAGUUGAUUCUGCUGUCAAAUAGGCCUGAUGAUCACAGCUGUCUGUCUCAGCCUAUUUCCAGCGGAAGUAAAUUUUUGGUGAUUGUUGCACAUUUGUAGGUUUUGAUGAUUUUGUGUCAAGUUUGUGCUCAUCAAGUUUUAGAUGUUGUUAGCCUCAGAUCCCACCUCCUUAAUUUUUUAAAAUAUUUAUCUUUAUGUCACUGAUAUCCAGCGAUUCCUGGUUAAUGCAGAUGCAUUAGGAGUCCUAUUUUCUUUUCCAUUUUCUAAUUUCCGUGAAUGUAAAGUUGUGUAUACACAGGACAUUGAGGCAAUGGAGUGGUCUCAACAGACCAACCAGAGGAUGACCCUUUGACCUGAGUUUCCCACAGUGCUUACUGUUCUGGGGCUAGUUGUCACCCUCAGCAAGUGCUGUGGUGAACUCCUCCACCAAAACAAGUGAAGUCCUAUCAGCAGACCUGAUCACUGCAAAGAAAAGUCUCUCUCUGCAGUGGUAACCUCCUCAUGGUAUCUUGUGUCCACUGGCUUUAGAGCUUCUUCACCUGAAAUAAUCUUUCGAAAGAAUCAGUGUUGUGCUGUGUUCAACAAUUAAAAAAUAAGCUUAAAAAACAGGUCGGUUAGACUUUCAAAUCUCCUCAGAAACAACAGAAUGAGCAACAAACUGUGUCAGAGCAAUUCAACCUCAUUAUACUGAUUACCUUUAGUGCAACAUGCAGAGGAAAAAACACCCACACACUUGUGUACAUGCAUGUUAUGACCCUCAGAAAGACACAAAUACACUCAGAUUUGAUUGUAAAUGAAAAAGAUCCAUCAGCCGGUGUUUUUCAGGAGACGGAAAAGUAAACAAUGGAGGCGGUCACAUUAGGACACUUAGACAGAAGUGUAAUUACUGCUCCUCCAUCGACCCAAAUCUCCAGCAGGGGACCCAUCUCUGAGGGUGCUCAGGCUGUUAGCGCUAAAUGAGCUCACUUUAUUGCCUUCUAGUUUGUAAUGGCUCUCUCUGCCAUACCUCUGGCUAGCGGUACACGUCUUUAACCAAUCACAAUCAGCGCCCACAGUCAAUGUUUAUUAGCUAUUGUCUUGUACAGAGCAGACAAUUAUGUGUACUUGACUUGAAAUGCGUUGCUAUGACAGCGGGAGGCUGUAGGUUAUAACUUUAACUUCACUCAGUUCAGUUUCCAGCUGUGCAGCUGAGAGGUGGAGGAGCUUUAUUACAGCUGCUGAUCCAGACUGCAAACCAAUAACAUCCUCAUGCAUGUGUUUGGCUUUUUGUUUAAGGGUUGGCUUUGCAAACUUCUAUUGUACAUAAAAACUGCAGAAUGACAAGGCUUCAGCAUAUGAAUCAUUUAAUAGCACCAAAAAUAUCCUAAAGCCCUUACUUUUGCUGCUUUCCCUUGCAGCAUUUUUUACAUGUUGCUGCACAAAGUAAAACUCAAGUCUUAGGAAAUUGAAGAGCUUCAGAUCUGGCAGGAUUGUGUUUAUUUCUCUAACUGAGUGCAGUUUUUGGAAAUAUCCCUGUCUUCCAUUUCUUUGUUGAGAUAGAUAAUGAAAUAAAAUGAAUAGUCCUGCAUCUGAAUGAUGAUGAGAAACUAAGGUUAGGUCAUGAUCACCGAGCCCAGCGAAAAGACUGAAAGAAAAGGUCAAGUUUAGUACCUACAAAACAUAGUGAUCAGUGUGUUCUGAGCAGGUUCUGAAAAGUUAAAAUAAAGUUUCAUAUUAAAAGGAUUUAAGUUUAUUUUCCAAUGGCCACAAAUCAAUUCAGAACCCUGUCUGACUGAGUUUGAUCGGAGCUGAUGCUGUUUAAUAAAACUCAGUCGUCCUCAGAUAGUCCUCCUCCUCCUCUCAUGAAUUGCUUAUUUCUCUUGUUGUCUCUUGUCUUUGUCCAUUAGAGAGAUGAUUUGCAUUUGAACUUUGGGCUGGCAGCUGUUGACCUGCUGCUAACAGCUGAAGAUUUCCUGAUAUCGGACAGAGCUGUCAGAUCAUUACAAUCUGUUUCCCUGUGUGGCAUCACACUGCAUCCUCUCUGACAUUUCAAGAAGUUGUCCAGUAUGAUGUGCCAUAAGUCUGAAAUUAAAAGGGUGUAACCUCUGGGUCACAUGACUGUUUUGUUGUUGGUUUUUUUAGGUUGAUCUGUGCAUUGUAAAGGUGCUGUAAGGAGAACUUUGAACUUUAAAACUCUGAAGUAACAUGAAGCUAAAGGGACACUCUAUGUGAGAUUACAGAGAUCUGAACAACGAGCCCCCCAGCUCAUAAACAAAAAGAUUCAUAUGUAAAUAUUCACUCACAUUUUCGAAUCAGUGCUCUGUUUUAAAUCCACACCCGCAAACUCAUAAUCCUCACCCACUGAUUUUCAGUCUGUGGGUUUGGUUCUCCAGCAGUAAGUAUGGAAUUGAUAACAUUAUUCUUGUCUUCAUUAAACCGUGGACCGAGUCUGAGUCCCUCUUUCCCAAAACUUCGGGUUGUUCUAAGGCCAGAGAGAACACAUAAUCCUCCAGUGUGGUCCAGGUCUACCCCAAAAAUCUCCUUCCAGUUGGAUGUAUUUAGAAAACAUCCAAAGGGAGGCGUGCAGGCGGCAUCCUAUCCAGUCACCCAAAUCACCUUCCUCUGAUAGAGCAGCAGCUCUACUCAAAUCUCCUGACCCAUCUCAAAGACUGAUCCAUCUAUUUUUUUGGAGCAACCUCAUCCUCAUCCUUUCCAUCACAGCCCAAAGCUUAUGACCACCUUAGAAGAUUGUAACACAGAUGUACUGGUAAUUCAAAAGCUUUGGAUUCAGGUUCAGGUCUCUCUUUACCAUGAUAGUCUACCACAACACCUGCAGUGCUACUGAAGCUUCAUCGACACAUCUACCUGUCCCUCAAUCCAUUUCACCCCCACCUGUAAACAGACCCCAAAAACCCCAGCACUCCUUCAGCUGGUGAUGAUCAGGUGAUGAUUUACUCCCCACUUGGAGGAGGGCGAACCACUGUUUACUUUGCCUCGAACCAUAAGGUGCCAACCUUCAUUCCCAAUCAUUAUUUAUUAGGUUACAAACCACCGAAGAGAAUGCUGGAAGUCCCAGCCUAACGACACCAUCAGCAUAAAAUGACGAUCAAAUCCCAAGGCCCUUAAAGGGAUAUUCCGGAGUAAAUUUAGGUUCUUUCUUUCUUUCUUUCUUCUUUAUUUAUCUCAAACUUGAAGAACAACAACAACGACAAAAAAAAACCCCAACUAGAAACAAAAACACUGAACAAAAUGAUGCAUAUGUACACCAAACAACUGUACAUGUCAAAGAUAAAUUUACACAACAUAUGUUUGUUUGUUGAGAAGGAACAGAAUGAAGCAAAGAGCUUAGUCCUGCCCCUUCCUUGCAAACUAGAGAUUAAAAAAUAUAUAAAUUUGUAUAAAUUACAAAGAUCUGUAUAAAUACCUACAUAUUAUACACAAGAUGUCUGCUCAACACUACAUGGGGUACUUAUUAUAAUUAUUUGCAUAUUAUAAUAAUAAUCAGUGUUAAUAAUAAUAAUAAUAAUAAUAAUAAUAAUAAUAUUCAGAAUUAAUAUUACUUCUGUGCAAUCAGGUAUAUCUAGUAUAAAACCAUUUUUAUUUUUUUUAGUUUACUUAUAUGAAUCUUUUAAUACUUCUCUAUACUUUGAUUUAAAUAUUUUUAUUUUAUUGGACAUUUUUAAAAUGACAUCCAGGAGGCUGUUCCAGUGUUUAACACCACAAACAAAAAUGCACACACUUUUCAGAGUUGUAUGGACAAUCGGACAAGUAAAUUUAUGUUAACCCCUUAGAUUAUGGUCCGUCCAACACACAACGUAACACUGAGUUUGACCCCAAUGUUCUUCCUUGAGCUGCAAAACUCCAAUACACUUGGUGAUCAACUCGUCAACAAGCAGCUGCUGGAGGAGAGUAGUUGAGUUGUGUUUAGUCUCUUUGCUAAAGAAAUCAGGCAAAGUUAAAAAGAUGUUUGGUGGCUACUACUAUGGCCGGGACCCUAUAUGUACUGUUGAUGAAGUUAGGUGCUGUUCUGAGCAUUAUUUGUGGCUAUAGAGUAGCUUUUAGGUUGAGGUUUGUGUGUAGUUCUGUGUAAUGCUGUGUGUUGCUGUUGUGCGGCCGUUACUAAAGUUGGUAUAACUAGAGAGGCAAGCAGUCAGCAACAUUCAUCUCAUGAGGAGCUGUCUAACUCAGUCUAACAGUGUGUUUGACCAUGACUUAAAUUUAUGCCGGAAUAUCCCUUAAAAACCAGGAAGGUCUUAAGUAUUGAACAACAAGGUCUGGUGUUAAAGCAUGAAGCAUUGCCAAUAAAACAUAUGUGCGUUAUAAAACCUCGAAUGCAUGCAGCUCCUGCACACUUGUCCUACAAUAUAGAUUUUCAAAUGACUGUAUUUCUAUUUUCAAGGGUAUAAACUGCAAAAAACUCAAAACCUGCAGUCAUAUGUGACCGAGGAGAGAAUGAAAAAAGUGUUUGAACUGAAUGAAAUCUGAGGAUGCUCUCCAGUUAGCAUGAUAGGGACUACUCUGAGUGGAAAUCCCCUUUACUGUUGCAUUUGAUGAAUUUCCACAAGGAGACACCCUCAGUGAUGCAGCACCACCAAGACUGCAUUUAUAACAUCUUGCAUCAGUUCAUUUCUGCAUUUCUGUGCAUACAUAAACAUAAUGUGAAUAAUUCAGCCCUAAAUUCAGAUGUGCAUAAAUGAUAUUUAUCCAUCAUGAGCUCAUGAGAAUUCUCGUCCUGACACAAUCAAAAGUGUGUGUGGAAGGGGGUUUUUAUGGACCGGGUAUUUUACUGGGUCACUGUUAACACUGAGUCAUAAUAUUGCAGCAGUAGGGAGAGGAAACAGCUGUCAAUAACAGAUCAAGCAAAGCUCUGAGUCUGUGUUUUUAUUACUGUUGAAAUGCAGUAUUGUCUCUGAGUCCUUCGCUGAGCGAGGAGGAAGGGGACACAGAGAGCCGGCCUCGGGGUCAGGAGGUCACAGCGAGCGGGUGAAUUACAGGACCAGAGCUGACUUCCUGUGUUGCUAUCAGACACUAACUAAACCAAACACUGAUACACAAUCAGUGGAAAAGAGUUCACAGAGCAGCCUACUGACACUGACCUCAUACCAACUUUUUCAACGAUUUCACUUCAGCAGCCAUUUUUCUGAAGACACAGAGCUUUUACAAGAGCUCGAAAGGAGAUGUGGACCUCCUGUUAUCUUAUCCAUGGGGUUUAAGGUGGUUAUUUAAGUCAGACCUAGCCCUUAGUGUUGGGUCUUUUUUGUCUUUAGUUUUGUUUAAUACAACCAGUAAAGGUCAAUAGAGUAAGUGUGGUCAGCAACUAAAAGGGCGCUCUGUCCAGCAGGAAACAGGUUAGGAAACUUAAAAGGAGACUCAGCGGGCAGCUUCAGUCACUGUGUCCUCACUGAAUGUGACAGCAGAGUUUAAAAGAGUGUGGAUGACUGAUAAAUAUUUAUUCCUUCAGCUUUUUUUGGAAGUUUUUUAUUGUUUUUUCCCCUCCUUUUUGCACCGUACACCGCUAUGCAAACUUUUCAGAGUUAAAGAACAGCUGUACGAACAUCAUCUACAGGACAUAAAAUCUUUCAAAGAUCUGGAGAAAUCUAUGUACAAGAGGGACAAGGACCAAAACCAAGACAGGACUCUGUAGUGGAAGUCAACACAUUGGCAGAAAACCACUUUCAAAAACCACUAUCUUUGAGUGCAGCCGAACAUAAACUGGUUUUGAAGGCUGAUCUUGACCAAUCAGUUUUGUCAAGAGCAGGUUUGUUUAUCCUGAGUUAGUCAGACAGCUGUGAUUUUGAUUGUGCACUCCACAGUGUCACUCCUUCUCUCAGAUUUAAGGUUUUUCUGAAAAAAGGUCACAGAUUAUGUAACUUAUGCAUCUCAUUAUCUCCACAGAGGAUAGUCGUAUCUCCUGGGUGUUUUUGGCUCAGACAGAAACGCUCUCAUUAGAUCAUUUUUCAUUUUGGUCGCUUUUCACAGGAAAAAGGUUUUGUGAUAGAGAAAGUCAAACGGUCAUACCCAGAACACUUUGUCUGAGUUAGGUCCAGUUUGACCUCCUCUGUCUCUCUGUCCUCAGUAUCUCAAUGUCAAGAUACUUCCUGUUUUUGUGUUUCCUUCAUGUUCUCUUUUCCUGAUGAGAAAAUCAACUUUUAUUUCUGCUCAUGCAUGCAGUAUAUUUUUUUCAUGCUGAAUUCACAAACUUUUGCCAGACUUUUGUUUGUCAAAGCGCAGGUAUGUGUAGUUCUGCAACAACAGAUGCUCCAUAUAUAUUUUUCAGAGAGGAGAUGAUGCUCUUUUUUCAUCCGUUUGGGUUUGCUGGGUUUGUGAUUUCCAGAAGAAAGCGCUCCCGUGUUUCUGAGCCUUUCAGACUCACCGCCUUGUUCUGGCUGCAGCUUUGUUCAGUCUGCUUCUAUAGGAGGAGAAACUCUUUGAAUGUGGGAGCCCGAGCAGAAUAAAACAACACUUUAUAAGCACAUUUCUCUUUCGUGGUUAUUUUCUCUUCUUGAGGAUUAAUAAUAUUACACACGUAUGAAUCAGAAGCACUCUAUCUAUUAUGGAAGAUGUUCAAAUUUUUGGACAAGUUUAUUUUUUGUUGGUGCAUGAUGGAUUUGUUUGUUGUGACAAUGAAUCAAUGUUUUAAUCCAACCUGAUAGGAACAAGCUGUUAAUCCUCUGCCUGCACACACCUCUGCAUACGCUCCACGUGAGUGAGAAAUAAACAUUUCUAAACCUGCAAAACGAUCUCCUGGAAUUUCAUUCUUCACAGGAUCAACUAUUUCUGCACUGCAAAGGUAUUUAAAUCCAUCAAUUCUCCGUCACUGUUUGAAUAGGAAGAUUUGAUACUAAUGAUGCAGAGGGAAAUUAAUCCUAAUCUUCAAUUUCACUCUGUGUAUCAUGUUGCUGCACAAAGGCAUAAUUUAACUGCAUGCUUUGGCAUGAUACACAACCCAAGUGGAAAAUAUAUUUUCUUCUGCCAUGCAGCUUCAAUUAAAUUACCAAACGGCUAAGUGGAAGUGUAACUAAAUAUAGCUGUUUGAACGAUGUUUGACCCACAGAGGAGCAGUGAGCACCAAAUCCAGCUCUUCUCAUCAAUAUCAAAUGAAAUAAAAGAUUCCAGCGAAAUUCAAAAAGCACCCGAAGCUGCAGAUUUUAGGUUAAUAAUCUACCUGCUCCUUGUUUUGGGGCUCAGUAACCUGCAGAGUGAAAACAGCAGCGUCUGCACGAGCGUGGUCCUGGAGCUGUCAGGCUUUGCCCGGCCUUAUUAAAUGAUCAGCUACGAUGUGUAUUGUCACAGCCUGGUGAGUUUUGGCAGCAGCGUCCACGAGCUGCAGAGUACUGAUGCCAAAAAGCGGCUUAUCUUGAUGGAUGGGUUCAUUAUCACCUUCUAAUUACAGGUGGAUUUUCAGGUGUAUUCAUUACCUGUGCUGAGCGGGGUUGUUUGUAUGCAUGUGUGUGUGUGUGUUAGAGAGGACUGGGGUUACUGUUACACCGGCUGAACUGUAGGGGGUCAGCUGGUGUGUGUCGGGGAGGGACGGGGGGGUCCUGGGGUUCCUGUUUCAGCUCUGCUGUAGACUCGCUGUAAUAUUCAUGAGCUCCGUGGGGAUCAGUGUUCUGUGCAGCCUCUCACUCUCAAACCGCCGUCUUUAGCCCAUCAAACACGAUCACAGGAGUGAGUGUGCAGCUGGCUCAACCACGGCCGCUCUAUGUAUACCAAAGUGUGUAGAAGACCCCCGCUCUGCUGUUUAAAGUCAUUAUUACAACAUAGAAAUAGUUCAAGCAGGUUUCUGCAAAAAGUUUUGACACUGCUGUCAGUGUUUACAGAUUGAGCCUUUAGUUUUGAGUUAUAUUAGCCCCCGGCCUAAAUCAGCCUGCAGGAAACCUCUAAGUGACCUCCAAAAUCAGGGGAAAGUGAGUUAACCAGUGUGAAUUUCACUUACGAUUAUGGUUCCUCGCAAUCUUGAAAGUAUUAUAAUCACAGUUUUAUUUAUGAGGAGAAAGGAGAGCAGGGAGAGGAGAAGGAGGAGAAGAGAGGCAAGCAGGGAGUAGGAGGAGAGGAGCGCAGGAGAGAGGAGAGCAGGGAGAGGAGGGCAGGAGAGAGGAGAGCAGGGAGAGGAGCAAAAGAGAGAAGAGGCAAGAAAACAUUUUUAAAAGUAACUUGCGCGUCAUCUUACUUUAUUUCUGCCUUUGUUAAGAGUUGCUUAUGUGCAGUAUCAGGUAGAAUGGUGGUGAAUGAAAAGCAUCAGGCUUUCUUUAUUGAAUCAAAAAGAUUUCACUAAAUAUGACAGAGUAGAUAAGAAAAUACACAUUUUCUGACAGUAAACUGGUCAUCCCCUUCCUCUGGUACACACGUGAAAAUCUUCUUUUUGUAAUGAAUUGACCGUUUUUUGACCUGCAGCUUUAACAGUGAGAGUCAAGUUAUACUCCUUACUAAAAAAUUCUGUAAAAUAAAACAUUCAAGUGAAAAAAAAACAGGAAUUAGAUUUUCCCCCCAAAGACAGAAUUAGUUUUAGGACUCAGUGUAUGUUAUAACCUAUAGAGCAUUAAUGCCCCUGAGGGCUGCCGUGUGUACAUUAGAGGAAAAUAAAACUCAUCAGAUCUUAUUUAUUCUUGGCAUUGAAUGAAUCUAAAUGUGUGUGUGUGUGUGUGUGUGUGUGUGUGUGUGUGUGUGUGUGUGUGAAUGAAUGAAUACAUGUUUAAAUUAGCGGACACUAACAAGAUCUACCCCCUUCCUCUUUUCUGCAUUAAUAAAAAUAAAAGCUUAAGAAAAUACUCCCAUAGCAGCUCAGCUAUCAUGAAAUUAAAACCGCUUUCCUCCCUGUUUCUUAAAUAUUUAUAAAACAGGAAAUAGUCAUUAUUUUACAGUAUAUCUGAAAUAAUUACACUGAGUCCUUUAACUCCUUGAUGGGCUCUGGUGCAAAUGCAAAUAUUUUGCUUUGCAUGUGUAGAAAUGCAUGAAGCAGCUCCCAACAUCUGUACUGUGGUCAGUAUAAAACCACUGAUAAACACUUCACCACACGCUCAUCCUCCUGCCUGUUUUUCUGAUGUGGACUCUGCUUCUGUGUAGUUGCUUUAUUUUGUGUCACUAAAAUGCUGCAUAUCUAAUUCCAUGUCUUGUCUUGCCUCCAUACCAGCUUUGCAGUGAAAUUAGUUAUUGCAUGACAGAGUCAUAACCUCAUGGUUGCACCAAUUGACUUUUCCCAGAAAACAACAAUGUCAGGAGGACCGUUAAGAUAAAUACUAGAAAACCAGUCCCAAACUUUUGCCACACAUUCAUAAAUUUAACAUCAGGAUGCUAAUUUGACUCCAUGCUUUAAAGCUGGGAUUGUCCCUGUCAGACAGGGACUCACACCUGUUUUUUCAUAUCUCACUUUUUUUCUCUUAGGAUGUUUAGUAUAUUUAGUCUGUAGGAUGUUUAGUAUAUUUAGCCUGUAUUUAUCGUAUAUAUCUAGUAUUUUUAUUAUUUUGUUUCUGCAUUGUACAUACUUGUUAUAUUUAAUUUUAUUUUGUGUUUUUUGCUGCUGUAACAUGAGAAUUUCCCAGUUUGGGAUCAAUAAAGUCUAUCUAUCUAUCUAUCUAUCUAUCUAUCUAUCUAUCUAUCUAUCUAUCUAUCUAUCUAUCUAUGCUGCACAAAAUUUAAAGCUCCUGUUGGGGACAUUCUGUUUGUCUUGAUUUUGGCACCCCCUGUGGUCAAAGCGAUCUCUUUAAUAUCUCAGCUAAGCCAGUCAUGAUUUCAGUCAAAAACUCACAGGAGUUUUAGAUACAACAGGAAAAUAAAUGAAUGUCCAUCUGUGCCUUUUAGUGACAAAUCUGAUAAUGCAUCAUAAAGUUAUAUAUAUAUAUAUAUGUAUGUAUAUUUAUCUGAGUCAGCCACUGUGUUGUUUAAAAACACUGAAUGAUAAAGUGACUCUCAGUUCAUGCGGUUUACAGUCCAUAAUAAUGAGUCAUUACGAAGUCAUGCAGUUGCAAAAUCUGUAUGCAGCAACAAAAACAACAUCUCAGCCAGAAAGUUUCCCAUCACCAUCAUCAUUUUUCUGCCCCAUCUGCAAAGUUCAAGUGUCACAGCUGCACAAAAACAUGAUUCAAGCAUUAAUAUCAGAUAAUACAGCAGCACUGCAACACGUGACACAUCAAACAUAUCUGCAUGUUUCUGAAGCCUCUGUGAUUAAAGUCAAGGUGAAUAUGCUGUAUGUGUGGGUAAAACUGGAGGACAAACAAAAAAACAAAACAAAACAAAAAAAAAAACUCAGAAAUAAAUCAUGGCUGUGACUUCAACACCUCAGAUGAAAGUGCUUUUAAAACAUUUAAACACUUUGUUUAAAUUGGAUUUCUUUCUAUUUAAAGUCAAUUUAAGUCAGAUUAAAGUGUGAAAGUCUUUCUAAGCCCCAGUGUGUGAAUGUAAAAGCUGAUCCAAAAAAAAACAAAAAAAAAAAAAAACAAAGAUGACUGAUAUUCGAGCGCCUGUUAUCUGUUAUUUCAGUUUUAGAGUUGAACUCAAGGUUAGAAAUCAGAAGUCAAACAAGUCAUUUUUUGUUUUAGUAAAUGAAUAUAUGACAUUGUUCAGUUUUCUGAUUUUUUUUAUCUUUAAAACCAUAUUUCAAAAGUUCACUGAACCAACAGCUCCUGCAGGCUCUGAGGUUAAAUAAGGGGAUUUUGGGUCAGGUAGUUGUUGGAUUAUUUGAGUUCCAAAACCAGAAACAGGACAAUCAUUUCACUGUCUAAAUCAAAUGAAUCCAAAUCACAGCCAUUUGACCCAUUUUCCAUCACUUUAACUUUCUUUUUUUUUCUUUUGAACAUAUUGAACUGAAUGUUGCAAAGAUUAAAUGGUUCAUUUUACGGUUUUGAACAACAAACCAAGGCCUGUGUCUUCACCUUUAACUGUUUUAACCCAAAAUUCUGUCAUAUGGUCGUCUGUAAGAGAAACUCUCAUAAAUGAUUUUUCAUAUUCUUUAUUAUCACCAUUUCUAAAUUCCAGUUAGUCAUAGUGCCGUCGCCCGACCACCUGUUGACUGUUUGACACAUUUCACUGUUGAAGCAUUUUUAGUUCAAAAAGGAGCAUAUGUAGAUUUAUUUACACAGGAAUAGAUUUCAUUAUGGUCCAUGAUUUCCUCAAGGGGUGUCUCAGAGUUAGAGAAUACUCUUGCAUGUCUGGAUCUUGUUUCUAUCUGGUUUCCUCUUUGCAUGAUUCAGUAUUAACCUCAUUUGUAGAUGCAGUGAUGAACUGUAUUCACACAGUGGUUUUUGACUAAAUGCAGUGAUUUCCACUCUAGAGUCCUGUCUGUUUCUAAUGCAGUGCUGCCUGAGGGCCUGAAGAUCAGGACCAUCAGUCUUGGUUUUGGUCCUUGUCCCUUUAGUACAGAGAUUUCUCCAGACUCUCGGAAUCUUUGAAUGACAUGGGGUUCUGUAGAUGAUAAAAUCCACUCGUUCUUUCACAUUUGACACUCAGGAACAUUAUUCUGAAACUGUUUUUGCCAUAUUUUUUGGUUAAAAUAAUGCUAUAUAUUGAAUGAUUUGCAAACCAUCAAAAUCUAUUUUAUUAACAUUUCAAGCAUCAUCCCUAUUUUAGAUUCCUUUUUAUUUAAUUUCCUGCUUGGGACUUCAAAGUGGUGUAUGAUGCAAAAAGUGAAAAACAGGAAAACCAAAAUGAUUUUAUCAAACAUCUAAACUUUUCUCUUUCAAACAAAACAGGGCUGUGGGGAAAAAAAGAUUAACUGAGCCUGAAUCCUGUAAAACAUCUGCAACACAUACCCUCUAAUCUUCAUGUUUCAUUUCAGGAGUUUUUCAAAAAAGUUAUUCUGCUUUAAAGAAAAAAAAAGGGCUGGACUUGACUUUUUGUCCGUAAAAAAACGAAACUCUUGCCCUUUCGAUCGAUCCCACAGAACAGAAAGUAACACGUGAGAAAUCAGUCAUUGCAACAGAGCAGAGAUAAGGCUGACAUGUCUUUUUGUCUUGACUUUCAAUCUUUCAUAAAUACAUAAAUCACUAUAAUGGAGCUGUACUCGGUUAUUACUCUGUGGAGGAAUGUAGCGUUUUUCUGUCUCUGCGCGUAAAGACAAACACCCCUUAGCGCGCGCACUCACGGCUCUCAGCUCAUAUGAAAAAUCUCCUUUUUAAAUUUCUAUGUGUAUUUUUCCUGAUUUUACGGAGAAAAGGUCUUUAUUUUCGUUCCCUGUGCUGCGUUUCUCCUCUCCGCCUCGUCUCGCGCUGCGGAGCUGCAGUGAUGUCAGCCCGCCUGGGUCAUUUGAAGGUCAGCAGCCUCGGAAGGGUUCAUACAAAGUUCACUCGCAUAUAUUAGGCAAUUCAAUCUUUCAUUCUCUGUGGCAAAACUAGUUGGAAAUGAGCUGCUCGGUGAGACGGAGGAGCCAUUCGUCAUCAGAAAGGAGAUCGUGAGCUUUUAAACGCUCUCCGUCUUCUUUUUGAUCCGAGAAAAUGCAAAGAUCCUCCGCUGCUUCUGCCUCUCCGCUGCGGUCUCUGCUGUCGGUAACCGGGACGGGCUGACUCACUGAGAGCACGUCGGGAUUUUAUUAUUAUUAUUGUUGUUGUUAUUAUGGAGGAAUGCCGUUUAGUGUCCGUGGUGACGCGCUGAGUGGACACGUUGCGAGACAAAGCUGGACAAUGAGCGUUUGGAUGAGCAUUUUGUUCCGAAAUAAUUCAUGAUUCCAGUGCGGGACGAAGAGGAAGAAGAGGAGCGAAAUCUGCCGUGCCAAGAAGAAGAAGAGGGAGAAGAAGAAGAAGAAGAGGAGGAGGAGGAGGAGGGGGAGGAGGAAGGGGAGGAGGGGGGUAACAGCGGAGUUUGAUGGAGUUGUGUGCGCUUAUGCCGCCGAUUUUUAUCCAUAACGCACAAGACUAGCGGAACGACGCGCCGUCAUCAUGUUUGACUGCAUGGACGUGCUGGCCGUAAGUCCCGGGCAGAUGCUGGAUUUCUACACGUCCAGCCCGUCCUCGUGCAUGCUGCAGGAGAAGGCUCUGAAAGCCUGCAUCAGCGGACUGGCGCACAGAGAGUGGCAGCACCGGCGGAGCGCACACUGUAGGUCCAACUUCUGCUCAUCAUCUCUCUUUGCUGUUGUUGUUGAUGUUACUGCUGCUCAUGAUGAUGAUAUUAAGAGCUCAGUUAUGAUGUGCUGAGGCUGAGUCCGUGAUGAUGCACAACAAGUUGCCAUUAAGGGCCCGCAGGUCUCAUAAUUGUCGCAUGAGUGAUUAUCUGAUGAGGAUCAUUAAAAUCUGAUCAAUUAGAGAAGUUUUCUCUGAGAGUUUGGGGGACAUCCACGGCGCAUGAACGCUUCAUGAGAAACCAGCAGGAUGAACUCAAACAGCAGGAGCAGCUCAGUGGCAUGAUUAAGUCUGAUUUCAAUGUACUACUUUUGACUUAAAAUAAGUUUUUUUUUAAAUGUCAGAUUUAGUGGAAAACUCUCCUAAACGCAAUUAUUUAUCUCCCUCUGCGCGCUCUCAUAAAUCCUGGAGCGGUGGAGUUGCUGAUGUGUGUCUGCUCUCAGCUCCCAGAGCAGCUUGCAGGCUGCAGGAAUGCACAGAGUAAACACAGGCGGCCGCGUCCAGCCGCCUCCUCCCGGCCGCACAUGACAGGAGGGCCGGCCUGACGAGCCGCGACCUGCAUGCGCUCUCUGACACUCAUUUAGACAAAUGACCCCGCGAGCUUUUCAACCAGAUUAGCGUGCGGCUAUCGGAACAUGUCAGCCUCGUGCGUUUAGGUAGAUGGAUGGACUUGUGUUCAAUUUUGUCCAGGAGAUUAAGUGAAGGUUUUCAGGACUGCAGCCGUGCUUUGAAGAGAAUCUCAACUGCAGAAAAAAGACCAAAACUUCAAGUUAAAAUCCAGAUUUAGAGGACGCUUCUCAAAGAAAGUCUGCAGGAAAACCUUAAGAUUAUUCUUACUGCACGUACACAUCAAAACUCCCUCCUGCACAUCGAUAAUUGAUCACAAUGUGCUCAUCAUCUUCAGAUAUAGAUGACUUUCCGGGCAGCCUCUUGUCUCGGUUUGUUUUCCUCUGUCAGCCGCUGCUGCUCCGUGAUUUAUCCUCCAGAGCUGCAGCAGCCCGUAGCUGUCAGCUCUCAGGAAGUGUUUGCUAAAAGGCACUUAGUCAGUCAGUCUAUCAGAGGGCAGAGGAGAGGCUCCUCUUAUCAGAUGAAGAGGGGAAAGUGACAAAGUGACAGCUGCUCCUGAGCAGCCUGAGCUGCAGGUGUGACACUCGCUGACUCUGCAGGUCAGGGUGGGAUGUAGAGGUCCGUGCGUGUUUGCGAGCGUGCGUUUGUAUGUGUGUGCGUGCAACGUUUAAGAGAUGACAGAAAUCUGCUGUGAAUUAAGCUAAAGCUGAAUGGUAUCAGUCUUCCAAACGUAGAGAAAUUCUGAGAAACUUGGUUUCCAGGGAGCAAAGUGUUUAAGUCUGAGGGAAAAAGUCCAAAACACUUUUUUCUUGUUUUUUUUGUUGUUGUUGUUUUGUUUUCUAAAUUAAGGUUUGAAUGAGUUUAAAAAAUCCAGAUUUUUUUUGACAUUUCAGGACAAGAAAGCUCUCAAUUUUUGGCACCUCUAAUGGAGAUAUUUAUUCUGAAAGUGUUGAGAAAACAGUCCUGGAUUUUGAUGCUUAAACUGGUCCUGAAGUGUGUGUGUGUGUGUGUGUGUGUGUGUGUGUGUGUGUGUGUGUGUGUGUGUGUGUGUGUGUGUGUAUACAACAUUUGAGAGGUGACAGUAAACUGCAUGGAGUCAAAGUCUUUAGGAAAGCUCAAAGCUGCAAAAUUCAAACGAUCCUUCAAGAAAUAUCAUUUUAAAAAAAGGGAAAAACUAAGUCAAAACAACAGCUCUAAGAUCAGGUAAACACACCAGUAAACCAUUUAUGUAAGUUGAAUUCAUUUCUUAAUUAUAACGAUGAUGAUGGUGAGGGUUAACUUGGUGGGACUGUGGUGCAAAAAUCCAACAGAAAAGAUCUGAUUUGUUGAAGGUUCGAUUUGCUCUAUUUUCUGAAUGUAAAUCAAUGAUUCAGAGAAAUUCUAGUCUAAACCUCUUUAUUGAAGACGCAGUGAUGUAAACAUUCAAUCCAACUGGUUUGUACUUGUGUUUAAUGAUGAAGCAAUAUAGAAAUAAUUUACAGAUUCAAAAAUUAAAAGCUCAUAGUGGAAAGGUAAAAAACAAUGGUCUCAUCCCGCCCCCCUAAACCAGGACUUAAAUCCAUCACUAAAAAGGGCGUUAACGUGGUUGCAGGAUAAAAACAGGUCUUAUAAAAACCAGAAUACCUUCAAAUUAGUAAAUUUUACGUCUGUAGUUUUUACUGAAAUUUACUGAGCAGAGAAAACUGGUCCAACACUACGAACACGAUUUUUUAUUUUGUUUUGUCCAUUCACCUUUUUUAUAACCUCUGAAAAGAAAAUAAAGUGAAGAGACAUCAUUGCAAAGAGAGAAAUUUACUUUAAUUUUCUUCACAUUUUGAAAAUGAUCGUCCAAUUCUUACUUUUUGAUGAAAUUUAACGUUUUCAUGCCGAAAACACAGAAAUAACAAGUGCAAACUCCCUAAAAUAUUGCUUUUUCAUAAACCAUGGACCUGUCUGUUAUUUGAAAUGACUCAUAUUCAAGUUUAAACUCCAAACUUCUCCUCACCUUCAGAUCCAUACACAACCUCACUCCUCCAUAUCUCGCAGACCUCCUUUUCCCGAUACAUACCACACCCGUCCGCACCCUCAAAUCCUCCUCCUCCUCUAUCCAUCUCAUUGUCCCCCUGCUCGUGUCGUUACCAUGAGGAGCGGAGCCCUCAGCUGCUCUGCUCCAGAACUCUCUCCCCCCUGACCUCCCUUACACUGACUCACUCCCGCACUUUUAAUCCAAACUUCAAAACUCAUCUGUGUAAACACAACAUCACUGUCCAUUCUUGAAAAACUUUUUAAAUUGGGUUUUAUCGCUGUUCGUUAUUGAAACUCUGUUUGUUUUAAUAAUGUGGGCUAACCUUGAGUGUCAAAGACGGCGCCCUACAAAUAAAACAAGCAUUUUUAUGAUUAUUAUGAACUCGUUAAAGAAUCACAAACAUUUACUUUAAAAUAUCUCUGUCAGCUUGAUCAGAUAAACAUGGCUCAUAAUGUAGUGGGGUAUUUAUCAGUUAUUGCUCUAUAAAAAAAAAUGCUAAAAUAAUAUUAAAUUUGCAGUAAAACAAAUUCUAAAUCCCGUAGCGCUAACAUGUCUCUAAAUAAAAACUCUGAUUGAACAGUCAUAAUGUGUCAACAGACUGAGAAAUGCAAAAAGGAGUUUUAAGGGUAAAUUUUGCUCUAUUUUCAUUCAAUAAAAGUGUCUUUUUUACUCUAAAAUAAAAACCACACUAGGCUGAAUUAUUUGAGAACACAGUCAUGACUGAUACUGUUUUGAUAAAACAAAAUCAAACACACACACAUACACACCUCUCCAUCUGUAAAUGCAGAGAAAAGAGAGUCUAUAAAGGGGGGAGUGCAUGCAGUGCAGUCUUCACUGCAGUCUCAGGACCCUCUGCAUUAUUGCACCUCACAGUAAUGUUGUUGUGUACUGAAAGUUUCACAGUUUAUCAUCAAAACUGCACAUCAAAAGUUAUUGCACCAAAAAUAAUAUCACACAGUGCACCAGACUAAACAUGGCAUAAUGCAAAUUAUGACUAACAUGGACAAAUGAACAAAAAUCAGCCCUGAAUUCUUAACUUUAAGCUGCUUUAGUGGUCGGUCGCUCUGUGAAAGUGCUGCAGUCAAAAUUCAAACAAUACUGAGGUCAGACUGAAUCUCUCUGUGCUCCGCUCACACUCCUCUGCUGGAUCUGACCAGAAACCAAAGUGAAAAGAAAGUCUCGCAGUCAUCUGUGUUUCUUAGUGUUUGAAUAAAGGUCACAAGGUUGCCGUCCUAGUUUGUGAAACAAGAAAAAACCUACAGAAAGUCUAAAUCACUGACUCAUUUAUUGACCAAAUUUAGCCCUAAAUAUAGUCUUCAAUCAGCCUCUCAGGUCCCAGCAAUGUGAACAACUUUAAUUGUAAGAUGAGGAAAAUAAAAGCCAAAAAAGUAGCUCUAAAAUUUAAAAAAAUAAUUUGAAAAAAGUUGAAUGUCAGGAUAGCUGACAUCAAAAAAUUGUCAUAACCUUAUAAAAAAGAAAAAGUGUUUUUUCAGGUGCAGCAGCGUGAGUCAAUAACAAUGAUUGAAAUGUUCAAAGUGUGCCUCUUUCCUCUAGUCCCAAAGACUAACUGUGUCUUUUUAAAAUCUUUUUUAGCACCAUUCUUUAUUUAUUGUCAAAUUUGUCAGUAAAUUUUAAGAAUUGUUGCAGAAAUUGUUGUGGAAAUUCAUUUUCAUAAAAUUUUCCAGCCAUGAAUGUAAUGCUGCACACUCAGCUGUUUUCCUUCCCAGUGUCAGUAAACACUCAUGCCUCUUUAACAAUACUCUCAUAAAACCCAAACUGGAAGAGGAUAUUGUUCAUUUGUUCCUCAUUUUCUCACGCUGACUCCGACCCCGGUCAGUAAAGCUGCAUGCCGGCCUCUUCGCCGUCAGACAGGACCCCCUGCCCUCCUCCUGUUUGAGCGUCCGCUCUUUAAAUCAGACUUUGAUUAGAAAAAUCCUCUCCCAGGGUCACUGAGAUGUUGCUUUAUUAAUUUAUUUGUUGGGGAUAAUGGAAACCUCCUGGGUGUUAAUUAGCCGCACUGACGACGAGCCGACCAUUAUUGCACUUCCUCUUCCAGUUAAGAUGUUAAUUAGGAAUGAUCAAGGAGCUGCUUCACACGCCGAGGAGGCCGGGGAGGGAGAGUUUCACAAUAAAAGCAUCCAAACAGAUCCACAGCAGAGUCAAGUGUGAGUGUUUCUGCAGCUGUAAGAGGCAGAGCGUGAUGCUGCAGCCUGAUUGGUGCUGCUGAUGGGUGUUAUGGGAUAAUUGGGACCCUUUUUGUCUUGAAGGCUGGAGCGCCUCUGAUAUGGACAUGAAGGGCCAUUAGCACAGCUUGCACAGCGAGCUAAUUUAGUGGGCGUGUGAAAUGAAAGGCGGACGGGGGGAAAUAAAAAGCCAUGUACAACAGAGGAAUGAAGAGGGGGGGUCUGAUGCCAGCCUUGUUUAAUGGACAUGAUUAGGACAGUGUUAGGGUCCCACCAGGGUUACACUGAUACUCUGAGUGUGUGUGUGUGUUUCUCUAAGAAACGCCUCAUCUGAAAAAGCAGCUUCACUCCCUGAUCUAUCUCUGAAUGUGCCUCCACCAUGGUUCAGCUGCUGUUUUUUAAUUCUUUUACACCCUCGUAACAACAAAACGCUUCAUGAUUGGCGGGAAUGUGAACAGAGUUUAUUUGUGCCGCUUUCAGUACAGAAGAAAGAAAUUGUUUCAACCCAGAUUCAUGUGAGAAAUUUAUGUCUGUGAGCAAAAUAUGAAAUUUUAAAAAGAUGUGAAAUUUGACCUUCAAGAUGGAAAACACAAAUGAAAAAUAGAGUGCAUUUAGAGUAGACCGCAAAGGCUUGAGCUGCUUUAGCGGGCGCUCGCUCUGUAAAACGACAGUAAAGAGGUCAGGGGUCAAAUCACUGCUCACACUCCUCUGAAGAAUCAGGACAAACAAAACAAAAAUCUUGUGUCUCCAAAUUUUAUUUUAUUUUUUUAACAGAUAAAGGUCAAAAGGUCACCGGUCAGUUUGUCAAUGAAAAAAGUUGAUUAUGUUUGAGCUGGAACAAUUCUAACCCACGCAGAAUCCAUUAGACCAAAACUCAGAUUUUCUUUAACCAGAAAGUUUUAAAAAGUUUAAAUAAGUUUGUAAAUUAUUAUUAUUAUUGUCCUUAUUAUGAUUAUUUGGUCAUUUUUUUCCCCAAUAAACUGAAAAAAGUCCCUAUAUAACAAACAAACACACUUCAAUUUGACAGUUUUUUUACAGGGUUACUCUCAAAUCGGAUUAUUCUUUAAAUUACACAGAAUAUAUAACUUGAUAUAAAUGAUAAUUUAGUCACACAAUAACAUGAUUUAAUCUUUCAAAAACAAAAAAGAAAAGGCAAACACUGAAAAAUAAAGAAAUGAAGAAGUUUGAACCAAUUUGAUCCUUUAUUAUUUUUAAACCGUUUGUUAUUGUUUGUGUUGUUUGCAAUUAAAGCCAAAUGAGGGUCAGCAGCAGCAGCGUUAAUAAAUACACAAGAUUCUUUGUGACGGGCAGAAGCUGUCUUUUAUAAUUUAUAUCGUCUCUUUAAAAUCUGAAAAUAAAUAUAUGAUCCUGCCCCGUUAUUUGCUAUCAUUACUUUUAUUAACUAUUGUUAAAAUCCUGAGAUUGUCUCAUAUUGAAGUCAUUAUAUUUAAGCAGGUCUGGUCCUGGAACUCCUGAAAUCAUUUCUAGAAGCCUGUUUUUAUUUCUGUUUCUCUCCACAAUUUAAAAUACAGAAACCUGGACCACAGCUUAAUCCAACUGUACUGUGUUUGUACCUAAUCUAAGGAUAUGGAUAAUUAUUCCUGAGGGUUUAGUAAAUUUUAAAAUGUUGUGUUUUUAAGAUUUAGAGAAAACUGUAAAAAUAUAACCACUUAAAAUAAAUAACGUUUUUUACUCUGUUUUUGCAGGUUUGAAAUGCAGCAGGUAAAAUAAACAACCUCACAUCAACAUAAAAACAAACAAGUAAACUAAUAAUAAAAAAAUAAUAAUAAUAAUAAAUAAAGAGAGAACUGAGAAAGAGGGGAUAAAAACACAUCAUCCUUUAUUGAUUUAGUCCAAAGCUCAGCUUUCAGUGAACUCCUUUUUACUGUUCCUAUCAGUUUUAAAUCACGCUGUGCUUCUUUAGAUAGAGUUUACGGCUUAGUCAGUUAGUCAGAGAUUAUUUUUGCUAAAGGAAAUGACUUUUUAAUAUUUUCAUUUGUGCUCUCCAUUUUUUUUUUAGAUAUCCUCAUCUUUACGAUCAUCAUGCAGUUCUUUGCAGUAUUUAAUCUGCAUAAAAAGCAGCACUUCUAGUUCAAUAUUUGACUUUCUUUUUAUGAUAUUUCACCUAAAAAUGCUUCGUAUCAAGUCUUUGAGAAAGUUUGUAUCUCAUCGGCUGUUUGUUGUGGAUUCAUUUUGGAUCAUUUUAAACAGGAUUAUUCACACAGUGAUCUCCCGCCGCUCGCUCAGUGUCCACUUUCACAGAUGGUUGUUAGGACAGGAUUAUGUGGUUGAAAUGAGACAAUUUGAAAAUAAGAUCAUUUGAUAGCGUUGUAAAAGUCUCUGCUGUGUGUGUGGUGAUAAAGCUGGUAAAGGCAGAAAUGUUUGAACAGUUUUUUCAGAAAUGUUGGAAAGUUUCAGCGUUAAAGAAGCUGAUCAUGAGUAAAGGUGGAUUCUGGAGACAGAAAGCAGACGUGAGGCAGAGCGGCCGAGAGGUCAGCACACUGCUGAGUGUUUUUUUGGCCCCCAACUCUUUGGCUCUUUUUGAAGCAACAGUUUAAGAUGUUUGACGCGGGAGGCUGGUGUUCAGAUCAGAGACCUGCACCAUCAGUCACUUCUGUGUGUGUGUGUGUGUGUGUGUGUGUGUGUGUCUGUGUGUGUGUGUGUGUGUUUUAGAGAGAGAGAGAGAGAGAGAGAGAGAGAAAGAGAGAGAGACCUGCUGAGACUUGCUCUGUAGUCUGGGAAAAAACAAGGACGAGUUAGGAUGAGACAGACUGAGACACGUCCCCCGAACACUUGAUCUUUAUGGGGGCUGAAAAUGAUCCUGUGAUCGUCGUGAAGCAGAUAAAUGUAGUUGUGAGAGCUAACAGAGUGUUUACCCUCGAUAGGCUGAUUGUUUAAAUGUGCAGACUGUGUUUUUAAGUUUAAAAUGAAGUUUAAAAAAAAUAAUUUUCACCAUUUUUUAAAGCCUUAUUUUGUUUUGUUUUUUGCUUUUAUUUUGAAAGGAUGGGACAGUGAACAGAGCAGGAGACUAGUAAGAGGGAUUGAUCAUGUCCAAAAACAGAUUAUUUUAUACAUUAGAAUAUCAAUCUGUUCGUACAAAAUGUCCCUUUGAAUAAAGCUGUUGUUUUCCUUUAUUUAAAAGCUUUUCCCAUCCUGAUUAAAAAAGUCAAAGACAGUGGAGUUAGCAGGGAGCGAUGUGUAUGAAAGGGGCUGCAGGCCGAGAAUGCACCUGAGCUGCCUACACGGAUGGGGUCCCCCGGCAGCACCAGUGUUAACUCCUGUUUUCAUCAGCAGCUACUAGAGACAAAUUAAGGUUUCCAAAGAAGUAGAAAAGGUGCAGCAAAACAUUGGCUUAAUGUCUAUAAAAUGUACAAGACAUCUGUGUAAAAUCUUAUUCAUGAAAACUGUAAACUUCUGCAGAACUUGUUGCAUCUACUCAAGAUUUUUUAAAAGUCCUCAUUGAAUAUUAAGACACGAGAAUUAAAAGUGUCUUUGGUUUCCUGAAUUAAGGAGAGGUUGCUGCACCUCAGUUGCACUUCAUGAGUAUUUUCUUUUUUUGCACCCAAGUUGCCAAACAUCCAGCUUCAGAAGUUUUCAGAGGCAGCAUGUGGCUCGCUGGAGAAUCAGACUUCUUUGUGUUGUUUAAUAGUGUGGUGCUAAAGCUUUUUGGUAUUUUGAUAUCACAUGUUACCCAUGUCGGUGUGCUGGGAAGUGUAUGCUGUAAGCUUUUUAACAUGCUAAAAGGUUGCAGACCGUCCCUGUCAAACUAAACCGAUAAAUAAACUGCAGCGUCCUGCAAUACAGAAUUUACUGUAUUCACAUAAAACUGACCAACUGGUAGCAAACUGGAUUCACUCCAGUAUGGAUUACUGCCACUUUGAGAUUUUUUAACCCCCUACAGGGACACCUACAGCACCCUUUCCCGUCCUCUGCAUAUCAAAGUUCUCUUAGUGAUUCAUUCGAGCACCUAAAAUACAUUUCCCAUGGUGCACUGAGUGAUGCUUGCAUCCUUUUGCAAAUAUCAAAUGAAGCCAGGCAGAGUUUAUGGAGACAUGGAUGUGGAUGCACGGUGCUCCAGAGUAGGAGGCAUAUUUGUGACCCUGACCAAAGCUGAGCUGGCUUUAACAUCUGUGGUAGUUUUCCCUCAAAAAGUUGCAGAAUCUCUAAAAGUCUAACCUGUAACUUUUGAUUUCUUUUUGGUCUUAUUGCUGUUCAGUAAUGCUGUAAGAAUAGAACACCAAUGAUGACGUCCUUUUAAAACCUAAUAACUUUUUUAUGAUUGUAAAGAUGUGUGUGUUAGGGGUCCUCACUGGAGUUUUCUGUCAUAUUUGAGUGAUGGUUUUCAAAGACUGUGAUCCCUGUAGGACAGGAGUUCUGCACAUCAAUAUAAUUCAUGGUUUUGUGGAUUUUUGGGACUUCAUGGUUGUCCCCCAGCUCUUUUGAAACUCUUGCCACACCCGUCUCCACGCUCCCAGCAUCAUUCCUUUCCCAGUUUUCACACCGACACAGAAUCUAGUUUCAUGUUGAAGUUCUGGCACAAGGAGAAUAAAAUCAUCCCGGCCAGCGCUGUGCUUUUAAGGCCUUGAAUUCCUGCGGAUUAAAAUGAAAGCUCUCACGUUUCAGCCUCCUUAUUUCUCUCCCCACGUUCUUCCUUCCACAGCUUUCUCUCCGCUCUUCUGCUUUUAUGGCUCGGAGUUUCUCCUCCAGGUUUAAGGGAAGCUUUGAAGCAGCCUGCACCUGUUGUGUUCGGCUCUGCGGCUACUAAAGCUGCUUCCCGUCAAAGUGCAGUUUGACCUCUGUGCUGAGUCACCCCAGGGUCAAAGAGGGGUCACAGAGGGGGUCAGAAGAGGGGGAUUGAGGAGGGUCUGGCGGGGAAUCCCCUAAACCAAACCCUGAGAGUCUAAUAAUAGGGUAAGAUCUUGAAAGUAAAAGCAGAGUUGGGAGUGUUUCCAUUAAAUGUAGAGCAUAUUUCCUGACAGAGAGCAGAUCCUGACCUCUCUCCUCUAAUUUCCCCACCAGACAUGAAGUUAAAUGACUCUUCCUCAUUGUUAUUUUCUUCUCCUCGAGUGUUUAAAUCUCCUCUAAAUAUCCCUCUCCGUAAAACGCGCCGCAGAGCAGCGCAAAGCUGCUUCUAAUUUGGUGUACUUUGGGUGAACUUUGACCAUUUCCUCUGACUGGGCCUGUUGUAUGUGAGCUAUGCACUCGCUGCUCCUGCAGAGAAAACCUGCAGGAAGAAAAAACACUUCCAGACUGGAUGGAGUGUCAGCUGAGAGCAGGAGGAGAAGAAGAAGGAGGAGGAGGAGGAGGAGGAGGAGGAGUGGGUUGGAUCCACCGACUGGGAGUAAUAUUCCUCUAAUCCUCGCAGGCUAUGCCCAGCGCUCCACACCCAAAUCACCACAGCUUUCUCCCUAACACAAACCAAACACACAAAUACCCCGAGGAGCUCCAGGAAAUGCCUCUCCUGCUCUUUCUCCCCCCUCCUCUUCCUCUUUUUGCUCCUUUCCUCUCCUUGUCCCUGCUUCUGGGGGGAUCUGUUGUAAUUUGUCUGCUUUAAUUCAAUCCCUGAGAUUAAUGGGGCCUUGCUUUCAAUUGAUUUUUUAUUCAAAUGAAAAUAAAGCCUUAGAUUUUACCUCUUCCUCUCAUUUAUCUGCAGCAGUAGGAGCAGCUUUGUCCUCAUUUCCAAUGCGGCGUCGUUGUGUUAAAUGGCCUGUGUGUAGCGACAGACUUUGCUGCAGGUUCUUUGCCAUCUGUUGGUCGUGUGGACCAUGUGGGCAGAGUUUUACAUGUCACUGGUUUCAGACUGGGGGAAUUGGAUAUAAAGACGUGGAGGGCACAGAGAAGAUAGAUGACGCUGCAGCUCUUCAGAUUAUCUUCACACAGUGACCUCACAUCCUGUCUCACACUGCUCAGUUAGGGCUGAUCCACAGUCACUGUUUUAGGGUUUUUAGAGCUGACUGUGGCGCCUGAUGUAUAUCUAUUUUGCAGGCAUAGACCACGCUGUAUGGAGUUUAAUUCUGCAUGCAUGCAAACUAUACCAAUACUGAAAUUUACGACAAUAAUCAACGUCAUUUUGCCCAUGUCAAUAUAUUCAGUGUCAAAAAAAAAAUACACAAAAGUUGGUUUUGGAUGUGUGUAGGUAGGCUAUGGUCUCAUGUCCCUCUAAGACGCUGUCCUAUGUUGAAGAUGUGACUCCACCCCAUCCAGUCCAUAACAAAGAAGGAAAGAAAGAUGAGGAGAUGAGGGAUGGUUCAAAAGUUUUUGCGGCCGGAGCAACAGCUGAAGUAGACAAAGUUAAUAUGGGAGGGGGUGAUCAGCUUGUGGAGUAGUUAUUGCCCAUUUAUCGUUAUCAAGGUGAACUGCUCAGUAUAUUGUGAUAUUGAUUUGAGGCCAUAUCGCCCAGCCCUACUUUGAAAGUAAUUUUGUUUCGAGAGAGAAGCUUUGAUUAAACAUAAAAAUAACUCGUAUGUAAAAUCUAAUUGUCAGUAUAUAUAAAUAUUUUGUUUUCAGAUUGGAAAUGGUAGUUUUGCUGGUUUGUACUGUUGUUCAUUUGAACAUUACUCCCACCAUGCUAAUUACAGGAACAUUUCAGUGUCAUUAAAACUGAGUACAAGCUGUCAGACACUCUGAGUGGUUUAUAGGAAACAGGUCAGUGUUAGAGUUUUCUUUAUAUUUCUCAUGAUAUUAAUGAUAAACUUGUUUUGUAUAAAAAAGGUUUAACAAAAGUUUGUCCUCUUUGGUUUCUGCAAGAACAUGCUGAAAUAUUUAUUUGUCUUGGCUGAUAAUCAUCUAACUUCUUAAUACAUGCUGCACUCCCCAUGACUUAAGCAGUUGCUACCCCUUGGAUCCACUCCAGGCCACAAUACAUGCAGUACAGAGACAGAGUCCAGAUGAAAACGACAUGGUUUUAGAUGCAAACUAACCGAACAGAGCACCAUUCACAUAAUGAUUAAAAAACAUAACAGUAGAGACAGGAGUAGGCAUGCAGCUCUUGUGUUCUGCAGGGAUAAAUCCCAGUUUUUACAGAAGGUGACUGUGAAUCAACAGAUGCAUGUUAAAUAAAGAUAUAAUGAAUUAUCUAGCUGAUUAAAAAGUGGUGGACCUGCAGCUCUUGCGUUUUUGUCAAUGCAGUCUUGUGGCUUUCAGCUUGAUUCUGGUUUUUGGCUUGCUGGUAAACUUCUAGUGUAUUUAUACACAGAGAUAUUUCUCUGAUCAUCUCUGUCUCCAGUCUUUUCCGUGUGUUAUUCUCUUGUCAGGAAAUAAAAGUGUACAUUUUUCAAUUGCAUUUCGGGUGAAAAUGGGAUUAAUUGUGCAGCACUAUUUUAGAUAGCAUCUCUCAUUUGUAAAAGAAACACUGUGUUAUUUGUUGAAUAUUGACACUGUGCUGAGUUUCAGCAGUAAUCCUCCAUGAUUGACUCUGAUGUGAUAAAGUCCCUGCAGAGUCUUUAUCAGAUCAGGACAUGAUGAGAUUAUCACAUCAGGUCUUAAUGUUAUCAGCCUGAACAAACUCUAAUUUAAGAGCAAAGUUUUCCACUUUAGCUGAGUGUUUUCUCCCUCACUGACUAGCUGAUCUGAAACCAGUUCCUGCCCCAUGUGUCCGUCUUCCACCGGUGGUUCAGUCCUGUUGUUUGGGCCGAUCAGACGAGCUGUUUUCUCUCGUCUUUCCCCUCAUUCUGCCUGCAGCCUCCAGCAGGGAGUGUGUGCUUUCCUGUUUGACCCCGGCGGCAGGUUCAGCCAGAGGCUAAGGGUUCAGUCACAGAUUUCUCCCCGCAUGCUCUUCAGGCCAGACUGGCCGUGCGCGCUUGUCUGUCAGCGCUCUUUAUUCCUCUAAUGGAGCUUUCUGUGUAUGUUAACAUGCGAGGAAGUCGACUCAAAGUUUAAUCACGCAGAAAAUGGAAAAAGGCUCCCCUGCACCUGAUAGGGCCUAUACAGCAACACACAGGUACUCAAUGACCACCUCCUCCCCCCUCUCUCCUCCUCCUCACACACACACACACACACACGCACACACACACACACACACACACACACACACACACACGCACACACACACACACACACACACACACACACUCUGAGCAGUGUAAUGAAUCCAGGUUUAUAUGUCCCAUCUGUCUGCAGGUGGUCACACAGCCUCUCAGAUGCAGCCAUGAGUUUCAAAUAGGCUGAAUGUUGGCGCUGCGUCUCCUCAGCGUGGGACCACCCAGCCGUCUCAAAUGCUUCCUCAGAAAAUCAGCAGAAAAAGUGUUUUCCCUCUGGAUGUAUGUUAAAUUGUGCCACUCCACCUGCAGAAGGACAAUAUAGAUUGUUUCUGUGCUCCAGUAGUCGAACAUCCUCUUUAACAUCUCUGCUCAAAAUACUCAAAUUACAUGUUUGAUACAUGACGGUCUGUAGUGAGGAGGCUUUUCGUUUAGAGAGAGGGUGAGCAGAUUAAUGGAGCCUUUAGAUAAGAAGAUAAAUAUUUAUUUAAUUUAAAGGACCAAUGCGUGAUUUUUAAUGAGCUCAGACACCUGGGAAUGAAAUAUCCAAAUCCCAUGAAUGAAGUGCCAACGGCACCAAGUGCACAAAGGGGAAUCACGCUGAGUGUGAUAUCUGGGAAUGUGAAUUAAAGGGAUAGUUUGGGUUUUGUGGUGUGAUUGAAGAAGGUACUUGUCAGGGUUGAUGACUACUUUAAUUUACUAGUGGCCCAGUUUGAGGGGGAGGUGGAGAAAGGAGAACAGGGGGAGGCAAACAAAAGUUUCUAUGUGCCUGAAAAGCCAAGGGACAGAAAAGAGAGGCACAAGCAGAAAUGUGCUAAUGGCUGAAUUUUAUCCUGAAUUUUAAUCAUUAUAAAUACAAAUCCAAGUCUUGACAACAAACCUGCAGAGUCAACUCUUCAGCCACUGUCUUGGCAAAAGAGCCGAGCUGACCAGGAUCUCCGAGAGUGAUAUACUUACAGACAAGUUCCUCAUACAACCAAACUCAGAAAAUUCUUGACUAUGUCAUUGAGACAUAGAAAUCCAUGGCAUAGUCCACCUGGAAGCUCGUUCUCCAUUUGGGUCCUUUCUUUUCAAACUUUGCAAAACUUGGGCCCAGGUCUAAAAAUAGAUUUGGUCUUUGGAUUCCUGUCUGGAUUUCCUUUUGAAAUGAGCCUGGAGCUUUGGUCAUUUGGUUAGUUUGGUGUUAUUACCAGCACUUCAACACAAACAGAGCCAAAUGUUUUGUGUGUUAUAUUUGUUCAUAGACACACAAAAUGCAGAAACCUUCACUUUUUGCCGUCCUCCUCCAUCAGACAGCUUGGUGUGUUGGAGCUCUGGCUGUCUCUCACCAUACAUCUGCUUUAUGUGCAAGCUGCUCUGACUGCUCUCUGCCAGCGACAGAGGGAAACCAUUUGGAGCAUUUGAGGCGAUGAGAUGACCCGACUUCAAUGAGAACAAACGUCUGUCUGUCUGUCGUCAUCAGUGGAACCAGGUCGCACUGCAGAACGGAGAAAAUAUCUCGGCUGACUCGCUCUACUGAAGUUGUUUACUCUCAGAUGAAUCCCACUUGAAAUUCAGACCAGAAAACUUUGAUAAAUCCAAACGCAGCACCAUUAUGUCAGCUUUAUGCAAGUCUACUUAAAGAUUCUGCAGAACUUCUCAGCGGUCGAUGCUGUUGCUCCUUCAAAACAAGUCACAGAGACUUCUCAAAGUCAGAUAAGAGUGAGAAUCGAUAGAUUUAUGAAUCAUCUCUUUCUAAUUAACCUUUGUGGUCCGCUCACUUUCUCAUCCCAUAUUACAGAAGUCACAUUUACCCCCACGCUCAGGCCUGCAUGUGCCGCAGACAGGUUAAGUCUUCCCUGGAGCCGCUGGAGCUGACGACUGCAAAGCUGCAAAUUCGACAUGCACAAAAAGUCACACAGGGUGAAUGGGGAGGAAGAUUAGAUUAAAGCGUCAGGGAAUUCCACCGAGGGAUGAGGGUCCAGUAAUUAUUAGAGCUGGUCUCUUACCAUCAGUAAUUGAGUUUGCUGUGACCAAGUACGGAAGAAAGUAAUCGAAUCAGAGGAGAUGCUGCAGAAAUUCCUCUCCAUUUUCUAUGCAGAUACAUGUGUGCAUCAUCAGGGUCGCAGUUUGAAAGUCGGGUACAUUUUCACUUCAAGGUGAUGAGUUUGCAGUGAUCAGCAGCCUGCGUGUUGUUUUGCAGUAAAAUAUGAAACAAGUCAAAUCAUCUUUCUCCUGUUGACACCAUGUGAGGAGUGGAAAUAGACACACAUAUUCAGACACUGGACUAAAAGAUGCGCCACAUCCUCACACAAUAGCCAGUGUGAACUCACUGGCAUUGCUGUAAUACUGAUGUUUUAGCAGGUGAUCUUUCCAACUUUCCAAACUGGCUGUAAUGUCAUGACCUUAAAGAGGUAUUUGGACAUGCACUAAAGAUCUGAUAGAGGAAUUUUAACCUGACAACAAUCAUUUGAAGGAUAAACACUGAAAUCAGCUGGAAUAACCAAAUGUCAAUGGCCUGCUGUUAUUCCCCUUUGACAUUUAGAGCAGCAUUUGUGCAGCAGAGUCUGAGGUUAUAAAAACUGAGAGAACAGUCAUGCAGAGGCAGCUCUGAUUUAUGUUUUUUCCAUGUCUGUAAAUGUGAACGUCUUUGUCUGAGCUCCAGAUGUCUCAAUGAAACAUUCAGUGAUAUGACACCAAGCCUUUCUAUCUUGUUUUGUUUGUAUUCCCGGCAGCCAUUGAAACUCAGAGCACCAGUUCUGAGGAGCUCGUCCCCAGCCCACCAUCCCCGCCACCCCCUCCCAGAGUCUACAAGCCCUGCUUCGUCUGCCAGGACAAGUCCUCCGGAUAUCACUAUGGAGUCAGUGCAUGUGAAGGCUGCAAGGUAGGACUGUAAUACCUCCUCAGAACACAGGAUCUCUUUCUGAACUUUUGACCUGAAACUGAUCUGAUCAUCAAGAUUCACCUCAGACAUCAUCAGAAAUAUGAUACAUGACUUCCCAGUUGUGGAUGGACAAAAACAUGAGUAACCACAGGUUUAUCACUUUAAAAUUUACAUUCAAAAUCAUGUAAUGUAACACAACAUAAUGCAUCACAACAUAAAGCAACAUAACAUAGACUGUUGAAUGUUAAGGCAUGGACCGUCAGAGCCGUGUAGUUAAAUGUCACCUCACCUUGUUUGUCUUAAAAAAAAAAUCUGUUCCUUUAAUUAAUGAUGAAUAAUUUGAGUGAACUGUCCCUUUAAGACAAGACAGUCUCACUCUGCCUCUCUCAGAUGUUCUACUUUUAGAAAGUCUUCCCAACAUCUGCCCUACCAACACUUGUCUGUCUUCUCCCACUUACAGCAGCUGUUGCUAGGCAACAGUGCACACACCCACCAUGCACAUGGAGACAUACAGAAAAAAAAACAUUCAAAAGGCUCAUCAGAAAAUAGGCCAUCCCUUUAAAUGGAGAUGCUAUAGUUCUUUAAAUGUUGAAGAAUUAAAAGCACAAACUCUAGAUGACCUGAUCCGAACAGAAACAGCGAACAGUUAUCCUCUCUGGUCCUCCGCACACGUCUGUUUCCCAGUUAGUUUUGUCUCUUCCCAGUCGGUGUUGUUUCUGCCUAGGCGGUGCAGCAGACUGUCCUCUCCUCCCCGCCCGCCUCUGUAACUGAAGCGCUGGUAUGUCAGGAAUCCUUUGGAGUUUUUGGCUCAGGGGGAGGUGGUGAUCAGCUCACUCACCAGGUUCUGGGUCAAACCAAGUUCUCCUCUAUGUGUGCCAAUAUAAGCCUCAUCAUUAAGGUUCACCCUGGCCUCUGACCUCCGCUCUGACUUUCACUUAAAGGGGACUUUUGGUUAUUUUUAGCAGCUUUGGCCUUUUUUAAAAAACAUAUUUUAGGGAUUUUUCAAGUAAAAAAACUGAAAAACGGGCUGAAUCACCACAGUCUGCAGCAGUUACAAGAACAGACUGAAAUCAAAGGGUUUCUGCUUAAAGCUUUCCAAAAGGCUCAGACUGCAAAUCUAAGUCCUUUAUAACGAGGAUCCCAAUUAAGAUCUUUUUCUCCUUUUCUUUUUAUGCUUUUUUAAAAACAAAAACAACCUUUUCAUAACUGUGUUUAAAGCCACCAGAAUCAUCUUACCCAGAAGAACACAGGAUUCCUGCUCUGCUGCCGCUUUGAUCGGGUAUUUUAUUGAUAUUUUGUGACUUUGAUGUUUAAAUGGUGGGAAUAAUUCUGCCUCACACAAUCAAACACAAAAACUAACCAGUCCACGAAGCUGUAGACAAGCGUUUGUUGUUCUGUGGAGGAUAAGUACUGUUAUUAUUUUCACUCUGUAAUUAAUCAUUUAUUUAAACUUAUGUCAACUUAAAGGGAAACCUGAAAAAUGUGAUAUUUUUAUAUUUGGUUUAAGAUACUAGCAUGAGUAGGUCUGUGCAUUAACAAAAGCAUCAGCAUGUGUCUGUGUGUGCAUAGGAGUGUAAUGGAAGAGAGUCCCGAUAUUAUGCUCUCUACAUUUGCAGAGAGGACACAGUCUAAUCCUUCCUGAUCCAAUACCAUCUCAUCGUGUAUGCGCAUGCUAUUUUUGAUUUGAAAAAAUGAGAAUAAAACACUAUAUGUUUCUGCAGGGAUCUUUUUCUAUCAUGCAGUCACAGCUGUGAACUGAAACAAAAAACUGGAGCGUUCUUAUAACUGUUUAAAGCUGUAAAUCUGAAAUCUUUAAGUGUUUAAAAACACCAGAAUUUCCCCUUUAGGGAAACCCCCUGUGAAGAAUAAAGGUGGACUUUAUCUGUGCGGUUCAUGAGUGUAACAGUGGCCCAGUUUACUCUCAUUCACACUGUCAGAGGAGUGAAAACCAUCAUCACAUCACUGGAUCAAAUAACUGCGGGCCUGAGCACUCUGAGUGUUUCCCUAAUGACAGUUAUAGAGGACGUAUGAAACCACAUCACAGUCAGAGUGAUUCUGAGUAAACAGACAAUUGAACAGAGUUUCAUCCUUCUGUGCAGCGCUGAUGUAAAAAUAGUUCAACUCAUGGCAGAAUGGCCUUGAUUUUUGCAACAUCCUGACUCAAGAGGAUUAUGCAGCGGAUUAUAGCUUUCUCCCCCCGUGUUGUAUUCCUGUCUCCAUGGCGAAGGCAUUGUUGUCUGCGGUGCGAGGGGCAAGCCCCUUCUAUUGGAUGGAUGCAACCAAGCAUGCUGUACAGCUGUAGGCUUUUAGCCAGCGAGGAGAGCCUUUUACUGCCCAGUGAAUGUGCCAAUUAGAGCCACAAAUAGACUCAAAGGCACACAGAUAGACAGAGUGUGUGUGUGUGUGUGUGUGUGUGUGUGUGUGUGUGUGUGUGUGUGUGUGUGUGUGUGUGUGUGUGUGUGUGUGUACGUUUGUACGCAGUGGGCUGUGUUGUGGGUGUGUGAAGCACUUGUUACAGUUAACUGCUGCACAUUCAUAUGCAUGCACAUAUGCAGCGCUGUAAUAAACCAACACUGCACAGAAGGCCGGCGCGGCCUGACAUAAAUAAAACUGUUCCACUAAUAAGUGUCCACACACUUGUGUUUUUUUUCAGUCUGCAGUGAAACAUUGAGACAUGGAUGUUAUUCUGAGCUCUGCUUGGUAAAUACUGAUCUUUAGACGUCUUUGGUGCAGAGAGUUUCAGUAUCCUUUCAGUAUAUUUCUUCAUCCAAGAGCUACGUAAUCCUUGGGCUCAGGUGUCCUGAAAACCAGAUCCCUGCAGAGACAGAGCUUUUGUUCAAGAGUGAGAACUUUUUUUGACAUGAUACAACAGUGACAAACACAGUGACGUAACUUUGCAGAAUGGGACUGAGUGGUCUGCAGCUGCUUUAACUAGUUCAUUUCAUGUGCAACCAAAACCCACAACCUGCAAUGAAAGUGGUGCAGAAAGUGGCUUUAUGGCUCCAGUGUCUUAAUAAACAUCUACAUCAUGUAAGCACGCACAUGAUUCAUCCUUGAAACCCCAAAAGUGCAGUGACAGCUUCCUCAUGUGUGAAGGCUCCAUUAAUGCUGAACAAUAUCUACAGGUUUAGGAGCAACAUCCGCUGCCAUCCGGAUAAAAGACUUUUUCAGGGAAGAUUUUCAUAUGAUCCCAAACCACAUUCUGACAACAGGGAUUACAACAGCAUGGCUCUGUAGGAGAAGAGUCCUGUUGAGAAACUGGUCUACCUUCAGUCCUGAUUUGUCCCCAUUGAAAACAUUUGGAGCAUCAUGACACCAAAACCAGGAUAAAGGAGACCCUGAACUGUUGAGCAGCUGAAAUCCUCUAUCAGGCAAGAGGGAGACAACAUUUGAUGAUAGACAUGACCCUGACCCUUUUUUUUUUUGCCUGCAUCAGAUAUGAAAAGAGCACAUAUUUCUAUGAUAUUGGUGAUAUUGAAGAUAUUCAUCACCAUUCCCCUCAUUGUCAAAGACUAAAAGCUCUAAAAGCAGCAGAAAAAGCCUGAUAACAGUGUGUAACUGUGUCGCUUUGAGCGGUGUGUGUGAUUGUUGCCUGACUGAGUGGGUGUGUUGCUGCUCUCUGCAGACGUUCAGUGUGGACCGAGCUGAUUUGAAUUGUUAAAAGAGGGAGCAGACAUAUGGGCCUCCAGAAGCACAUGCAUAUGCAACAAGAUGACAGUUUCAUCUGUGUCGACCCAAAGUCAAGAAAUCCUUCCAAAGUCAGGGCAGCCUUCACAUCCAGUCACCCCUACACUCCCUGAUCAUAUCACAUCUUUUACCACGUCCUUCUGAAAACUUCAAAUAAAAAACUUUAUGCAAUGUCCCAGAUACCUCCAGACCGUUUAAAUCCCCCUAAAGGAAUCUCUUCAGAGUUCCUGAAACUCAGCCUGGAGAAUGGUCCUCCUGACUCAGUCUGUUUUCAUUCCAGCGAUGACCAAAAUAAAGAAACUGUCAAACAUGAGUAUCAGUCUAGACUUUAUCUUGUGUCUGGCCCUCCAACAAUAAGGACCUGCUGGCUCUGUGAUAUUUCGCCGCCGUUUGAUGCUCGUGCUUUGGCAUCAUUUCCUCUGGUUAGAGUUUCCUCUCUGAUCCAAAAAAUCAGAGUUCUCACCGAAGCAAAAACACAUACUGAAGAACCCUCCAAUGGGCCAGCAAUAUCUCUUUCCAGCAAUCGUACACUGCAGGCGACUGAUACAGACUUUCAGAGAUCAAGGAUAUCUUUAUCAUCCUCUGCAGGUGAUGGGUGCCAUAGUCAGCAGUUCCACACUCCCCAAAUAAACUAAAAAGACACUGAUAAUUAAACCAAUAUCUCAAAUUUCAUAUAAAGCUGUUUAAAGGACUGAUGGCAGCCCAGACUAAAGAGCUUUAUUGUCCUGAAGUUGGCUUGAUAAAUGUUCAUUUUCAGGGGGGAAACUGUACAAAAAUGAAAACCCCAAAGAUCCAGAGUUAAAACCCACGUGUCUGCUGAAUCCCUGCACUCACCUCUGCUGCUGAAAACUGAAUCCACAGUCAACAGUGGUGUGUGAAAUUCUAUUCUCAGAGCCUUUAAUGGGGUAGAACUUUAAAAAAAGAUGCUUGGAGAAUUUUCCGUGCAGGCAACGCCAUUAUUCUUAAUUUUAGAGAGCUUUAGGUUUCCACUGUUAUGCCACUUAUCCUUUUCUUACCUUCCUUUGUAGUGGCUGUUUGAGUUCUCUCUAUGCUCUGUGGUUGCUUUUAUUCACUUCACAAAGAAAGUGCAAAAGGAUUGAUAGAAAUCCUGAGGUAGUGUAGCAGCUCUAGACCUUAAAACGGAUUAUUUUUUUAAAAAAUGGUGACGUUUCUCCUUCUUACAACCUUCGACAUUGUUGGUGAUCAUGAUGACAGCAAAAGUCCUGAACCAUCUUGGUCUUGACUGGUUGAUGAAGAAGAAGUGACUCAUGAAGAUGGCAGUGUUAAAUAAUGUAAUGAUUUUAAGCUGCAAGUGCUUUCAAAUGCAGCAAUGAGGGCUGUUUUAUACAUGAGGACACUAAGCACUGAAAUCUUGGCCUGCUUUGGCUUUAUAAUGAAAUGCUGCUAAUGCAGUGAAUAUAGUGGACACCUUUGGUUAGAUACUCAUUUUCACAGCAAAUAAAACCUGUCCAAAAAGGAUUCGCAGGUUUCUAGACUGAUGAAAGUUAGUGCGAGUUUGUAUUCCAAUAAGACGGCCAUGGCUAUCAUUUGACAUCACUGAGGCUAUGUCUAUGUUUGUGACUAAACCAUUUUACACAGAGCAACGUUUCUGCAGGAGCAACAACAUGAUAAGCUGUAAACUUCACAAAAUGCCUCAGAGUGACUCUUCAGUGCUGAUGCACAUGAUGUUUUUCCUGGUUGCUCAACCACUAAAAACACUGAAAAAAGCAGUUUGACCAAAGGAUGACACAUGAAACUUCAGGACAUGCACUUCAAAUGCCCCCAGCCAGCAUCCUUGGCUGUUCCCAUCAGGGCCCUGUGUCCCCUCAGUCCCACACCGAUGGUUUGACAUUUAGACUCAGCGUCUUUUCAUGCUUUUAGACAGGACACCAAGAGCUGGUAAACAAGCUCCUCCUAAUGUGAUUUGGCUGAACGUGUCUACUUAACAGGUCUACAGGUCUAUGGCCGGCUCGUGGACAAGUGAGAAAGUGCACCUGACGGGUAAAACACAAAACUAAUGUGGACUGACACAGAAGUUUUGUUUUCGGGACAAAUGGUUGAAACUUUGUGUUGAAUAUCUGGAGCUGAUUAAACUGACCAAGCUGAUUCAAUCUAUACGGAGCCAACGAUUAACAUGCAGGAUGUUUAAUUAGGCCACUGUAUACUACCAGACCGCCAACUGCAAAAGCUGUUGAUAUGCUCCUCUACUUCACGAAAUCUGCAGAAAGUCUGCCGGAGUCCUCUUGUGAGCUUGGAGAGUUGUUGUUGGUUGUUUUAGCCUUCAGCAUUUGUGGACUCUCCAAGAGGGAGCCUGUAAAUUGCAAGAUUCUGCAAGACCGAGAAGUCUGAAUAAACAGAGAAAAAAAAAACGUGUUCUUGUCCUGCUGCACCAACCAUCCAAAACAAACAGUAAAUAAAGCCAAACUACACGUCAGUCCUUAUCAAACUACCUUAGAGAUCUCUGGAUCAGAAUGCGUUGUACAUUGAAAAGAAAAGCUGCAGGUUGCUGCUGUUAGGGGAGAAAAUAAAUGGUUUAAACUGUUUUAAAUCUAUUACCUCUGUGGAUUGUAAACAUAGACUGUGUAUAGUAUGGACAACUUGGUUCCGCCUUCUGUCAGUUUACAGAUUUAAAGCCAAAAAGCUCCCGGUAUUUCUGCAUUUUUUUCUCUAUUUCCUGAAACCAACAUUGUGCUGUAGCGUUGUACGCACCCCACCACUUGCGCAGUAGCAUUGUGCGCAUUUGGCGGGAGAGAGGCAGAGAGUCGCUGUGAUGACACUCGACUCAAACAGCGUAUCCCCCGGGUGAGCUACGCAAUCGUCAGGGAUUAUGUUCUGUGUAAUUAAUUUCUAAAGUUUGUCCACAGCCCCAUAAACUUUGCUGGCGGAGUUGGGAUUUAUGACCUAUACUGCAGCCUGUCACCAGAGGGUGCUGUUCUCUGAGUGGCUUCACCCAGCGAGGAGGCAGACUCUGUCCAUUCUAUAUACAGUCUAUGAUUGUGAAAUGGUUAAAAGAAAGCCCUGUUUCAGGGGUGAAACUCAGACUUAGCCAUGGCUACACCCCCUAAGUUUUGUACAGGGGGUCGAAUUGCAUCUUGCUGCUUUUUUCAAAAUAAUGGACUGCUUGUUGACAUUUCACAAGGACACAAAGAGACUCUUUUUCUGGUCCCAGAACAACGGAUAUGUGAACCAAAUCUCAUGUCUUUGGGUGAAACCGUUCUAGGAGCUUAAUUUUUGAAAACUGCAGGAGGUGCUAUAGAGCUGAUUUUCCUCACAAAUAUUCAAAUCUUACAAGUUGUGAAAUAUAAUUACCAGGCUUGAUGCAUUUGCCAAAUUUGAUGAGUUUUGGGGCAUGUUUAGCCUUUAAUCCAGUGCCUUGAUGUCAGGUAAUGCUGUGGUCUGCGGUGUACAGUGAGAUAAUAAAGCGAGAACUCCUUUCGGUGCCGAAAUCUAAAACGUAGACACCUAAACCACGAACUGAUGUGUUUUAGUGGAUAUCACUGCUGGUGGCUUUGAGCAGAGAAAGCUUGCAGUUGACAUCUUAACAUUGUUUUGCAUAAGCUCUGAAAUGCCCAUAAAGGAGAGACAGCUUGAAUGUGAACGCGUGUCGUCAGCGCUGACAGGCCUUUAGGGAUGAAGACAAAACUUUGAGCCGUGAACACUCCUCCCCCUCUCUCUUUCACUUGUUGGGUCCUGAGGCGUUGACACAGCGGGAUUAGUUUGAUGGAACUGGUUUGACAAGCGGGAGACCAUAACCUCUUUGAAUAAAACACAAUUCAGAAAGCUCACACUGAAAAAGAAACACUCCUCCAUCUGAACCCUCAGCCCCCUCUGCUCACAGUUUUUUCCUUAAAACCCACAGAGAGGGGACGCAUGAAUACACUCACCUUCAGAUCUGAUUUCUUAACAAAUCAUUUCUUCUCCAUUUGUGCAAGGAGGGGAUCCCUGACACGAGAGGCCUGACAGAAAACUAAUGAACAUGUACAAAAUGACUACAUGCUUCACCUUUCACUAAAUUUAACAAUGGGAAACUCCUUAAAGUUUAUUCACACCUCUAUGUACUGACAUUUUUGCAUCUAAAAAAGUGUUGAAUUCCUAUCUCAUUGAGUGAAAUAAUAGGUUUUAAAUUAAUUUGGUGUCUUAAGCUUCAUAGGUGAAUCCAGGGGACCAGAUUCUGGACAUGAUAAGGCAGGACUACAGUCAGAUCAGUUGAUCAGCAGGACUCUUCUCCUACAGAGCCAUGCUGUUGUAAUCCCUGUUGCCAGAUAGAUGGAGAAUUAUAUAGAGAAUGUCAGAUUUUGAUUCACCAGUGUAGAAUGGGCGCAGGCCUGCCUGUGUGUUCACAGAUGAUGGUUUUUAGAGGUGAAUUUGAGCUCAUGUGUUGAUUUCCACUACAGGGUUGUCUGGUUUUAUUUCAGUGCUUUCUACAUUUAGCAUCACACUCCUUUUUCCUGUUUUCUUGUCCAUGUUACUGGCAUCAAAUAUAAAAGCACAUAUACAUUACAUUUCAUUUCAUUUGUUUUUGGUUAAAGCCAAGGUUUUAUUUGACAAUAGAAGACAGCAAUUAUUUUUAAAUGAUUGUCUUUUAAGUGGCCCCAUAGAUCAACUUACAGCCCUGCAUGUCUGUUUCAAAACUUUUUGUAACUUUUCAUUGAAUUUCUAUCUGAAGUCGGGGCCCAUGUUUACAAAUCAUGAAAAAUUAUCUCUAAAAGUUUCAGAGUUUUGUUGAGGUUUGGGUGCUGAGAUUUGCAGGCUAUGUUAGUAAAACUUAUAAAAAGUAACACUUAAACAAUUGUUCCGUUUUCUUGCUGAGAUUGAAAAACAAUAACUGUUUGGUGUUAUAUUUGUGGGAUGAUUUGAGUCUAUGAGAGGCGUUUCUCACAGCAUGGACCCCCUCCUGUCAGCCGGGAUCAGGGGGGAUCGUGUUGACUGGUUUUUGAGGUAUCCUGCUGACUAACAGACAAACAUGACUAAGAAUAAAAUCUCUGGUGUAAGGAUGCAUUAUGCAGGAGUUUAUAAAUCUGGUAUCAGGAUUGAAUAUUCAUAUUUGAAUAAUAAUAAUACACUGAUUUUAGGAUCUGCACAAACAUUUGUUUUGAGUUUUAUUCAUGUGUCCCUGGGUAGUUGUAAAAUGCACAUUCAUCAGUCAUUUCCAUAAAGAAAACUUCAUAUUUCAUGUCGUUGACCAUAAUUAUCAUUACUGUUCCCCUGUUUCUGUCCUACACCUCCUCCUCCUCUCGUGUGCUUUUUAUAUCUAUAUUUAUUUCCUGCUGCUGCUGCAGGACAGCGAUGAUGUUGAACCAUCACUUUCUGCAGAGAUAGUGAAAAUAGGACGUGGGUCUGCUGGUUCUCUGCCUGCGUUCAGCCUGUCACCGUAAUCUAUACAGCUCCCCCCCGAGCCGACGCACACUGCAUAACAUGAUUUGUCACCACCCUUGUGUAACAUAAAAGAAGCCGGAGCGCUAAUAGAGAGAGAAAAUCAAACAGAGAGGGUCACGCUGCAGAGAUGUGACAGCAAAAAGAUCUGAUUAUUGUGCCAUGACGUGGCUCUCCUCCCUGCAGAGCGACCUGCUGCUCGGCUGCUGAUACGACUGGUAGAGGGAGACUCGGUUCAUAGUUAGUGUUUCAGAAUCCGAUUUAGCUUUAUUGGGAACAUACAAAGAAUUUGACUCUGGUAAAGUUUACCCUCUAUGUACAAACAUUAGACAUGAAAUGUUAGAAAAAAAUGAAAGAAAAUUACAGAGUAUGUACAAACUAAAAUAGACUUUCAGUCUAGUGUUUGAGGAACAUUGGCUUUCUUCUGUUUGUCAGGAGAAUUAACACUCUGCUGAUAAAACAGGUAACCUGAGGGUGAAAGUGUUCUUUAUGUUCUUUGCUUCUGAGUGUUAGACCAUCACUGAAAGCAUCUGCAGCAAAAGCGCCAUCAUUUCUAGUCCUUUUUAUUUAAAGUAUCUCACUGUUCUAACAAGAACACAAAUUCAAAGUGCAAACUCCUAAAUAUUGUCGUGCCCCCCCCCCCAACUUUCUGUUUUUAUCAAAUCAAAUAUGUAGAUAUAUGCUCUGCUGUGAAUGCAGUGUUUGCAGAACCCUCCCUGGAAGAUCACAGGAUAUCACUAGUCCAGUUUUAUUUACUUCUAGUGGUGCUGGAACCAAAAAUUAAAAGAAGACCGCCAAUUUCCGCUAUACCGUUGAUCUUUCAUAGUGGCCAGAACAAGUGAGUUCGAGGUAGGGAGGCAUAUAUACACACAUGCUGCAGACUCACAGUGUCCAGUUUUCUGCAUGCUUGUUCUUCUUGAGAAAAUGAAAGCAUGUCCUUGUGGUCCAGUGUCAGUCAAGAGUGCAUCAGGUCACAAUCAGUCUGGCAGCAGAACACAGAAGCUUCAAAGGAGGCUGGUGUACAGAUCUGUGCCAGAUCUGCCAGUUUUAGAGAUGUCUCUGUACUGAAAUUUCACCAGUCCAUCCGUUUUGUAUCCAGAGAACCAUGUUCCCCUGUCCUGUCCUGUGUUGCUCCCUAAAAUGAGCUUGUGGAGACCUGGAGCACAGCUGCAGAACCUGGUUAAGUGUCUACACCGUUAAAACACCUUCAGCCGGUUAGUUUGCAUUGGCAGAUACUCUAAACUAAAAGAAGCACCCUAUUGGCUGAAUGCAAAAUAAGACUACUAGAAACUGCAGUUCCUCGAGUGUCCACUCGGGGCGUGAAGCUGGCUUGGAAGUACUGGAAACCACAUACACACUCAUUCAAAAAGGCCGAUCUUAACAUCAAAAUUUACAGCCUGUUGCAAGUGAGUGGCUCAUUUUUCUCUUUGCACACAUGCUGCAGGGGGGAUAGGAGAUAUAGAAGUUACAAGCUUUCAGGCUGCUUUGACUUUUGACUGACAGAAGGACACACCGCAGCACCCCACAAGUUAGGUCAACUGCAAGUGAGAUUUGGUUGGUAGUUCCAUCAUGGCUUCAAAACUCUGCUUCAGAAACCACUGGAGGUCAACGCUGAGGUUUCAUUGUUGUUUAAGUAUGUGCUUUACUAUCACUUACUCAAUACCUGCACCACUGUAAACAUCCUUCACACAUACACACAUGCACACACCAAAAACUGGAUCAGAUUAAUUCUUCUUCUUCUUCUUAAACCUGCGCUAAUUUCAGAUGCAAACAUCAGUCUCAGUGUGUAAAGACCUCUAGUGUGUAAGUGAGCAGAAAGGGGGCCUCCCAUCAGAGAGUGAGGGAGCUUAAAGAUGGCUUCUGAUCACUCCGGGGGCCCCCGCCAGGUCCAGAGGCAGAAAGAUGAGUGCUGAAUGGAGAGCGGCGACCUGAAGAAUAGGGCCUCAGUGGGGCGUCUGUGGAGGAGCGGGUGAUCUGAAACCUCCUCCGUUGUCUUUCUCUGCCUCGGCCUCGGCCCGGGUUCUCUGUCUCUGCAGCUAUUCAGAGUGAGCGCCGAGUCACACAGCUCCUCUGUUCAGGACUCUCACUCACUGUCUCUCCUUUUUCUUCCUCCUCUUUUUCACCCUCUCCUUUCUCCAUUCCCCUUUCACUCUGCACUCUAUCUGCUGCUCCAUCUGUGCACUUCAGGUGCUCGGAUGGACAGAUAAGCUCUGAUUGGGUUACUGAGGUGGGGGUGCAGAGCGCAGGAGGAGCCGAGAGGAGAGCAGUGGGGGUCUAAGAGAGCUGCCUCUUGUUUUCUGUGUUGUGGCUGUUGACUGCUGCUCUGUUGUGCCUUAUCUGUCCAGGUUUCACGUUUGCAGCAGAAACAGAGCAGGUCUUUAUGCCGUUCAGGUUCCUCUCUGUCCUGUUGUUCUGUUUCUCAGUUGAUAUAGCAGUUGGAACAACAGCAUCACUGCUGUGUCCCUCUUCUGUGUUGCUGAAAUGUCAACUUUAGCUUCAACUAAACCCAAAUGGCACAACCUCAGCCCUUGAUGUACUCACUGGAGAAUGUUUUUGUGUCAAACGCUGCCAAAAAAUGUCAAAAUGUUGACUUUAAGGGACAGAGGAAGCUUUAAUAAUCAUGCACACCACUUCUACCACCAGAGGAAGGUUUUCAGAGAUAGAAAGGUUUUGCCUUUAGAUGAAACUAUGAGUGCAGCCCUUGUUGGAGCAAACAUGGCAACUUAUGUUGACAAAAGUUCAUGCAAACAUGUUAUUACCUUUAGCACAUUCAGCUCUGCCAGGCAACCUGUGGUAAACCUUUUUUUUUAACCACAAACUUAAUUUACAGAAACAAAACAACUAAACGGACAUCCAUUAGAGCACUUAUCUGACUACAUACAACUCUAAGUCCAUUUUCUGCAUCAAAAUACUGCAGAACUAAGUGGCCCUGUUGGACACCAUCCAUCAUCUGUGCUUGUUUACAUCCAAGUAGUAGAGCAUUAAAACAGCAGCCUUAACCAGAGCUCCUUUUGUGACCCCUGGUGGUGGCUGCCUUGAAACUUAGACACAACAUAUGAGCUUCAUUUCAGGCCUACAACAACUAAGAUGUGAUGAUGACGUGUAAUUGUUGAUUUUUGAACUGAGCCUUCUUAGGUUUUAGAGUGACUUUUCAGAAGAAGUAGCAUGACCAUGCAGCAGCUUAACCACAAAAAUAGCAUGCAAUCAAAACAAACAAACAAAAAUCAACAACUGCUGACUAUCAAAAUAAGAAUUGAUAUCUAUGAAAACCUGUUUUUAUUUUCAAUUUUGCUCCAACUUUUCUCUGCAAAAUCAAGUCUUUGUUGAACCACCUCUUUAACAUUUCCUUGAAUCACCUGGUGUGAAAUUAAACAUCGUCCAGCGAACCUUUCUGAUGCCUGUUUGGAUCAGUCUGUCUGAAACUGUACUGUAUGAGUGUGGCAUAAAAACACAUACAAAAGUCUUCUUCAUGUGUCCAUGUUCAUUCCCUUAGUGCCAGUGUUUUUUUGUCUAGCUCUAAGUUUGUUGGGGUUUUUUGUUUGUUUCUGUAGAUGAAGUUGUGGAUCAAUAAAUUUAAGCGCCACAAAACUAACUCAGUGUGCCUCAAUGCCACAAGGAUAAAUCUGCUAAGAGAAAUAAAAAAUCCUUCCUCUAGUACUUAAAAGUAAGCACAGUGAUCAAAGCUUCCUCUGUCCCUAAAAUCAACAUUUUGACUUUUUUUUUUGGGCAGCGUUUGACACAAAAAACUUUUUAGUGAGCAUAUCGAGGACUGAGUUGGUGCCAUGUGGGUUUAGCCGAAGCUAAAUGUUGACAUUUUGACAUGGGAAAACAGUAACUGCAGCUUGAUAUAAUGAUAAUAUAAGCCACAUGCAGAUACAGCCAUCAUCAUUCACAUUAUUGACCAGCAUUAUCCUAACAUUUUGAUGAAGCUUUUAUUAAAUUUAUCACAAUUUUUAUUGAACAAACUUUAAAUGAGUUUUGGUAACCACCUGCAGAGCAGAUGUGUUUUUGCCACAUGGCCUACAGACAGUGCAGAGAGUACUAAUUACAGAGGAGUCAGAAACCCCCUGCUGGACAAAUCACAUCACAAUAUCACUUUCAGAACACCCCGUGCAUUGUUUUCUGCACAAUAUGUUCUGCAACAAAACAGUUUUUAUCUCAUAAAGUGAAAAGAAACAUGCAGAUAAAAAUAUUCCUGUGCUUGUCCAAAUCAGAUGAUAUCCACCAACAGCAAUAAGCUGCUAUCUUCUGAAACUACAAUAACGUUUUAGUUUGCCAUGGUUUAGGUCUGUUUUCUCCAAAUGAAGCUUAGUUUCAACCUGGACUGUGUAGAUGCUGCUCCUUCAAUCUGCUUUAUCCUGUCUUUAAAGAAAACAUUUGACAGAUAAGAGUUCAAAAGUUUUAAAGUGACAGCUUUCAGGGAUGUUUUCCGGUUUGAUUUCACAGUAUUGCACCGCUAGAUUUGCCUUUUUUGUCUCAUACUCUCACGGUGUCUGGUCUGGUUCUUCCAGUUGAGUCCCCGUCCUGAACUCUGCUGUGUCUCUCCUGUGAACUGCAGGUGUAAGUAAUAGCCUGGACUGGAUAACUGGAUAAAUAUCACCCCUCCUCCCCUCUCUUCUCUCCUCUGUACCUCUCCUCCUCGUUUUUCUGAAACCCCCCAGGGUCUCCAGUGUCCUCUCCACUUUCCACGGCAGUGAUAAGAUGUCGACACGAUUAAGAGCGAAAGCUAAUCCCCCCUCUCUCUCUCUCUCUCUCUCUCCCUCUCUCGCUCUCUCUCUCUCUCUUUCGGCUGUACUAAAUGUUCAGGUGACACAAAAUGCCACGGCCAAGUCUAAAGAGCCGGACAGCCUGUGGAUGGUAGGAUCAGAGAAAGAGAGAAUGAGAGAGGAGGAGGCCAGGUGGACAAGGGGUUGGAUUGUAACUAAAUAAUUAAUGGGCGGCACUUUCGUUUUUUAAUCUGUAAAUGAGAAGGCCGAAGAUGGCGAGGCCGGCGCUCUGACACCCGAUCCCAGACCCAUUAAGAUAACAAGAUGUUGGAUAAUGAUCUCGGUUAAGGUGCAGUUUAUCAGUCCAGGGGGAAGUGGCCUCGUCUCCCAGGUGGCUGAGCCUGUGUCCCCUGAUGCCCUGAUAGUCCAUGUCUAUGAGGCCUUAUCUGUAAAAAAAACAUGUAGAGUUCUGAUAUGAUGACCAGAGGAGGAGGAAAAAGAGUCACUGCUGACCCUGAUGUGCAGAUUAUCAGCGUGAUUCCAGAUCAACUAGAAUCAUAAAGGUCUCUGUCAGCCCCCUCAAGUCUUUUUCAAGUUAUAAAUCCUCUCAUAGGAUCCAUUUAUUGUGCUUACCUGUGACACUAAUCCAAAAAACAUUGUCUGAUCAGUCCACUCAAGUUCAUGAUUGGUGGGCUGGAGGAGCGAAAUCAGCACCUUGCCGAACAGCACAGGCUGAAAUGUUGCAGAUGCUGCAUCCAUAGUGACUAAUGCAUGCAGAUUAGCUUUCGUUCAUUAUCACCUCUCUGCGUUUCUGCUGCAUUUACUGUCCGAUUGGCUAUUAGCUCGCCGGGUCAGAGAGACAGCUGUGAGGGUGACAGUUGUAGUUUGUAAAUAAUGUAAAAAAUAGCAUUUAUUAGUACAUACAUACAUAAAUUUACUUCCACUUGGAGGUGCAUUGCUUGGAUAGUGAUCCUGUAGAUGCUGCAUCAGGGCUAAUGUGUUUGACUGUAUAUACUACGGACAACUUGGGUCCGCCUUCCGUCAAUACACAAAUCCCUGUAAUUCUAGGAUUUUUUCCAUUUCCUUUUAAAAUGGAGCUGAACAGAAAAAAGAGGACUUGAGCACAAACCAGUCUUACAGUAACUACAUGUGAACAUCACAAUCAGUGGGGAGAAACAUUUAUAUUCUGUGGAAUUCAUUUCUAAAGUUUGUCCACAACUCUGUAGGGAUUGCUGGAGGAGGCGGGGUUUAUGACCUAUACCGCAGCCCGUCACCAGAGGGUGCUGUUCUCACAAGGCUUCACCCAGCGAGGAGGCAGGCGGCGUCCAUUCUAUAUACAGUCUAUGAUCAGCAGCAGCCAUCCCAAACCACAGAGCUCAAACCACAAUCUUUUUUUGUGGCCUCGUCUUGAUAACUCCUUGGUCAUUGGUUAUUGUUGAUAUGUCAAAAAUCCUCCCACACUGCCGCCUUCUCCAGAUUCUACAAUGCAGACAAAACUUUGCUGAUUGGUCCUUCUGUCAUGUAACGCUGCCUUGUCCAUGUCUCUAUGCUUUUAUUCUGUUUCACCAAAUAUAAUGUAUACAAUAUUGAAGAGCUUUCGGACAGUUUGAGAAAUAUUUAAUUCACAUGAGUCUCCACACAGACCCUAUUUUGCAGUUGCAAUCCUCAAAUAAGAACCUUUGAUCGGCUUACUCAAACUUUGGAGAGAGUUGAGCUGCUCUGUCUCCUUCUGCAUCCUUGUGUUGGAAUUGGGAUUCAUCCUCAGCAUGUGCCCACAACUCAAACCUCUGAUCCUAUCAUUUAUUUAGCCCGGCAGCACCAUCCCCUCCCCCUCCUGCUGCACCCCACCCAGGUAAACACCUCUGUACAACACUCCGCUUGAGGGUGUCCUUUGGUUGCACAUUUAUAAGCUUCAAAUGAGUAAACCCUGCAGGACACGCAGCGGCAGAUAUCAGAGCAGUCUGCAGUCUCAGGUCAGCACUCGAGUCCUGUGGUGGAGGAGAGGAAUGAAAAGAGAAGAGAUGGAGGAGAAAAGAUGAGAGUAAGAAAAGAUGGAGUCAAAGAAUGAGUCAAAGAGCAGAUGUGUUGAUAUUGUGAGUGCUGGUGUCAGAACGGUGUUUCCCCAGAGGCGUGUGCAAAUGAAGUGAUCUGAGUCGCAGCAUCUGUUCACUGCUGAAACAGAGAUACACUAAGUUACACAAAUAUCAGCCUCUGCACACAGAUUAUACACAGUUUACUGCUGAGGAGACAAAGCUUGCUGUUGACGUUAGAUUUGAAGGACAUGGAGUGGGUGUCGUGGGUCCUGACAUUCACUAUUAUAGCUUUUGAGAAACUGUGUGUCAAACUUGAGUCUUACAAGCUUGAACUAUGUAUUAGUGAUAUUUAGAACUUUGACCCCUUUAUUAAAAAAUUAAUGUAUCCCAGGGCUUAAAGCUCGCCCCAUGUUCAGAGGCUGCAGUCCAACUCCUGACUACAACUCUCUGCUCCGCCUUGGGAGUGAAAACUUGGAGAAAAUAUCAGGAGUGCAUGUGUGAAAGAGGCGACAUUGUCAACCAUUUGCAUAUCCCACCCUCCAUGUUCUCAUUUUUGGAUUUUUGGAAACAAAUUAAUUAAUUAAACAAACUGCUGACAUAAAAGCAUCAAAACAGUUGAACACAAACCAAACGGUGGUGUCACAGAGGCUACAUUCAUUUUUCAUAUGUGGUUUCUCGUCCAGACAGAGUCUAAUGCCUGCUAUCCUGAUUUAGACCUUUAUUCUGGACUCCUCAGUGCAGGAGAGUUUGAAUGAGGAGCCCUGAACCAUCAACAAACCUUCACCAAACAGCUCCAGCUUGCAAAGCACAAAUCUAUCUUUGGGAAACUGUUUGAGAAAAGGGCACAACACACAAACAGUAGCAGCUUUGCUCCACACACACACACACACACAGAGAUUUCCAAGGCUAAGUGACCUGGAUGCUCUCAGCUUUGAAUGACAUAAGCACCUGAGCAGCCUUGGGUUCUGCACCCAACCUGAACAUACUCGCAGGAAGGCUGAUGGCGGCCCAGGAUGCGCCUCCGUCCAUCCAUCAGAGGCUGCAGGUAAUGUCUGCAAACUCACGCAGCUUACAUCAGCCGGGAUAAAGGCCUCUAUUAAGGAAAUGAAUAAUACCCACUGAGGGGAGGUGACCUCGCACCGGUCAUGUGACAUCAAGGCUGGGACACGAUUGGCUGCUUUUGGCUAGUAUCUAUGGGAGUGGGUGGGUGGGGGGUGAAUCCAGAGGGUGACGGAUGCUCGAGGCCAAGUAGAGAUGGGCUACAGAGUCAGCCGUUUCAGUCCUGUGAUCUAAUCUGUUACCCAUCAUGCAUCUUGCUUCACUAAUGAAAAGGCAAGGUCCCAUUUGUCACAUGCAGCUAUGGUAAAUGGAAAUUUAACCCCCCACCCCAACCCCCUCCUCUUUUUACUGAAUGCAGCUCCUCGGGUACAAACGCCCGCAAACAUGUGCAAACAGGCUCUGAUGAUGGACGAUAAUGGCAGAAAAAGAGCCAGAGGAAGUGCAAAUUAAUAUCAAGAAGAAGAAAGGAGUGCAGCUGCGGCCUUUUCUGUCACUGUGAUCAGAAACAAACAGAGACCAGUUCCUGUCUCUGAGUAUCAGGACUUCAAGGUGAAUCAUCAUUAUCUUUAUUAUUGCUUCCCUUUAAGAAGGCCAGAGGUGUGUGCGUGGGGUACACCCGCUUGAAGAUGAAGAGGGCUCUUUAAGGGUCAUUUCUGACACCACACAGGCGUGCACGUAAAGUGUGUGCAAACACUUUGCUGGCCUUGUGCAGACUUUUGAUGGACGGCGUCACACUGAUUGAGAGCUCCUCGGAACAACCUUCCCUGGUCAGAUAAUGUUGGAUUGGAGGUCCUGAGUGGAGCUGAAACACAGAAAAUAUCAUGAGUGCUGUGUUUUUUUUUUUUUUACUCUGAGAAAGGAUCAACAAUUUUUAUCCCUUAGAGGCUAAAAAACUUGUUCUGCUGCCAGAAGAUCACCGUUAAAAAUGAAACACUAAUAGCCUUAAAGCAUUUAUACGAAAAUACCGUGAAAUCCAGUGAGUAAGACGUGGCCUGUUUUUGGGAUCUCUGAGGGAGUAAGGUUUAAAAGGUGAUUUUGGUGAUGUGCAGCUCUUUCUGGUCCGUCUGCUUACAUUGUCUUGAAUUGAGGAGCCUUUUCAAUCAAACCAGAACUCCUCAAGCUCUGGUUAAAAAAAAAAAAUGCAAUUUUUAUUUAUUUAUUGAUUGAUUUAUUCACUCAGAAAGUUAAAUAUUAGGAGAGGUCACAGGGGAGGAUCAAGAGCAAUAAUUUUACAAAACUAGGGAUAGAGAAAACAUCUUCACAUCUAUGGAAACCAAACAGCAACACACCAAUUGCUCCAGUGGUUGCUCCCCUUUUCCUCCCCAUGCCCUCCCGCUCCCACCAACCCUCUACACCCCCAAAAUAUAAAGGGGGAAUAUACACAUAUAUAGAGGAAGAAAAAGGAAAAAAAUUAUGAUAGUAAUAAACCAGUUAAAUGAUUUUGUCAUUCACAGAAAUAUUUAUGAAAUUUAUCGAUCUGGUUUUAGAAAAUUCCACAGCACAGAGACUGCUUUAGUUAAAAUUGUCAAUGACCUCAGGUCCAACAUGGAUAAGAAGCUACUAUCUGUUUUAGUUUUAUUGGACCUGAGUGCAGCUUUUAAUACAGUCGACCACAAAAUUCUUUUAGAUAGACUCCGUAAUAUAAUUGGCAGCUCUGGUACUGUUUUUAACUGGUUUGAAUCCUAUCUUAGUGAUAGACAAUUUUACGUGAACCUUGGGGAUCGCUCAUCUAAAUGUUUUGAUUAAGUGUGGUGUUCCCCAAGGUUCCAUUUUAGGCCCUACUCUUUUUAAUCUUAUAUGCUACCUUUAGGGAAUGUCAUCAGGAGGCACGUCAUCAAUUACCACAGCUAUGCUGAUGACACACAACUGUAUGUUGCCGUGUCUCCUGAUGACACAGGGCCACUCGAUGCUCUUUUCAACUGCAUUUUCGACAUUAAAUCAUGGAUGGCGGAGAACUUUUUACAGCUCAACCAGGACAAAACUCAGGUUUUAGUCAUUGGCACAGGGGACAAGAGCGAGAAACUGGUCAGCAAACUCAAAGCAUUAUCCUAUAACUCAUGUCAAAAAGCUAAAAAUUUAGGUGUUUUAUUUGAUUCAGAAUUGAGCUUUGAGCCUCACAAACGAGAUAUCACUGAGAAGGCAUUUUAUCACUUAAAAAACAUCACUUAAAAAACAGUGCGACCAUUUCUCUCUCAAGCCAAUGCAUAGACACUAAUUCAUGCUUUUAUCACUUGUAGAAUAGAUUAUUGGAAUGCACUCCUUUCUGGUCUCCCCAAAAAGAACAUUUCACACCUGCAACUACUACAAAAUUCAGCUGCACGGAUGUUAACAAGAACCAGAAAGAGAGAUCACAUUUCACCGAUUUUAAAGUCUCUGCAUUGGUUACCUGUCUCUUUUAGAAUAGAUUUUAAGGUUGCUUUAUUGGUUUUUAAAGCUCUCAAUGGCUUUGGCCCAUCUUAUCGAUCUGAUCUUCUUUUACCUUAAGAGCCAGGUCGAGCCCUCAGGUCUUCAGGAAGUUCUCUGUUAACAUUACUCAAAGGUGAAACCAAGACAUACGGUGAGGCAUCUUUUUAUUACUACGGCCCCCGUCUAUGGAACAGCUUACCUGAAGACCUGAGGACUGCACCUCAUCUUAAUGAUUUUAAAAGCAAACUGAAAACAAAGCAAAAUAGUCUUGCUUUUAACUAAAUUUUAUAUCAUUAACUUCGUUUAAGUGUUUUAGCAUUUAUCUCUUCAAUCAAUCAAUCAAAUUAUUUUUAUAUUAUAUAUAUAUACUGUAUAUAUAUAUAUAUGUAUACAUUUAUCUCUUCUCAUUUUAGUCACAGGAUGUCUUUUAUUGGGCUAUUUUGGUGCUCUUAUUUUAGUAUCUUUUAUUGUUGUUUUCAUUUCAUUAUAUUUAUUAUUUCUUAAAUUUUAUUCUAUGUUUCUUUGUUUUUAGAAUUUAACCUAAACCUCCAGUGUUUCCUUAUCUUGAGUUUUAUCAUAACGUUUCCUCAGUGCGCACAUUCCUGUUUCUAAGAAAUCAAGCCCUUUUUAAGUUAAUGCAUUUUAAUACUGUUUCUGUUGCAAUUAGAUCGUGGGGUGGGAACGGGGGGUUGGACUGGGGUAGAUUUAGGUAUUCUUUCAAUCUUGGGUUGGGGUAAAUUUGGGUAUUCUUUGUUUCUUUUAUUCCUUUUUCUGUGUAAAGCACUUUGUUCUACAUUGUGUCUGAAAAGUGCUAUAUAAAUAAAGAUUGAUUGAUUGAUUGAUAAUCAGAUGAAUUACAACUAAGAAAAAAUAAUAAAAUGAAAUAAAAUAAAAUAAAAGGGUAAAGAUAAAGAUGCACAAACCACUCCCAACCCCCUCCCACUGUCAUCCAGAAAUACCAUAACUCAUAUUCAUCAAACAAACUUUCAAAGAAACUGAACAACUGCACAACUGCUGUCUCCUUUAUCAUAAUGAUAUCCACAGAGACAGCAUUGUAUAGAAUCAUGUAUACAAAUGAGAUGACCAAAAUAUAUGUGCAGGCGCAAUAUGUAGGUACCAUUCAGAACAUUGUACUGAACAAAAAAAAGCAGACAAAUAGAUGAGAUGGAUCAUAAAUAUUUACCACAUAUCAAUAAUUUUCAUUAAUAGCUGACCAGCAGUUAAUAUUUAAUGCUUUAGCCUCAUGCAAAUAUAUGCAUAUCCCGGUAAGCCAUUUCCUCACUGACAGUGCAUGUGGUAGUUUCCAAUGAUAGGCUAUCAUUCUUUUAGUAGCAGUAAGACCAGCCAACAGCAGGCGCUUUUUAUUCACAGUUAAUUUCAAAGACCAGGUAUCUUUAAAGUAAAAGCAAACUCUGUGAGUGAGGGAUGACCUCUCCAAUUAUAUUUGACAUGAUACUCCAGACUUUGUUCCAGAAUCUACUAACCUCCGGACACUGCCAAACCAUAUGAUAGAAAGUAGCAACAGUACAGAAAUCCCAAUAUGGAUCAUCUUUGAGUUUUAUUUGUUGCAAUCUUCGAGAAGAUAAAUUAGACCUAUAAAUAAAUUCAUGGUGUAUCACUUGAUGGUCAAGGUCAAAUGUUUUUAAAGGUUAUCAAGCUAAAUUGAUAGAUGGUAUGAACAGGCUGUGCAAUGAGAGUGAAUGAAGUUAGGGAUAAUGCAUGAUGCACAGGGCAAAAGUAAAGGUGCAGUUUUCAGGGUCCAUGAAAAUGUUUUCAAAUUAACCAAAGCAGUGUUAUCAUCUCAGAGAUGAAUAUAAUCCAACACUGGAAAAUCAGGCGGCACCAAACUCUUGCUGAACUCUCUGAGUUGUUGUUCUGACUUCAGCAGAUGUUCACUUUUUUUUUCUAACACAAAAACUCAUUUUUCCCACACUUCAUGAAUGCAGCAUUUGCGUCAGUCCUGCACAAAGAGGUGUUGUCUUUGGCUUUGUGUUUGGAGUUACAAACAGUACUGAGACAAAAUUUCCAACUUUUAGGUGUUUUUUUGGGGGGUGUUUUUUUUACAGGAACAAAGAUAUGAUCUCAUGGCAUCGUAGUUCCAGUUUACAGUGUCUCAAUUUAGCAAAUUAGGAAGUAAAACUUGACCUCCUCAUACUUUUGUCUUUAUUUUCUUACUUCUCUUGUUUCACAUCCUCCAAAGUGAGUCGCAUCCAUUUAAUUCUUGAAUUGUAAAAUGAAUACAUCUGUAGUCAUCCUCAGAAGCUGGAUGUCACCUUGCAGGAGGACAAAAGUCUUGUCAUUCAUAACCAGCAGCGUCUGUGUUUGAUACUCAGAGCUGCUUCUAUCUCUGCUCCCUCUCCUCGUCUCUUUCUGAGCUUAAAUCCUGCACUUGAAGCUCCUCAGAGCUCCCAGCAUGAACACACAGACCCUCUUCCCUCACACGGCAAAGAAAAGACUAAAUAUGCAGCUCCUUGUUGCAGACUGUCGUGAUGAUAUGAAAUGGAGCAGAAUUUCAAAAGAGCUGUGAGGGUGUUUGGGAAAAUAGGGCGACUGCAGAAAAUUAGAAGCAAAUCGAGGUUAACGUCUUCUUCUUUUCAUAAACCUCUUCUCUCUCUCGCCCUCUGUCUGUGUCUGUCUGUCUGUCUGUCUGUCUCCUCAGGGAUUUUUCCGCAGAAGCAUCCAGAAGAAUAUGGUGUACACAUGUCACCGGGACAAAAACUGCAUCAUCAACAAGGUGACGAGGAACCGCUGUCAGUACUGCCGCCUGCAGAAAUGCUUCGGAGUGGGAAUGUCCAAAGAGUGUGAGUUUGACGCCCAGUUUGACGCAGUGUGAGAUGUUGGAUAUCUCCAGAGAGUUAAAAUGAAGAGUUUAUACUCUCUGGUCGCUGCUGUUUGAGAGGCUUUUCCACUCAGACUAGAUACAGCACAGUAGAGUUUAGUUUGAUCUGGAAUCUGGAACUUCAUUAUCUGACUUUGAUGAAACCAUCAUUUUUUUGCAGUGCACAAGUUUCAAAAAUCAGAAACUGUAUUUAAACUUCAACAUGCACAAAUGUACAUUAAGCAGCAAGACAUUUGGAGCUUUGGCUGAAUUUUGCUUGAAAAAAAAAAAAAUCUGCAUAUCUGCAUAAAAGGUUGGCAGUAGUUCAGUCUUUAUGGGCUUUACUGCUCCAGAACUAAGGGUUACAAGUCUUGAAAUGAACCUGUUUGCCGUAGAGGUGCUAAUUCACUCUCAGGGUGCCUUUAAACAUCCAGCUGCUAACAGCUUGUGUGUGCAGCCCCCUCACUCCAUAACACACAUAACUGGUGAGCUUACACAGCCCUGCAGAGCACCAGUAGAGUAGAAAACUCUAACACUCUGGGAUCUGUCCUAAAGAAAGUCCGAAAAUCAUCCAACAAUUCCAGGACGAAUGUUAAAAUUAGGUUUAAAAUUACUUAGAGGCUUAAAGAUGUGGCUGAAUUGUGUUCAUGUAUGUGGACUGUUCUUCAACUGCUACACCAGCAACACCUCAGUAGAACAUGACCACAGGAUUCUUUGUGUGCAUGUGUGUGCAGCAAAGUACAUCUUUAAAAAAGGUGAGCAGUUGUAAGACACAGUCAUAUAAAUCUACUCCCUUGUACUGUGUUUGGGUUUUCACAUUUAUACUAAAGAAGAUCUUAAACAGUGGAACAGUUUUCAAGCCAAAACUUCUCUGCUGUAGCUGAUUUUCUCUGAUGAAGACAGAAAACAAGAGUCCAAAAAAAAAAAAACGCUUAAAGGUGGGGUAGGCAGGACCUGAGGAAGUGGAGUUUUUGAAAAGAAAUCUUGAAUGUAAACACUACCCCUCCCAACCAGCUCCUCCUCUCCCCUCCCUCUCUGCUUCAGCAAAGCCCCGCCCACAAACAGACGCUGCUGCUCACUCGUAUCGCUUCAAUUAAACUCAGAUAUAAUGCAGAUAAAUACUUCAGAUGAUUAUGGAGCCCAGUCAACGUGAGAGUAAAAAGCAUUGGUGCUACUGUAGAUGCCAACAGACUACCAGCAAACACAAUGUUUGCAGGACUUCUAAAACUAGGAUAAAGUGACAUACUCCAGGACCUGAGGUUAACGGUUUAGCGGUGCUACAACACGCAGCAGGUGUCGUUUGACAAGAAACACUUCUGUUACAGACACUUGGCUUACUUUGUUAACUUUGUUGUUAUUCCACCAGAGUCUCCGGUAUUUACUUGUUUUCUUGCUUGUGUUGGCAGUCGUGGCCAAAGAAGGAUUCAGACAAUUUCCUGUACUUUCUGGUUGGUUUCUAAUGUCUGAUAUUGUAGCACACUAACUUUGUUUGGGCUUGUGAAUGACAUGGGGGAGCAGCGUCUGCCUCACAACCAAUCAGGUUGGGGGAGGAGGAGAAUGGCUUUGUUUACAGUCAGAAAGAGCAAAGCGCUCAAAAAAUGUAAAAUGUUGACUACUCAGACAUAACAAAACACAACAAUAUUGUUAUGAUAUUGAUAGCUUUUUGUAUAUACACCACAAAAAAGAUGCUUCUUAAAUGGAAUCCUGCCUACCCCACCUUUAAUACACCAACUACAAUGACACACAGAUUUUUUUAUCCUUGGAUUGUGAGCUAGGGUACUUCUGUUGCUUGCUUUUAAAAAUCUGUUUGAAGUCCUGAUCAUGAAGAGUCAAAAAGUGCCCCAAAGUCCAAAAAGUGGGCAUGGCUAGAUGAUGAGGUGAAUUCUUCAAUCAUAGUUAACACUGUAUGCAACAGUGGACAAUACUUAGGUGAUGAGACUCUGACACUUUUUCUUGGUGAUGAAGACUUGGACUUGAGCACUGAGGACUUUGGUUAUUGGACAACAGUACUUGUCCAGAUCCGGUGGCCUCUUAAACUGGAUUUUAAAUCUCUUUGGGACUAAAACAAAAAAAGUAAAGGACUCUAAAUGUGUGAAACAUGAAAGUAGGACAUUUCUAAAGUCACAGCUUCCACGCUGAUCUGCUGAAUGUAUCUACAGCUAUGUUUUAACCUCCUGGAGAAGGUGGAACAGAAGCUCCAGAGAUGUCUGCAUCACAUCCUUCAUGUUUCUCAUGAUUAAUUCACUAAGUCUGUUUCCACUGCACUUUGCAGUUUGCUUUUACCCAAACACCACCUCUUUAACCCCAGCUGAGUGUAAACUCUAACAUGUGCAUCUUUUAGCAGCAGACAGUGUUGUAAUGAGGUGGAUCACCAACUGAGAGGGGUAGCCAAAGGUCUGCAGGGCUUUUAAAGGCCUGAUUCGGCUCUCUAUAUUUAAUUCAAUUUCCUGUUUGCUGCUUGAGAACAGUGCUCAGCAUUGUUUACCCUACACUGUAAAAAAAGGGGCUAACAGUAAAAGAUGAGAGUUUAUGAAAUGCAAAUGGUCUGCACAUGCAAAUGAAUGUGAAACAUUGUGCAGCUCAUAUACAGUUAAUAAUAAUAGGUGUAUUUUCUUAGAUUUUGUUAUUUUGCACUUUUUAUACAUUUAUACAUAUAUAUAUAUAUAUUUACUUAUAUAUAUUUUAUAUUUUUUUACCAGAACACUUUCUCCUUUGCUUCUAAGACUCAGGGUUAUGAAGUGAUGAUAACAAAAAUCAAAAACAUCCUGCACUUGUCACACGAUGGAAUAAUUUCAGCCUUUUACCAGAUGCCUGCACUAAGAGGAAAGCGGUCACUUGCUGCUCUCAGUGCCCUCAUGUCCCCUCUGCUCCAUUGUCAUCUAUAGGAACAGUUUGCAUUUCACAGGUUAUUGGCAUCCUUUGAUUGCAUCAGCAUUUAUAGCUCAGGUCCACUUCAUGCUCCAUUAGCCUCAGCAGAGGACUCGUGGAAAAGAUGAGCUCUUGAUGUCCUACGGCUAAACCCCCCACCAAGCCCCUGAUGAGAAAGGAGCUAUUCCUUUUUCUAUAUUCAUGGGAUGGAGGUGAUGGGGUGGCAUCUUCAGCUUUCUGCUCUGAACACCUGAAAGUCCAUGUCGGGUGAAUUUGACCUCCACUGUCGAGUCUCUGCAACUCUGGUUUACUGGCGGCUUCUUAAAACCAUCCACAGCUUUUCUUUUCUGCAGCUGUGUGGAGUCAUAGAGAGUAUAUUAGACGUAGAUGUAGUCUCUGUGAUGGCACUUACUUGUUUCACUGCAGAGGACUGAGGAGUCAUUCACAAUUAGCAGUAUCACUGUGACAAUCAGAGCGAGCUCCAAUUUUGACUAGGAUGACAAAAAUCGGUCGUUUGUACAAAGUAAAAAUUUGGCUCUAACUUUUUUGUGCUGCUCUCAUCCAAUACCAACUUAUUCUAUUCUUUUCUGUUCAGUCCAGUCAAAUACUCUGAUAUCAGCCUUUCUGAGCUACUUACUGUUAUUUUAUUGUAUACUGUUAUAUUUGGGUUAACAAUGUAAGUCAGUUUUUCAUCAAAGAUGCAUCAUCCGUUUGAUUACCUCAGAUAAACACAUAAUCAGACAAAUUAUCCUCAUCAAAGUCUGUUUUUAUUCUGAGGGAAUAAAAAGAGAAUAAAAACUGCUCUAGGCUGUGAAUCUCCUGAGCGCUUGUGUUUGUGGUCAUAGUUAUUUCAUAAUGAGGGUGUUGAGAGCUCAGUCUGCAGCCUGAGUCAGAAAUGAACAUCUGCUCCUGGACACCACACUCGUGCUCUCAUGUGCCUCUGGAGAUAAGUGAACGGCUCAGACUGAACUCAAAGACACCGUUGUUAAGUCUGUGUGUGUGUGUGUGUGUGUGUGUGUGUGUGUGUGUGUGUGUGUGUGUGUGUGUGUGUGUGUGUGUGUGUGUGUGUGUGUGUGUGUGUGUGUGCGUGCGUGCGUACGUGUGUGCAACAGCUCCAGCAGGUAUGGGACUGUAUGCAUCAUUACUUCCACACAUUACACAAGUCCUGCCUUUGUGUACUUUCUGAAGUGAGCAAUCAUGAGUCUCUUACAGCCAUACUUGUGUGAUGAGUUCUUAAUCAUGUGGAGAGGAAGACUGUCAGACUUCUGUGUCCAUGAUUGUGUCUAUGUGUGUGUGUCUAUGUGUGUCUUUGUUUGGUUGCAUGAGCCUCAAACAGUAAUUAAAGUCAUGUAAUGAUAGAGAGAGACAGUUUGUCUUGUCAAAAUUAGCUCUGAAAGCCUAAAAUAGUUGCUUCAAUGAGGCCAUAUAAUUCAAUAACUUUAAGUGAGUUGAACUGUAUUUGUAAGAAUUUCCCAAAGUCUCAUCUUGUUCAAUAAAAGGUCAAAGGGCAUAGCUCAGUGGCACUCCGCACAUGCAUGAGUGAUUGCCCUUGAAGUAGGUGCCCUAAAAUUUAGCCUUUUAGAAAUUUAGCUCAAUGAAUUCUCCUUCAGGGAUUCAAUAAAGUUCUUCUUAUUAUUAUUCUUAUUCUUAUUCAAACAUAUAUUUUUAGUUUUUAAACUGCACUCACAAAAACCUCAUAGGCUACGUUCACACUGCAGGGCUUAAUUCUCAAUUCCGAUUUUUUGCUCAGAUCCAUUUUUUUUUUGGUGUUGUUUGUUUGGCUGUUCACACAACCAUCUAUUAUGUGACCUGUAUCAGAUUCCAGUGUGAACUGUUUGUGAUCAUUGUGCAAAAUGUGUUGAAAUAAGGUAAAACGUGUUAGUAUUUUGCAAGAGUAGUGUAUGAGGUCUGCAAUGUGCGUCUAAAGUCAAAAGUCUUCACGUUUUUUUUUCUUAAAGUCCUGAAUAGAAGUCCCAAAGUUUAGAGCUGUGGUUGCAUUUGUAACUUAUAAUAACUUCAGUAAUUUUGGGCUGUUUUUGAAAGCUUCAGGCUGUUUGGAGUACUUUUUAAUUCUUGAUUUACAAGCUGAUAAAUGCUUUAUUCAAAGCUGCAAGGCUGCAUCUAUAGAAAAAAAUCACUAUAUCUUACGAAACAUGAGUUGCUUAUCUGCCUUGAGUGCAUCUUGAGUAUGUUUCUGUCAAAGCAAAGACUUGGCUCUGAGCUUAACUUUCAACAUCCUAAUUGAACACGGAUUGGUCGAGGUAACCAAAAGCAAUGUUUUAACUCAGCUGAUAGAGAAAAAUGGCUGGAGUACAGAAGUCCUCACUGGUCUGCGAGAAGAAAUGAAUAAAGCUGACUGAGACAAUCAAGGUCAAACUCUGUUGAUGGUCCAGAAAUGAGUUGAGGUUUAGGUUCAAAAAGUAUUGUCUGAAUAAAGUCAACAUCUCAACAGAAACUAAAUUACUUGUUUCCACAUUGAGCGAGACAACAUCGUUCAGAAAUCUUCACACGUAUGAAGUGAGACCAUGUUGGUCUCUCCUGUUGAUCUUCAUAUGUCUGAGUCUGUGUUUAUUGCUGAAGGCUCUUUGUGCUCCACACUGUUAUUCCGUUCCGUUUUCCAUCUUAUCGGUGUGGGAAAGCUUCUGAAUCAGCAGUGAGACCGUCACGAGACAAUCUAAUUUUAUCACCUCCAUGUUGUGCCCCAAGGUCAUAUUUUUACAAUGCAGGUUUUCCAUCUGACAGCCCCCCUCCCCAUCAGGACCAUUAGCUUAAACUCAACAUUUAGGUGGCAGCAGUAAAUGAUUACGGUUGUUCGACACCCACCUGGUUAGUGUUAAGUGCUGUGGCAGGCGGCCCGGCUGCACCACGUGGGCUGCAGAUAGAUCGUGUUUAUUCAGCGCUGCAUCUGUUUGCUCAAAGAGACACUGUGCAGAGCUUGGCAGCCUGCAGAUGGCUCGCCGAUGGCUUCUUCAAACUGUCUACGGCCGCUAACUUUGAGCCACACGAUAUAAACAAGGGCUGGAGGAGAGGAGAAAUGAGUUAGAGGAGGACAAAGAUGGCACAGUGUCUCGGAAAUCAGAGGGAUGGUGGCGGCGCCGUGUGGAUAGUAUUUACCGGCGUGUUGGAGCUCCGCUCAAUGACCCUCCAUCUCCUGCUCUUACUCUCAGGAGAGCUCUUCAGAAACACUCAACACACUCGUUCACAGCAGCUCACUCAAAGCCUGACAGAGAAGCUGUUUGCACACUCAACAGCUAACACACAUACAAACACACACAUUCACACAGUUUUCAGAUUUUUGUGUUGGAUUUAGGUGGUCUGUGCUGCCUGCAGUACAUCUAUUUGCAUUGGUAUAUGUUUUAGUUGAGGUGCUAUAUGAUCGGUGCAUGAUAAAAAAACAAGUCCAAACUCACUCAAAGAUCAGCAACUGCAGAAACUAUGAAGUCAAGAGCAGCUAUCACGGCGAGGACAUCGCUCGGCUCCCUCUGCCUGCUCAGCGGGUAUUAAAAAGCUGUGUAUUUUCACGGCUUCUUGUUCCAUGCAUCAUUCGGAUGUAUCUGCUCAUGCUUGCAGUAAUUUGCUCAGAGUGCAGCUGUAAUUGAUUGCCCAGGGUGGGUGGGGGAGAGGGUGCACUCGCCACGUUGCUGUCUUCCUAAAUCACAUCUCGUGGCUCUCCGGCCUCUGUGCGGACCACAACCCCCUCGCCAGACACUAUUUGUCACCUCACUUUGACAAAUGACUCACAGGACAGAUUGUUUACCCCCCCCUCUUUUUUUUCUAUACCAUUAUCUUACACCUCCCCCCAAUGCACGGGGAAGAGUGUUUGGGUGUAUGUCCUGUGCAUACAGAGAGGGUUAUUGACCUCUUGAUUUUAACUUGACACUUUCAUAGUUCAAGUUAUGUUUUAUGCAGAUUAUCCAGUGUCUUUGCAGAGCAGCCUUCUCUUCGAGCCCAUGUUUUUGUUGUGGUCCAGAUUUUCAGUGAUCUACUGUUAUUUUUGGGGUUAGCUGAUGAUGUUAAACUCUAAAGCUUCUCAAAACCAUAACUGUACAAUUUAACAUGGCACCAUAUUAAAGAACAAGAGGAAAUCAUACUCUUUCUCUGCUCUGCUCAUUGUACGGAGUAGGAGGCUGAAACUUUGGGCAGAGAAUUCACACAUAAACAGGUUUGAACAAAGACUAGAAUUAGACAGAAAGUGACAGCCCUGGUCUAAACAUAUGUCAAACAAUGACAACACAAAAAAAACUGAAAAGAGUAAGCUCUAAUAUACUGUUUUAUGACCAUUUAAUCACUGUUUUAUUACCAUUCUAUUACUGUUUUGUUAUUAUUUUUGCUUUAACUAUAAGUGAGAAAAGUUGUCUUUACUAUUUUGUUGUUUUUGUUUUAAAAUCAUUUUUCCAAAAAUCCAAAAGUGGGAUCAGCUCUUUCAAAGUUUACUCUCAGAAUAUUCAUUAAAACAUAAGAUCGAGUCCUUGGUCAUCUACCUCUGAUUUAAGCGGAUUCCUCUGACCCCACACUGACACCAUAAUCCUCAGUGAUCAAUGGGGUGAUGCAGAUCUUUCCACUGGUUUUCAUUUUAAAUAUUAUUUUUACUGCAUAUAAAACAUUCAAUUCUCUAAACUCAGACACUGACUUCUUCUGUCUUUCUGUUAUUUGUGUUCAUCUCAUUUUUGUGCACUCCACUCUAGUCAACAUCUCCACUGGCUUAAUAUGUUUUGCUGACUGUCUAAUCACAGUAGAUGCAGCUGACAGUAAACAUAUAUAAAUAUACAUUAAAUGGACAUAUAGGUCAGAGAUGUAGGUCAGUAUGUUUGGAGUGAUUAACAUCAGCGCGUUGCUGCUUCCUCUCAGCGCUGACAGAAAUCCAAACAAGGCUGCUGCUGACCAAAACACUCAAUCUACAUCUCUCAAACAGGAAAUGAUAUUGACUCCUCUUUCAUUUUGAUGCAUUAAGAUGAUCCACUGAUGUGGAGAGGGAACAUGAGAUGUGAGAUGUGGGUGUAGUAUGUCCUACAUAAAUCAAAAUGAAACAUAAACUCAGCAUAUGUACCGUCUGGAUGUGUCUGAGAUGAAUUGUGGUCUUGGCAUUUUUUUUUACAAAGCGCUGGCUCUAUGCAUUAUACUGUCAUUUUUGGAUACAUUUUCUUCAUCAAUUCAGCCUAAGGGAUUGUUUGGAUGCAGUUUUUUUGAUGUAUUUUUUGAACAGUCUACCUUUAGUUUGAGAUAUUGCAUUACAUACACAGGUGAGAAGCUUCAAAUGCUUCGCAGUAAGGUGAAGAAAAGGAGAAGAGGAAAAAAACUGCAUGCAACAUCUAAAACAAACUGAAAUAAUACCAAAAAAUCACUUAGAUGAUGAAACAAGAGCAACAGUGCAAAAGUGCCCUCUUGAGUGCUCUUAAGGACAAUAAAAAUGCCUUCUCAGAUGCCCUUUCUAAGAAAAUGCAUGAAAAGCAGCUUUAGUAGCUUCCUCUCCAAAGGACAAAACAUGACAAAAAGCUUCUCUGGAUGCCCUUUCACAGGGUAAAAUAUAAAGAAUAAUCAAAGAAAAAAAGUCCUUUUAAUAUGUUAAAAAACUGCAGUGUAGAUUUCAUUUCAGUAUGUAAAACAAAAAGUGUCCAUGAAAACCUCUUUAAAUACAUACAUGCAGAAUAAAUCCCCCCUGGAUCCUCUUUAGUGAAUGAAAUGUUAAAAGAGCCCCUCUGAAUGUACUCUUUGCAUCAUUUAUGACAUUUAAAAUAAAGGCCUGUAAUUACUGCCAAAAUCCAAGAAAAUCAAAGUGCAAGCGGGGACUGUUUGAGUGCAUUCACUGGUGGGUUGUUGCACAGCAAAGAAGAGCAAAGUAGAUGUGUUUAGCGCACAAUAAAAGCUACAGGGCAGAUCAGGAGAUCGGCUGAAGCUCGAGUUCAGAUAUACUGUAUGAGAACAAGCAGAGUUGGGGUGUGUGCAGGUGCAGGUGCAGGGUUCAAAGCAAACUACUUCAAAAUUUAAAAUUAAAGCUAAAAAUCUGUGCGUUGGACAGUAAUCCCUGUAUUCGAGGACAUAAAUCAACCCAGAUUAGAUAUUUGAGUUUCAACUCCAUCUGGGGCUAAUACCUGAUUAUGGGUUAAACUAAAUAAUCUGUCAACAUUAUAACCUCUGUGACCACCAACACUCUGAGCUGAUGGUGUUGUUGUUGUUGUUGGUGUGAGGCACAGGAGCUGCCAGAUGUUGACAUUAGUAAACAUCUGGAGGUCUUUUACACAAAGUUGUUCCAACAUGUGGAGAUUAAUCCUACAUCAUACAUCAAUUUAUGAUGCACAAAGAUUACAGUUACUAGAUUGCAUUGGUUCAAAAAUUACUAAGAGUUGGUUUAUACUUUUGGUUUAUUAAUGACGCAUUAUACACACUUAAGAAGCUGCCAUCUAAAGAAGCUACCAUGAAUCUUUAUGAACAAUCCAGAUGAGCCACAUCAGUACAUAACAGUCUCACAGAGCAGCUCUGGUACAUGAUAAAGGUUUCUCUGUAAACUCAGACCCAGGUUGUGACUGUAGUUCAGUCAGGCAGAGACUCAGGUCCCUCAGGUGUCUGAGUUUGGAUGAAGAGUCCAGCUCCUCCCUGUGUUAUUUUAAAGCUGUGUGUGCAGCUGAUCACAGACGUGUAAUGUUGAGAUGAUCAUGCUGUGUGUUGAGUAAUGAAACAGGUCUGUUUGUUUUGGCCUCCUGCUGAGCAAACUUCAAAGACAUGCACCUAAUGAAGCACAGGACGAUGUGGACUCAGUCUCUGAGGGAGUUCGUUACACACAACCUGAACAACAACCUGAGCUUUGUAGCUGCAUGUUUAUACCUUUAGAUGGUCUCCUGGGGGUUUUAUGCACAUGUUUGCUCUGGAUUAUCAAGGAAUAUACAACAGGGAGAGUGUUCAUCUGGGCAAACACCUUCUCACUGUCCUUUUGCAAAAAAAAAAAAGAUUUCAGCUUCACAGAGCUUAAAACACAAAAGCAAAUAGUGAAAAGUAUGCAGUCAAUUUGACUGCCCUGGUCAUUCGAGGUAGUAAUACUCAGACCUCUUUUGUGUUUUUAAAUUGUAAUGAUAAAACAAUGUUAGAUUAAAGUAUACACACAUUUAGGAAAAGUCAGGGUGUAUAGGUUUUAUUUUUAAAAAGUUAUGGCGAUGGAAAUUUUAAAAGCAGUCAAAAUGACUACCUUGGUAGUUUGAGUGUGAAAGUGGCUGCUGCAAACAUGGCCUUUAAAAAUGAUAAAGGUACAAACUGGAGGGUUUUUUUUAAGUUUAAUUACUCUUUUUUGGAAUCACUGUUACUCACUUAAAGAUGUAUUUCUCCUCUUAUAACAUCAGCGGAGCCUCAACUUUGAUGACAGUCUGAUUCUGUCUCAUUUGGAGUGAAUCCCUGCAGUUUUAUUCCUCUGCUGCACUCACAGAGGAAGGAGGCCGGUGGCAUUUUGUUUUACUGUUUUUGAUCAAUGAUUCCCUUUCUGUUAAAAGUGAUAUCUUAGAAAAGCCAGGGGGAAUGUCUUCAAAUUUAGCUCAAUCUCUCUUUAGGACUCAAAAAUAAACUGGCCAAAGUUUUAAAGUACAAAUGUCAUGAAGAAAUUAAAAAAUGGCUGUAACUUUUGAGGGUGUACACAUCACAACCGGCUACAUCUAUAAAAACGGUACUAAAAACUCUUCCUCUGGUUGUCUUUAUGUCCUUUCAGUCCAUCAACAUCCGCAAUCCAGUCAUCAGUUUUUGAGUCUUUGCUGAGGCUAAUCCUAAUCCUGUGUUCUCCUUUAGCUGUUCGAAAUGACCGGAAUAAGAAGAAGAAGGAGAACCCAAAGCCAGAGUUGACUGAGAGCUACGAGCUGACGGCAGAGCUGGAGUCCAUCAUCGAAAAGAUUCGGAAAGCCCAUCAAGAAACCUUCCCCUCCCUCUGCCAGCUUGGCAAAUACACCACGGUGAGUUCACUGUCCUGCUGUGAGGAGAGGGUUUGCUUGAAAUUUGGUCUCUUUGACUCUGCCCCAGAGCUGUAGAUGUUUAAUGUUGGAAAAAACAAAAAGACAUUUCUUGGCUUUGUCUUUGGCAUCUUUUAUUAAGUUUUUGAGAUCAUUAAACUCCACUGAAAUACUGUGAGCCUUGUAGUUUGUAAUCUGAUGCCAUAUAUGAAUAAAUUAAAAUCACAUCAGACCUGAUCUGGUUUGAUUCAACUCAGUUUGAUUUGGUUGGAUACAAUUUGUUUUGAUAUCAAUCAAAUGUAAAACAGUGAGAUUCCAUUCAGUCACAGUUGGACUUGAGACAGUUUUUCUUAAAUUGAUCCAUUCUGAUUGGAUUGGAUUUAAUUGGUUUGCCAAGAUGUGACCAGAGCCAUGUUUAAUAAUGAAGGCUGCUUGUGCUGCUUGCUAACACUGGGGUUUUAAAUCCAUCAUACAGUCGAUGUCCAGAUGGGCAGGAUUUUUAGAAAGUUCUUUGUCCUUCAUAUUAAGUCCACAGGGCGUGAUUUAAGAGGUAGGGACUGUAAACUGUGGAUGUUGUUGUUUUCUCGUUACCUGAGCAGCCACCAUUACUCUUGUGAAAGUUAAAAGGUCAGUGUAUGAGUCUCAUGAGAUUAAGGAUGCUGAUCACAGUAUGCUGAAUAACACAGUAAGACCUUGGUGGACCGGAUAACAGCUUUAAAACCACACCAUCAGCUGGUUUGUGUGACACUUUGACUUGCUAUUACUAUUAAGACUUCAUCGUAAACAUCAUCAUCUUAACGAGAGCCACGGUGUGUCUGAAACUCCAUAACCCUGCUCUGCACGUGGCUCUGUACACUCCUUUGAUUCAUUCUUGCAGGAGUUCAGAGCUCAUAAUGAUAAUCAAUCUGUUGUACUGUACUCUAAAUCCCUCUCUAAUGCAGCUGACUGUCCAGGCAAAUCCUCGCAGACACUUCUUCUUCUGCUGCUCACAAUAGCUAUUGAUCGGACAUUAAGCGUGAUAGGAAGACAAUAAAAAUCAUGCAUUAUGUUUGCACCGUGCAGCCGACACAUCAUGACUCCCAACUGCCUCUGCUGAGACAGAUUGCAGGCAGUCGCGGUGUUUGUUUACCCCAGUUUUCAUAUGCUGCUACAGUGAGAGGAGAAGUUAAAAGAGAGCUGUCAGGACUGAGAGACGAUGCAGCUGCAAACAUCAAACCGUCAUCAGGGGAAUGUUUGCAGGCAGGCAGCUGCCCAUCAGUCUGCUGGAGGCAGACACCAGCUCCAGCCUCUGGGUUUUUGACACGUCUGGAAAGUGGAAUAAAUUCAGCUAAUCCAACUUAUGUCAUUAUCUGCCUCCCUGAAUCAAACCCGCAUGUGGAAGCAGCGGAUCUGUCCCCUGGCGUGCAGCAGCACUAAGCCAGGCGGCGUGAGUGCUUGUCAGGGUUGGAGAAAGCUUUAUUCCCCCUGUCAUCUCCCAACAGACGUCAAGGUCUGCAACGUCCCUGAACCUCCCCCAAACCCUCAAACCCUGUGCUAAACUAACAACCCAUGAAAGGCUGAUAUCGAGGGGAAUCUAAUCCUCGCAGGUCCUUGAAGAACAGCCUCAUCAGUUGGACACAUCAAGCCUUCGCUUGUCCGGUCUCAAAGCUGCCGACCCUGCAAAAGGACACUGUCUGAGUGACAGCAAGCUCUUCCUCUCCUGAGGGACGCUGCUGCACUCAUCAUGACUCGGUGCAAAAGUUGUAGGUCAAACAAGUGUCGAGAAAACCUCCAGAGCAAGUCCAUGACUCUGUUACAGCGUUGUUAGGCUGAUAUUGGUGAUGCUUUGACAGGCGAGCGGAUAAAGCUGCAGGACGACCGCGGGUUUGAUAGCAAGCAGAGAUAGCGGCGCCUUGAUUGACAUGUAGGCAUGGCAGCAUUGUGCAGGGAGCUGACAGCGUGGACUGUGUUUGUUUUUAGAGAUGGCUUACAUAUAGAUUACAGUGAGUGAUGAUUGACACCCAGGGAGAGUUUGGGAGCAGAGGGGGGAGGUGCAUUUUGAAAGAUUUGGCGGUGCUCGUUUCGGAAAUCUCAUGACACCUGUCAGUCACAUAAAACAGUGUUUGUAGAGAGAUAAACAAACCUGCUGAGCAGCCAUAAUGUGCAGUAAUGUCUCUCUUGUUGCUGUGAUGAAAAUCAUUCAGUCACUGACAAUAAACCCUCAGAGUGAAGAUGUGUAUGAGAUGCUAAAAUGGAGCAAAUUGUCAGGCCGUGUACGGCGCCUCGCUCUCCUCUGAGUGCAGCUGCUGCUGUCGCUUCAGUGUACAGUACAGUAAGCCUCCGUCUCCAGAACACUUUAUUUUUCCCUUUUCAGUCCCAACACAAAGCUCCUAAUCACUGGAGCCCCUCCCUGCUCCACCCUCAUCCCUCAAGACUUCCUGAUUUUCACUAAAUAAACAGUCUGCAUUGAAGCGGCUGAAAAUAGGAGGACAUAAUAGCAGAAAUCUUGCUCCCUGGUUGUGAUAUAAGCCAGUGUUUGCUGUUUGUUGGAGUGGCAGUCGGGCCUCAGAUAAAGCCUUAAUCUGGAUCAGCGGUAAUUAUGCUUGCUCACAGACUGUGAGAAGUUCCUCAUUAUUACAAGCGAUUGGAUCCUGAUGCGCCUUUUGAGUCCUCCUCGUCGGAAACAGAAGAGGAGCUCCCGCGCCCCUAGAUUAGGUUAAAGCUCCAAUUAUGUGGUGAAAUAUUCAAAUCCUAGUCUGCAGUGAUUUAGGAGUUCAUUGCCGGGUUAGCAGAGAUAGCUGAGCGAGUGAGAGGGCUUAGCUCUACAAUGAAUAAGGCUUCAUUGACAGUGAUGGUGAUGAAAAACGAGCCCGGCACUUUCAAAGACAAAAUAAAACAUUAGCGCUCUGCGGCUGCAGGCAGCUGCUGUACAGUAACGCUGCCAUGCCUGGAGAUAUUAGCCACAUUACAGUUUGUCCUCCCUCGCUAUCCGUCACAGCUGAUGCCUGCUUCGACUGUCUUUCUGCAUCUGUACACACGGGCCUGCAGAGCGCUCGCUUCAGCUCUGCCGGCUUCUCUCCUAAUGGUGCAACUUGUCUAAUUUGUUUGGAUAAAUGUUCUCAAAUGAAAUUAGAAAUCUCGUGCAACCUCCUUGUUUUGCUGAAUUGAAUUAUGGGACUUGUGUAAUUGACUGAGAUUGCAGGAGGGUUGAAACUGCGAGUUAUCCUCUUUAGCUCCCUCCUCCCCUUCUCCACCCAGAGGGAAGAAGAGCAAGAUAAGUUGCUUUAAUAUCGGUCACCUCCUCCCCCCAACAUAUGUGCAUUGUGCAAACUCUCCCUCUGUCUCCCUCUUAUGUGUUUUCACCUCCUCCUUCCCCAUCAAACCGGACGUCAAUCAGGAGAAUGUGCGUCCGUAGUGCUGUUGUGUCGACUGCGGCUCGUUGUCUGUGAUUUAAGCACGGUCCUAAUGUGCCUUUCACUUAACCCCAGAUCAUAUUUAAUGAUCUCCCUCUCUCUCUGCCUCUGCUGUCUCCCUUUAUCUCCCUCCCUCCCUCCCUCUCUUUCUCUGGGGUGGCCACACAAUAGAUUUUAUUUGCUGGUGACAGUGUCCGGCAGCAGCUGCGGUGCUAACUGCCUCUCAGUAACGACCUCAGAGGGAUUGAUGUGCUGAAGAGCAGAGGGACGCUCCAGCUGUCUGUGCUGCUUGUGGGCUGCAGGCAGCUGCUGUGUUGAAGCCGUCUCACACUGAAGGAGCUCCCCAGGCUGGGCUUAGACUGAUGCUGAAGUGAGAGGACCAACAUAUUGAGUACAUAUUGGAUUUUCAGUAAAAGAUGUCAUAUAAGUUGGUCAGUUUUUCUCCACCUGCUUAUUUUUCUUCAACAGCUUCAGGGCUGUAAAACCUGUCCAACCGUCCUGGACAUCAUCGGCUGUCUGAGCUGUGUUGUCCAGAGAUUAUCCUCUUUGUAGUCCAUCUUUUAAAAGUGCUGGAAGAAAACAUGGACCCAUAAAUUCACUGUUUCUAAGAUCCUGGGCUGCAGAGCUGCUGAAGUUGUUUAGUAAAUAUCAACUUUUGCUCAGAGUAGGUGUAUGAAAAGAAAACAGGAAAAACUUUUACCAAGCAUGACAAUAUCGGACUGUGUAUGAAGUGUGCAGCCAAAGGACAAGUCGUUUUUUUUUUUCCUCACAUGAAAUCCCCUCAUUCUUUCACAUUUGACACUUAGGAACAUUAUUCUAAAACUGUUGAACUAUAGUAUGAGCUCAUACAGAUUCCCGCUGUCCGAAAUUUGCCAUAGAUUUUCCUCACAAACACAUCCAGUAGAAUUUGUUGGACAGGGAAAAUCGCAGCGGUUCCGCAGCGAUGCAGUUCCGUAUGUGGUGGAAACUUGGGGUCAGCCUCUCAGAAUGCACUUCUUAUACCCAGUCAUGUUACGAACCUGGUGGAAAUUAACUUGAUUAUUAGUUUAUUAUUUGCAUUUUUUUGCAUUACACAACUUUUUACCAGUCUGGUUCUCCUCUAUGACAACUAUUUUUCAACCUGCUGCUGGAAUCAAAUUUAAAUUAGCAGAAAUUUCCCACAGAACAGCUGAACUUUUCCCUUUCAGUAUUUCAAAAGUUGUUUUUUAAUACUGCUAUAAAUUAAAUACAAAGGUUUGAUAAUUUGCAAACCUUCCGCAUCUGUUCGAUCAUCAUCAUUUUACACUGUGAUUUUUCAAUUAGGGUUAUAACAGGGUUAUUGUCUGUCUUUGUGAUCUUGUGAUAUAAAUAAUCUUCGGGCGUCAUGCUGAAGACCAUGGAAGUAAAUGUCUUUACUCUGGACUCUAUUUCAGGACAGACAAAUACAGAUGCAUGAAUUUGAACAUAUUUGGGAAGAGUUCAUAGAUUAUAUAACACUCCUGUGACCAGCUGAAACAAAUCUCUUACAGUCUGUUAUUGCUCUGAAGACUGCAGGGGGGACAUGCAGACAGUUCGGUCCCACUUAUAAAUGUUUAAAAGUCUAAACGAGAAUCUCAGAUAGACUUAUCAGACUGAUUUUCUUCUUUCUGUACAGCUUUAAUAUUCUCUUUGUCUGGGUUUUGAUGUGCUUAACUUAUUUAAAGCUCCGUUUUCCUGGAGUUCAUGGCUUCCUCAGUUUCAUUUAUAAUUAAUAUGUUUAUACAAUACUCGGUUUAAAACUGCAAAGACUGAAAACUGGGUUAGUUUUCCAAGGAACUAAAUAAAACAAAUUAAGACUUGUGAAUACAUUUUCGGCUGUAACUUUCUGCCAUUAAAACCUUUAUGGUCUGAAAACAUUCCUCCCUGUCUGCUCAGACUUUCUCUUUGUCUGUAAAGUCAGUUUGAAGAAGUGAUUUUCUUUCAUGCUGCAGUUAUUACAGUAUUUUACACUGAAUAAGCACUGUAAAUAUCCUCAGAGUCUGUUUGGAGACGUAAUUCACUCUCAGUCAGUGUCUCUUAGCUGUUUGUAUUUAUGAUGUGGAAAAAUGAAAGGCUGUGCAGCAGUCAUUUACAGCUGAACAAAAGCUCCUCUCAUCCCUCCUGAGGCCUGUGAAUCAUCCUGUGUACGCUCAGAUCAGAGCUCCGUGUUUCUGCAGGCCGAGCAGUGGCAUAAAUCUUACUGAUGCUGUCUAAAGCACUUUUUAUUUCCUUGUUUAUUGUUUGUUUGUGCGCUCGAGCUCCUGCCCUGUUGCAUACCUGUUACAUAAUGAAAGAAAAACUCUGCAGAAGGAAGAAAUGGACUCUGCAAAGAAGACAGGCUCCUCAAGGAGUGAACCACCAGAGAUAGUCAGUCGUAUUGAGACAGUACUGUGUGAAGCAGGGAUGCACAAAGCUCCUGACUGCAAUAAGAUCUUGAGUUUGCACAUACUCAUCCUGCACACACGCACACUGAAGCUGUGGCUUUAUUUCAGUCAGACCUUUGCAACACAAAGCUGAGACAGUCCUUUCAGUGGGAUGAGUUCACUUCCUCCUGUUGUUUCCCUUAGUCCACAUUAUUAAUGUUAUUUGUCAGAUAUUAUUGACCACAUCUCUCUACUCGCAGGCACGUGACACUCACCGUGCUCUGUGCUAACGUUAGCUGUGGCUGCUGCUGCUUCAUGUUUCUUUAAUUUUCUUUCAUAUGGAGUUAAAUUCCUGCCAAAGCUCUACAAAUGAAGAGAAUGUGUUUUACAAAAACGAUUGAAUUCACGUGCUAAGAAUGCAUGCUUUGCGUAAAAAAUCAUGUCUUUCCUUUGACUACAAAUCUUAAUCCUUUACAACAACACAAAAAUAAUCUUUACAUGACAAAAACCUUUGUGUAACUCUUUAUCUACAAGUAUAUCAAAAUAUUUCCUGUGAGAACAUGUUUUUUCCUCCUACGAGUACAAAAAAAUCCCACAAGAGUUAAGGCCUAAAUUCUCUGGCUGUGGGGUGAAGCUGAAGAUUUUCGCAAAGAUUUGGUGGGUUUUCCCAACCAGCAGGUGGCACUGUGGCUCAGUCUACCCGUGUUGUGCCGAGAAACCCAUGCCUGCCGAGAAUUGCAUGCACCUCACGGAAACGUGCACCGCUUGUAGAGGUCCACAAAAAUGUUUGUGGGGCUAAACAGUGGUGAGUAAUGAGCCGAGAGUUAAGUUUAUAUCUUUUGUGUUAUUUACUUUGAAUGCACCUUGAGAUUAGACGUUUUAUCUGCCUAAACAUUUCAAUGCUGGAAACACAAACCUAUGAUGAUCGACUGAUUUUAAGUUUUAUUGUGAAGUUGGAGUGUAGUCGGCAGACGCUAAAUUUGUAUGUCAUUGUUGAAAUGAAAUGAAAUGAAACAAUUUUGCUGCCUCUUGGCCAGAAAUCCCUUGAAAAAGAGUUUUUUAAUCUCAAUGGGACAUUCCUGGUUAAAUAAAGGUUAAAUAAAUAAAUUAAAAGUAACCUUAUAUCAGCUGUUUUUCUGUCUGCCCAAAUAUGCAUCCACCUGUUAUUCAGCUGUAGAGACAAUAACAAGUCAUAUUUUUGUAAAAAUGACACUAGGGAAGUCCACAAAAUAAACUGACAACAGUUUGUGACUACAAAGAAUUAAAAUAAUGAUAUUAUGGGUGGAUGCAUUUUUCUGCAACAGCUGUUUUUUCUGUCUGCCAAUAUAUACAUAAAGCUACAGAAACAAUAACAAGUCAUAUUUUUGUGAAGAUAUAAUCUAUACAGUCCAAAAUAUAAUCUGUCAGUAGUUUGUGACUCUACAAGGGAUCAGAAACUAACUACAUAGGAAUUGCCGAAAUAUGCAUCCACCUAUAAAUUUAACUCCAUACUUUCAAUUCAGGUGAGACCUCUGGAGUUAAAACAUGAGUGUGCAGAGAGGAGAAAACAUUUUUCUUUUCUGCACACUUGCAGCAUAUUGAAAUGAAACGACCUUCCUCUAAGACAGUGAAAAGCAUGCACAGCCAUUUCUAUUUCUUUUCAGCUUGUUGCAGGUGCUUUUUAAUAAAAGCCCUGACAAAGUUGGAUGAUGCAAAAUUUACCCUUAAGUAUAAUAAUGCAGCCAUUACAGCCUAUUUUGCAGGCUUGAUAAAUCCAGAUUCUUUUGCACCAAUGAGUCAUUAUGACCAAAAAUAUGCCGCAAAAAGCACACAUUUAGAAAAUACUAAAAAUGAUUUUAGUGGUUUCACUCCAAAUCAUGUCCUUCUUCAUGUCAAACAGCAUCUUGAUUAGAGUUCAUGUAACCAGAAAUAGCAAAUAACAUGACUCUGUUUUUACAGUGCUGACCAUUAGCUUAUAUCCAAUAUCAUCUUCAUACUCACACUGUUCGUUGGCUCUGUAAACACAGCAAUAUGGAUAAAAAGGAGUCCAAUUAGAGUAGAAACGAGUCCUGAACCCUGCCUGCACUCACUCAGACCUCACUGUAGACCUGAGGCUGAGCUCUUUAAAGCUGCAGAGGUGUUGAUGCAUUAGAUCAACUUUUCACAAAAUUUGAAGAUCUCAUCAGUGAUUUCAAAGAGAAACCUGGCAGGUAGACUGAAAUAGUCUGAUAGUUAGCACAGAGAGAGCAUGCAGAUGCUCUCACAUGAUUCUGAAUUAAAGGAGUUUAAUCAGCAAACUGAUGAUUCAUUCACUCACCUGAGCUCACAUAUCACCACCAGGAGAACAAUCCUCCCAUAAUCCUCCUCUCCUCUCGUCUUUCUCAGACCUCACUUCCCUUUCCUCUAUCUGUCUCCUCCUCCUCCUCCUCCCUUCCUCUCCUCUCUCUGGAGUCUCACUGCUUUCUUACCCUCACUUUUCGCUCAUUCCUCUCCCUAUAUCUGUUUCCUUCCUCGUUGCCUCCCACCCUCACCCCCCUGUGUAGGUUCUGGACCGUAUAUCUGUAUUAAUGGCACCUCUGGCUUCAAACCGCUCUGUGCUACCUGUCACCGCUCUGUUUUUGCAUCCCAUCAUUGCCAAAGCAUCCCACUGACACUGUUAGGCUCAUUAUCUCAGGGCCCGGCUCGGCUCGGCUAGGCUCAGCGUAUUCACAACAACAAUCCUGCUGGUGUUUCUGAGAGCUCCGGUCUUAUGGAGCCUAUUUACUGUGUAAGUGUGACACAUAUAGAGCAGAGCGGGGAGAUCAUUAGCAGCCGUCUGUGCAAAGUAGCUGCCUCGUCUUUCCCUGACGCCUCACUCUUCAUAUCUCUGUGUGUGUGUGUGUGUGUGUGUGUGUGUGUGUGUGUGUGUGUGUGUGUGUGUGUGUGUGUGUGUGUGUGUGUGUGUGUGUUGCAGAACUCGAGUGCAGACCACCGUGUGAGGCUGGACCUGGGCCUGUGGGACAAGUUCAGCGAGCUGGCCACUAAGUGCAUUAUCAAGAUCGUGGAAUUUGCCAAACGAGUGCCUGGCUUCACGGGGCUGACCAUCGCGGACCAGAUCACGCUCCUGAAAGCUGCCUGCCUGGACAUUCUGGUGGGUGCUGGUGCUUUUAUUUUAAAAGGAACUCAUUUCUGCAUUUUGGUGCCUCAUCCUAUUAUUUUGCAAAGUGGAUAGCUCAGCAUAAAAGUUUCUGGCAUGCAAGUUGAACAUUCAUAAAGUACCUCUUCUACCUAAAGAAAAACUAACUAUUCAUGCAGAUAUUUCAAAAGUUUAAUUUCUAAAACUUCUGGUGGCUUAAAACUUUCUCAAAUUAAACAGAGAGAACAGAGUUUUGGAUUUUAUCAGCUUAAGUGCAGAAUAUCAUUAAAAGACUGGAUAGUUGUGAUUUGCACUGUCCAAAAAGAAGCUUCUCUCUCAGUAGGGGUUCCCACAAAACUCUAUCUGUUUGCCAUUAUGAUUAUAACCUAACCUAACACUGAGUGAAAUGAGUGAAGAAUCUUCAAAAAUUUCUGUGAGCUACAUUGUUUAACACCCCUAAACUAGGGCUGGGCAAUCAAACAAUUACGAUGUAUCAAAAAUUAAUUUUCCUCAUUAUGGAUAUAAAACAUGGUCAAUAUCCUUUUUGAAAGUCAACAUUCUGCCAUGUUUUGGUAGUCGAUACAAAUAGCCAAUGAAAAGGGGAGCUCCUCCAGGUCCGCUUCAACUGAACCAAUCAUGUGCUGAAUUAGAACCAAGUAGCUAACAACUGCGUAGUAGCAGGCUGCAGCUACACGCAACCAUAGCACUUUAACACAUGAAGCCAACAGCACUGUUUGUGAGAAAAAAAAGAAAAUGAAUGAUACCCCCGGCAGAAAUGCAGAUGAAGGCUCAACAGAUGAUUGACAACACUGGCACGAAAAUGUCGGUGGUGUGGAGGGUUUUUUUUUUUUUGAGGUUGGACAUGAAGCAGAGUAAUGUGCACUGCAAAUCAUGUUGAGUUCAUGUUCUCGCAAAGUCAGGGAAUACCUCUUUUUCACCACCUGAAGCAGUGCCAGGUGGCAGAGCACGUGCAAUGCAGAAGGUGACAAACCCUGAGUGGAGCAAGGAGCCCAUGGCACCUGUGCAGCCGAAACAGCUGACCAUUCAGUCUGCUUUCUCUAGCAUAACACCUUACAACAAAAUGUCGAACACACACAAAGAGCUCACAAAUGCAGUAGCUUAUUGUAUUAAAAAAGACAUGUGACCAAUAAUUACUGUUAAAUUUCAUUUAUGAGUAACAGGGAACAUUUAAUAUUGACAAGUGAAUUUUUUUAAAUAUCCUGAUAUUGUUAUCGACUGAUGUGAAAAAAAUAUACUGUGAUGAACUUUUUCCCAUAUCGCCCAGCCCUACCCCAAACAUAUAAAUCAGGGACUACCUACCCAAAACACUUGAACAACAGUUAAAGACAUGGAGAUAAGACUGGAUGGUCCUGAUCUUCAGGCCGUGAUGUCACAGUGGCUACAUCUUUGUACAGUUAAUGUGUAGAGCUAAUGUCCCACAUUUAAAAUGUUGCAACACUUGAGAGUUCAGACCUCGGUCAAAUAAACCUCCAAAAAAUACAAACUUUUGGGUCUUGUGAUACUUCUAUUUCAAGUUUGCAUCAGACAGAGUCCUGGUCUCUUUCCUGCUCUUUUAUGUACAUUCAUCAUCAGACUGUGAACUAGUUUACCAGAGUAACUCUAAGAUACACAGUUAAGAUGCUUCUUCAGUGGAGUCUGAACUCUAAAAUAUUCAGUGAUGAGCUAAAAACCUUCCAUGAACCGUUCACAGCAGUGUCAGUUAUAUAAACACACCUCUUUAACAAAUGUUAUCAAAUUUAUUCAAAUGUUGCUCCUUUCUGUGUAAAACUCAAAGGUUAGCGGUGAGUCGAUACCCUCAGAUCCACAGGGACUAACCUCAAGCUCUGCUCCCAUUAGACAAAUCCUCGAACGUGAUUGGUUGGCCCACUCAGCUGGCCAAUAAGAGUCAGAAUCCGAUUAAUUGAUCUUUCCAGUCAGUUAGAUUCUUCAUGAAGAGUAGCUGUCUGUAGUGGGGAUUAGAUUACACACACACACACACACACACACACACACACACACACACACACACACACACACAUUUUUCAGCCUGUAAUCUCUCUGAUACUCUCGUCUGUUUGUUUUCAGCGUGGGUCACUCCCUCGCUCUGUCUGUAAAUGAUGCUGCACGUCUCUUUAUGGAGUUCAGACGUGGAAACAUCUGCAGGGCCGGCUGGUCGGCUGGAUGUUUGUUUGUUAUGUAGGAGUAGUUAAGUGGAGCGAUGUCCUGUAUUAAUGCAGCCACUGUAAUGAGAUGGAAAAAAGGCAAACGGCUGUGUCUCUUCCUCCUCUGUCUCGCUGUUGUCGGCUGAUUGAAUUAUAAUGCUUCACUAAGAGGGAGAGGAAGGAAGAGAAAGUGGGCAGACAGUGGUGACAGACUUGUUGUGUCUCAUGUAGACAUUCAUUUUGACCUGUUUUACUGGAGACGGUUUGGCUAAUCAUGUUGAUAGUUAUAUGAGAUUCAUUUUAAAAGUUAAAAACUGGAGAUGUCAGGAGGGGCUGCGAGCUGAGCUGCUGCUGUCGUCAAAGGCCCAGCCGAUAACUUAUAAACUAGAAAUCUGGUUUCUUAAAUGUUUUAUAUAAUGAUAACAAGAUGAAGCUGAGAGGAAAAAGUGCAGUCUGAGAAUCUGCAAACAGAAGAAAGUUAUAAUUAUCAUUUAAAGUGUGUGGCCAUCUGGCUGAUAGUGUGCAAAACUCUGAAAAUACAAGAGAUUAGAGAUAUUUCCCAUGUAUUCAGAAGUUUACUAUCAGGGCAUCACCUCAAGUUACUAAGCUAAUUAAGGACUUCUAAAGGGAGCCACAAGUGGUUAUCAAACCUGCCUGGACUGAAUCCAAGUUGGCGCCUAACUUUUGGAUGAAGCAAAGUUCAAACUCAAACUCACUGUAGGUUCAGGCGGCAGUUUUUUCCAUGUGAUGGAGGAGCUGGAGGCGGCCUCCUAUAGAAGCAGGCACUUUGCAAACAGCUGUCCCACAUUGAGGGAUAAUCCCACAGACUGCUGAAGUUUCCUCCUGCUCCACUUCUCGUCGCCUCUUCAUGAGGAGCAGAAACUCUUUUGAGGAAAAGUCAAAGACAGUCUCACAUGAACGCAGCGCUCCUCCGGUGUCUGGCCUGACGUCAGCCUCACGUUGUCAGCCUUGAACGUCGUGCAGACGCAUCGUGAGACCUCUUUGAUUCUGCUCCAUUUUUGCAGCUCAGACAUUCAGCUGCAUCAACCCAAAUCUACCAUUAUGUAACCGACCAAAAUAGAAUCAUGGCUUAUUUUCGCUGUGAUGAUUAUGCAAGUCUCGAGUCUCCAUGAGACAGUUUUCAUACUUGAGGAAAAGGAGAUGAAAUGAUGUCUGCUGAGAAGUUUGGAGACACACUGAGAAAAGUGAGAGAGGAAAGUUGACUUUCUCACACUGUGGGCUGUUAUUUUACUUACGGGGAAGUGCGCUGUGAGGAUUAAUGGCUUAGGUGUGUGCUAAUACACCUGUUGUUCAAACUGCAGUUUAAUAUGUAUUUAAGUAUUAUACAAAGGGCCAUUUAGACAGAGAUUAUGAGGAUGUGCAGGGAUAAAUUCAUACUGUAUGAACUUUUUUAGACACUACUCAGAAGUCCUGACAAAAUUAGGAGGUCUUCUUGAAAUCUGAAUAAAGGGUUAUUUUAGUCUUUAAGAGCAUUAGCUUGAUUUUGUUUAUUUGAGGGAGAAAAUAAUUUGUUAUUUUGAAAAAAAAAAUCAAAUAACACUCAUUGCUUGAGACUUGAAACAUGCUGAAAAGUCUGUUGUGUCAAACUGCAUUAUAGCUGUUGGCAAAUCUAUUUCUCAUCUACAAUAUUGUCAAGAUUGGGUAAAAUUGAAAAAUUUUACAAUAUUUUUGUACUUCUUAUUUUUUUUAAAUGAAUCAAACUGACUUGUUUUUGUUCUUGCUGAUGCUCCACCUGCACGCCACAGCAAUAACAGCCAGUUUCCUGGUUACUGUAGAAGAAAGUUACUGCAGUCACUUCUAAUUUUCUGCAGCUUGCAUCAUGAUUUAGAUGUCAAAGUAUAUCGAACAGGGUAGAUGUCUCUAAAUCGAAGUUAUUUUUUAUUUCUCUGGGUUGACUCGUCUGGAACUUUUUUUGUGCUGCUCUCUAACUGAUUCACUGUCAUCUGUUGUAUCUCAUGUGCUUUCUGUAUUUCCUCACCGAGAAGAUCGAUAGAAAAAGCUGUAUCGUAUUUUAAUUCUCCUCUGACAACCCAGGCGUAAGACUUUAUCAACUCCUUUAACUGUGCUGUAAAACAGCCGUGCAACCCUUGAAAUACUGAUAUAUGCGUGAAGGAAACUGGACUGUUUAUGAAUCCUUAAUAAAACCAGGAGUUUUAACUUUAUUCCAGGUGUCUUUUUAAAGAAUUAGACACUGAGUGGGUCGUUUGAUCCCCUCUUAAAGGACAAAUGAGAGAAGAAUGAAAAAUGAGAGAGCAAUUGGCACAGGAUAUGAGGUGAUCUGCAUAUUGGUGAGGGAAUACAAAUUAAUGAUUAAUGCAUGAAGAUGCAUAUUUAUGUGAGAUGUAAAUGCAAAAUAGCUUUAUCAUAUCAAUCUGUGGAAAUGACUGUGGAUGGAAAUGAGGUUGGGUGCACCAUAGUGGUGCAAUAGCAGUGUGUGUGUGUUUGUGUGUGUUAAUGUAUGGCUCUGGAGUUUGUGUUGACUCAGUCAUACUUGUCAGAUGUGACAGAGCAGUGAAGUGAACUCCCAGAGACUCAGAGGUGAGGAGUUGAAGGCCGGCUGUGAUGACUUUCUGGCUCUGGCUCAGCCAUCAGCAUCCGCUCACCAGCACAUUUCUGUGGUGAAGGGCGUACAUAUUGUGCACCAGGGCUGGGUGAGAGAGCAUCAGAGUGAAAGAUCAAACACUGUGUGUGUAUAAAUGUGUCUGUGUGUGUUUGUGUGUGUGCGUGAGCACAGGCCUGGCCAGCCGGUGCGAGUCACCGCCAGUAGCCAUGUUUUAUUCUGUUUCAUGUUGCAGACACGCCUGCCACUCACUGUCAGAGCCAGCCCACUCAAAUAGCUUCAAAGAGCUUCACAUCACCAUCAGUGGCUUCAUUAGGUGUACACACACACACAGGAACACACACAUCUACACAUGCAGUGCAGCAGGAGGCGCAGAGGUUGUUAUCUCUGAGUGAGUGGAAGGUCAUUGUUUUUCUUCUGUCUUUAUUUCUGUUCAUUAAAAAGUUGAAAAGCUGAUUCAGACCUCAAACACAGAGUUUCAUUGAUAAGUGUAUCUGCACUUAUUAACAUGUCAUUAAUGGACAAUUAUUGAAGUAAGGAGAUUACUCUCUGAAGGUACAACAGCUGUGUCAGUUAAAGGUUCCUUUGACAGAUGGUGAAGAAGACAUUUUUCAUUCAAGUGUUGAAAAUAAGGUUAAUUUAUUUUAUUUAGGGGAGAGGAGGAAAAUGACAAACCACAUUCUGACAACAGGGAUUACAACAUCAUGGCUCUGUAGGAGAAGAGUCCUGCUGAGAAGCUGACCUACCUGCAGGCCUGACAAGAGCAACAAGACAUGCAAUAAAAAAUAAUAGCAAUAAAAAUAAGUUUAGUGCUUCUGCUCCUUCUUGCAUAUCUGUGAGUUUUGUGCUGACUCAUACCUUCAUUGCAGAUUCUGCGCAUCUGUACGAGGUACACCCCCGACCAGGACACCAUGACUUUCUCCGAUGGGCUGACCCUCAACCGGACGCAGAUGCACAACGCUGGCUUCGGCCCGCUCACCGACUUGGUGUUCACGUUUGCCAACCAGCUGCUGCCCAUCGAGAUGGACGACACAGAGACAGGCCUCCUCAGCGCCAUCUGUCUCAUCUCUGGAGGUGGGCGAGCCGGGGCGGAGCGCUGGGCACUCAUUGAGGGGAGAGGGGGGGUGCCGAAGGACAUGAUAAGAGCUUAGAAAGAAAGGGACAGAGACGUUAGUGAGCACAACUUUUUCAGCAGCCACAAUUAACGGGGAUAAUCUACCCCUACCUUCAAAGUUAGCACCACCUGCAGCAGACACAUUAGCUCUUAUGUUCUCUCAGCUUACGCAGUUAUGUCUUUUUCUCUUUUUGUCUACCUUUUAGUUCAUUUAGAAUGAAUUGUGGUCUUGCAGAAAAAUGCUAUCCUGAAGGUCAAAUCUCAUUUUCCUCGGUGUCGUCUAUAUGUUGGAAACUUUGGCGGUGCAUCCUUAGCUGCAAAAUCCUCACCAGCUGCACCAAAGUCUGCAACCCUCAUUCAGCUUCAGACUGAGAAUAAAAAGUCAAAGGCUGAUAGCGCCCUCUGCUGUUUAAAAGGUUUUAAACGAUAUUUUUCAUCUCACGGAUUUAACUGAGUGAUCCCUCUGCAUCCCUGCUUUAGAUAAAAUCUGAUCGUCUGUGUUUCUAAUCAACUUGUUACACAAGUGUAGAAACAGGUGAUGUUUAUAUGUGGAAAUUUUGCAGAAUUUUAACCACAUUUUUACCUCUCACAGUUGAUUAUGAAUCAUAAAAACACCUGAAGCUGCUGCAGGUGUCCUCUACACAAAAUUGAUGCGCAUGAUUCAUCAUCAUCACCACCACUUUAGGAAGUUGGAUUCAGAUUUCAAGUCUCAUAAAAACAUUAAGGCUGCUUCCUGUCACCAGAAAACAGAGUAAAGAGAAUGUGUGAAUGCAUGUUUGUUUGGAGAAAUAAAGGCACACUCACAGUGCUGCUGCAAAGACUAGAAAAGAGGACACAAAAUGCAAAGUUUUGGAUCCUUAAUCAAAGUCUUGAUACUUAAUGUGUAAAGAAUCAUCUGUCGACAUGUUUGAGUCAAGGAAAGUCUUAUUUUCCUCCUUGGACACGUUAAUUUCAAAUCAUUUUGCAGCCUGGUUGCAUCAUGAAUGCAGCAUAAACUCUGAUUUAGAGAUAUCAAACAGAUGUGAGAGAUUACCAGUUAAUCCUCUCCUCAUUCAAACCGUGCCUGACUGCAUCUCUGCUCCACGUCUUCAGUCAGUAUCGAUUCCUCCGGUUAAAUAUUGAGUAGAGCUGCAGCUCAGUUUGGGAGGAAAGUAAGCCAGCCUCCACAGGAGUCUGAAACCAGGUCAAACACGGGUUGGCAUCAGUGAGGCAGCACAAUCCUGACUGACAAACACAGAGGAGGAGGAGGAGGGGAGGAGAGGUGAGCGAUGACAUGCAGGUGUGUCACUGCGGCGUCAGUCAGCUGAGCGCUCGACCUCCCAGAGGAAAUAAUCCCACUCUGCUUGUUUUCCACCAGGAGACAUGUCUAAAUCUCUAAUGUCAGGAUACACUCACAUCACACACUUGGGUUUUACAAUCCAUCCACUGAGAGUCACACAGGUUCAGCUCCCCCAACCAUCCACCCACCCACCCUUCUCCACCUGUCGUCAUCGUCAUCGCUGCAGGAUUUUCAUCCAGGACUUUGUAUUUCUGCUCUGAAUUCUGGAGCCUGCCACAGCAGACUCUGUUACAGACUCUUGCAUAAUCCAGGGACAGUGUGAGACGCCACACUGACUGUAUCUGUGCUCAUACACUUCCACCUGCUGAUUCCAGAGCACAUACUGCCACCCUAUGGCAGGGUGAGGAAGUGCAAGUGUGUGGUCCAAUUCAGACACCUGUGAAACGACUGUGAAAUAAACUAUAUGACCUAUGCUUCCCUAUACCAUCAGGAAUGCUGUUCAAUAACAAACCGGGUGGUGCAAUGAGGCGUCCAUGAUUUUCAAAAUAAAUGUCAGAUUUUUCAGACCAAAAGAAAGUUUUUUCACUGUGUCUCAGUCGGCAGAGAAAGGCAGCCAAGUUCUCCAAUUGCUUAUAAAUGAAAAAGUGACUUAAAUGAUUAAUACAAAUUUUUGGAUCUCACCUUACCUCCUCGGUUUGUUAACUUACAGUCAUAUUUUUAUUGAAGUCUUGAAAAUCAUCGAGGCGUCACUUACAUGUAUAACAAGGUGGAAAUACAAAAGGAGCAUGAAAACAAACUAACUGACAAGGUAAUGCUGUUAAAAAAAUUAUUGUCUCAGUCCUGAUUUACCUCAAAAUUUAGGGAAAGUUGGGAUCUCAAGUUGAAGUAUAUAAGAAGUCACAUGUUGCAUUUACCAUCAGUUUUCACCAGGUAGUGAAAUUUCCCCAUUUGAUUGUCUGCAUCAUUUGUGAAUGAGACAUUUUUUGCUAUGAGGCUCAAAUACAUCAUAAGUGGUCAAUUUUGGGCCAAUGAAAUGUAUUGUGUCUCAUUUAAACAUGCACAAACAGCACCAGCACACAGAGACACCAGUUUGUGUUAAAAUUCCCUCUUUGAGUUUGCUCUCUGAAUUAGAUGGUGUCUUUUUUGACUCAUUUCUGCAGGUUGAGUAAAUCAUUAAAUCCGUCCCUGUCAGUGUGCAGAAACCUGGUCUCUGUACAUCUCCAGAUCUCUGAAUAAAACCCCUGCUGAACAGUUUGGUGGGUUUAGUUAUGCUUCCUGCUGUUCCAGACUUAAAAACCUCACUUAUCAGAGCUUAGCACUCCAAAGAAAGGAUUCAAAUGAGUUUUCUCCUCAUCUUAUCUAAUUGUCAGGAUCUCUGCAGAAUCUCCUCUGCAGCAAAUGAGUCGACAUAAUGAGAUAAACUCUGCUUCUUAAUCAAACCGGCUUCAUGCUGAGAUACACGCAUUAGCCUGCAGCUCGUCUCAAUCAGAUAAAAACCAGACACAAAUUUGUCAUUGUUGAGUCACAGGUCUGAUGGAUUUGUGUGUGUCUGUGUGUGUGCAUGUGUGUGCAGACCGUCAGGACCUAGAGGAGCCCUCGAAGGUGGAUCAGCUCCAGGAGCCGCUCCUGGAGGCUCUGAAGAUCUACGUGAGGAAGCGUCGGCCCAGCAAACCCCACAUGUUCCCCAAAACCCUGAUGAAGAUCACAGACCUGCGCAGCAUCAGCGCUAAAGGUAGGAGGGCCAUAAGCUCAGUGUUUAUUUAAAAUUUUCAGUCCUGUGUAAUGUGAAGAGAUCUGUCCUCAUGUUGAUGUGUGGUGAUGUGGAGUAUGAAUAUGCUCCUCUGCUCUGGUAAUCUGGUGCACACAUCACUGCAGGAACCUACGUUUGUCAAUACAGCUGUCAAUAACUGGUUGAACCCUGGAACUCCUGGAUCUGAAUCAGCAUGAUAGGAACCCACCAUAAUAACAGAAGUCUUUCAAAGUUCUCGUUUUUUUUUUGGUUUAAACUCUCUGUGGUUCACUUUUGAUGCACAUUGAGGACCAGCUUAUAGUGCUGAGCCCCUGAGUCUACCUCAGAUCCCCAUACCCCUCUGCAGACCCCGGCCCCCUGACUUUGGGAUGACCUGCCUGAAGACGUUGCUGUACACAACCCUGUUUUUAUCCCCUCUGUGUCUGUCUUAAAAUCCUGUCUUUUAAACUUUACUCUUUAUCAGCUUGCAUAGGUUUAUCCUGCUGCUUGAACAGCUUAUGUUCUUACAGAGACUCAUACUGUUUGUGCUGCUCUUAUUUGUCUCCUAAGCCUUUGUUUUUUUAAGUAUCACUUAUUCUGGGUUUCACUUUCAGUUCGAUUUCCCCCUCUUUCUGUUUGAUGUCCUCUAAAGCAGCUUAGCAUUACUUUGAGAGUUCUCUGACUUAAAUGACUGAUGACACUUUCAUGUGGAGGUUCCUGCUACUCGAAGUAUGUUUGAUCAUUAGUUUAUACAAUUUAAUAGGCUAUAUAAAUUGUAUGUACUGAGCAAAUUAAACUGCCUUUCAUACAAACAGCAAGUAAGCUCAAUGUGAAAGAACCACAGACUUUAUAUGGAAUGGGUGCCGUCUGCCUCCUCGCUGGGUGAAGCCACCCUGAAAACAGCACCCUCUGGUGACGAGCUGCAGUACAGGUCAUAAAUCCCGCCUCCUCCAGCCAUCCUUACAGAGCUGUGGACAAACUUUAGAAAUUUAAAACACUGAAUAUAAAUUUUUCUCCCCACUUCUUGCAAUGUUGACAUGUAUUUAUUGUAAGACUGGUUUGUGCUCAAGUCCUCUUUUGUCUGUGCAGCUCCAUUUUCAAAAGUUAUUAGGGGGUUCAUGUUUUCUAUGAUUGACACUUGAUACAGCUUAUGGGGGUAUGAAGAUUGCGUAGCUCACCCUGUUUGAGCUGAGCAUCAUCACAGCGACCCUCAGCGACUCUCCCGCCAAAUGUGUACAAUGCUGCUGCGCAAUGUUGGUUUCAAGAAGUAGAGAGAAAACACAGAAUUACUGAGAGCUUUUUGGCUUUAAAUCCAUAUACGGGCCGGAGGCAGGACCGAGUUGUCCAUAGUAUAUUCAGUCUAUGGAAAGAACUCAUUUGUAAAAACCACAAAUUACUGCUGAAGUGUAGCAGCCAGCCAUUUUUACAAUGACACUGCAAUUUGCAACUUCCAAAUUCCUCUUUCAAAAGAAAAAAAAAACUGCAAAUUUCAACUUCAGUGUGUGACAGUUAAAAAGCACCUUUUACAAAAGGAGCAAUUAUAGGUAACACCAUCCCAUCACUGCAUACCACCAAAUAUAAGUCAGUGCAUGCAAAUAAUAAUCAUCUUUGACUGAAGUGGACCUGACUUAAAUGUACUUGUGCCCUGAUCUCUGUCUUGCAGGAGCAGAACGUGUCAUAUCUUUGAAGAUGGAGAUCCCCGGCUCAAUGCCACCACUCAUUCAGGAGAUGUUGGAGAACUCUGAGGGACAGGAUGGUCAGAGCAGCAGCAGCAGCAGCAGCAGUGGCGGAAGCAGCAGCAGCAGCAGUGGUGGGAGCAGCAGUAGCAGCGGUGGUGGGAGCAGCAGCAGCAGCAGUGGCGGAAGCAGCAGCAGCAAGAGUGGAAGCAGCAGCAGCAGCAGCAGUAGCAGCAGCACUUCAGCAGAGGCGGGGGCCAGUCCCAGCAGUAAGGACAGCACCACCGAGGACGCCCCCACUGCAGAGUCACCUGAGUCCUUGGACACAGAGGAGGCUACAGCCACACCACCCAGCGACGAGCCCUAG